GAAACAAAAAUGUCGGAGCCGAAACCGGCUCAAUAUCGUCGACCCGCCUCCUUAAAACAAACCUUCUCCUGACUCGAUGGUCGAUUUCAGAUCAACAACAGCUCGCGGCCGGAAGUAGCCUGUUCGAUUCGCUCUGCUAUGGAUUGGUGCGCCCUGCAGGAUCUGCUCCAGGAACGGCGGCGAGGGGAGGAAAGGCCAAGAUGGCGGCUGCAAUGAAAGCGCGGAAGGGGCCGAGCGGUUAAUCGAGAGGGAAAUACGCGGAUAUUCCCGAGCCGCCUGACCGUGUGAUGGGAGCGGGAUAAGGCGGGAUGUGUGAGAGCUACUCUCGCUCGCUACUGCGAGUGUCGGUGGCGCAGAUCUGUCAAGCCCUGGGCUGGGACUCCGUGCAGGUCACAGCCUGCGAUCUGCUCACCGACGUACUGCACCGAUACCUGCAGCAACUGUGCCGGGGAGCACACCGCUACUCCGAGCUCUGUGAGUAUCACCGCGUACCCACCGCGCACACACCGCGUACACACCGAGUACUGACAGUGUUUGCGUACGGAGUGUCCCUGUACUGACCAUGUACGCUAAUGUUUACACUGUACAUACUGACCGUGUUCAUAAUGCCGAGUAGGGGUAGACCGAUAUUGAUUUUUUUAGAGCCGAUACCCUGUGAACUUUCUGGCCGAUAGCCGAUAACUUGUCGAUAUUCUGUACAUUUACCAUUUUGAAAAAAAUAAACUAAUUCUAAAGGUAAAUGCACAAAAUAUACAUGUCACAUGUAGUGGAUGAAGUGUGUUUAGACAAGGGAGCUGUGUGUUUGUGUAGUGUGUGUGAAGUGGAUGCAGUGUGUAUUUGUGAAUGUGUGUGUGUGUAGUGAAGGCAGUGAGUGUUUGUGUAGUGUUCAUAUGUAUAGUGAAUGCAGUGUGUGUGUAGUGAUGUAAUUUGUGUAAAAUGGGGGGGUGGGCAUUUAAAAUAAAUAAUAUAUAUAUAUAUAUAUAUAUAUAUAUAUAUAUAUAUAUAUUUAUUUUUUUUUUUUUUUUUAGUCCCUCCCUGGUGUAUUCCCUGGUGGUCCGGUGGCUUGUUAAGUACUGGUGGGGCCCGCAGGAAGCUUUCUUACCUUUCUUGCAGCUCAUCCAGCUCUCCUGUGUAAAUCUUGGGACCCUUAGUGUAGAACUUCUGUUUAUAUCCUCUACCUGUUAAUCAUUAAUGUUGCUUUUACAUCCAAGCAACUUGUUAGAUGCUAAUUUGUAUCGCCAAAUGAUUUAUUUUUCUUUUGGGAAAGAAACUACAAAUAAAACACCUUGCCAGUGUAAAGUCCCACCUGAAUCUGUUAAAGGGAUUCUCCGUUUUCCUGGCACUAGAGAGUUCUGGAGUGCCUCUCCAUCCCACGUCGCUAAAGGGGUUAAAACCCCUUCAGACACUUGCCUGAAUCCAGCGCUGAUGACCCUUGGCGCUGGGUCAGGCUCCGCCCAUGCUCUUUCCCCGCUGACGUCUGCCGACGGGGGAGACCUAAUGCACAUGUGAGGCAAUGGGCGCGCACACUAUUUGACCUCUCCAUUGGAAAGCAUUAUUCAGUGCUUUCCUAUGGGGAUUCCGGCGACGUUGGAGGUCCUCAUACAUAGCAUGAGGACGUCCAGCCGGAAGUCCCUCUAGUGGCUGUCUGGUAUAAAAACUGCAAUAAUUACACUUGCAUGGUUAAGGGUGAUGGGAGUUGGCACCCAGACCACUUUAAUAAGCUCAAGUGGUCUGGGUGCCUACAGUAUCCCUUUAAGGGCAAUAGCCAGACUGGAAAUAUGUAUUUAUCACUAAAAAAACCUUACAGUUUCAUAUAGGUGCUUUGUACCCAUAUUUUUUCCUAAACUAUUUUGACUGAGAGGGAUUCAGAGUGGAUUUCCAAUUGUAGGCCAAUGUCGCUGAACUGGGCACACUGUUAAUUUGGGAAAUAAAUCCUCUAGUUAUUUAAGCCUCAAAUUUAAAAUGGGUUUUGAAUGACUGGCAAUUCACUCUUUAAGGAAUAACCCUGCAAAUUGGAAUCAUAUAAAUUAAUAGGAAUUAAUUAAAUUAAUAGCAUACAUUGUGUAUAAAUGCCCUCUCAAACCAGUGGACAAAUGGAUUUCAACUACUUAAAAACAAAGAGUCCAUCACUUGUUUGCUGUCAGAUUAUUAAAACAAUUGGUUCUAAAUGUAGUCAUAAUUGGUAAAAUGAUAGUUUGUUUUUCCCAGGUUGUUAUUGUAUUUGGUGUGCUGUUUUGUUAUGUUUUGUUUUUUGUGUCAGACUUUUGUUUAACCCCUUAAGGACAGAGCUUCAGAAGCUUGUCUUUCGCUUAAUGACAACAGCAUUUUUUUGCAGUUUGCAUUCAACUGCAAUUUGCAUUUUACUAAUUUAUUGCACCGACACAUAUAUUGUAUUUUGAAGGACAGAAAGGGCUUUAAUUUGAUGUAACACAUAUAGAUAUAUAUAAAUGCUUAUUUAUUAUAUCGGUCUGGGUGUGAAAAUUUUUAAAACAGUGGCCAGUGCAUAGGCCGGGCUGAGAGGGGCACUCAGGGCAGUAAUAGCUGGUCUCAGCUCUUACGCCCCUCUUGUAACACACCCUGCACCUUUUCUGGGGGUUUUGUUUUUUAGGGGUUGGUGGAAUCUUAAAGCAGAAGUGACCUGCCUCCAUUCUUCUGCUAGGCUCCACUGAUGGUCUUCUUGUGUGGCACUCAAGUAGCCCAGAAAUGAGGUUAAACUGGAACGAAAGAAAAGUGAUAUUCAGCCCAGCAUUUGCCUUUUUGAAAAUGACAAAUGCAUUGUGUAUUGCCGUCUGCAUCAGAUAUAUACCCACUUUUUUAUACCAUGCCCUGGUCUUACGCAUGAUCAAAUACAGCUGCAUCAGUUGAUCGGACAGGUCAACACCCCCCAUAUGCCGAUUAUAUUGCCGUAUGCAGACUGGCACUCGUUUGCUUUCCUCUCUGCCACGAACUGCGACCCUCCGUUUUCACCAUGAAUGGUGGUUAAGAUGAAAACAUCAUUUUUAUCCCUGUAUUUGAGUGCCUGCAGUUCAUUCUGGCAGAGAGCUGCUGUUUCCCCCCUUUUCAUUUUUUUUGUUUGCUAGAGCCUUUGGGAAACCUGUGCGAGUCUUUCGAAUAGUGCCACAGGCCACGGUCUCGAAGCAGUAUAACAUUUUUAACAGUUGGAUGCUAUUAUAAAAGAUAUCAAUGUAUAAAUGAUAACCUUUAUUAAGUAGUGGCAUUAUUAAGUCUCAGACAAUUUUCCCACUUGUCCCUACUAUAUCUGGGCAACCUGGGGGAUCAAGGUGGCUAUCCCUUCCUUCGUAUACACGGAAGGUGUGUACGUAGCCACUGCCACUUUCACACAGUUUAUAAAAUUUGAUCCCAUAUCGGGAUCUUUUGGAUGGGAUAUAGUGUCUAAAUCCCAGUCUUCCCUUGAACUUCAUGAGGGACUCGUCAAUGGAAAUGUUUUUAUUGGGGGUAUAUAUAGUGGCAAAUUUACUGUUAAAGUGGGCAAUUAAAGGGCGGAUUUUAUAAAGAUCAUACUGCGGAUCACCUUUUGGGGGGCACUUACUAUUAUCACUAAAGUGCUUCAAUCGCAGUAUGUCUUCAUCUCUUUCCCUCGGCAUUGUCUCGGCAAAAAUGGGGGUAUUGCAAAUAGGAUGUUUAGACCAAUACAUCCUAAUUGUGGGCUUUUUAAUUAGCCCCAUUAACAUGGUCAGUGCCCAGAAUUGUUUCAAUUCUGGCACACUGGUUGGGUUCCAUCUUUCUUUCCUGGAGAUAAGAGUCUGGAUUGCGUGCCAGAUACUGCUCCGCAUAGAGAUUAGACUGGGUGACUAUCUCCCCAAAAAUCUCAUCCCCCCAAGAACAGCUGCAUAACAUCCAGCGCACUAUAGCCAGACAGGUCAGCCUGUAUGCCAGGAUUGGCUGUAAACACUGGGAUGUCUGGGGAAAAAUUAUUAGGGGGUACCCAGUCAUCUGCGCCAUGUUCAGCAUUAGGGGAAUUGUCGGUUUCCCCUGAUGGUCCUGCAGUAUCUGGCACAUAGUCCCUGUCCCCUGCGUCACUCUCUGAGGCAGUGUCUCUCGCCUCUGAGUCGGCCGCUAACAGGGCAUAAGCCUCCUCUGCAGUAUACUGCCUGAACAUUGUUAAAUACAGUUAACACAGCUAACAAAACUUUAACUAAAUAACAAAAAAAAAUUUUUUUAAUUCCCACUAAAUUCCACCCACCCAAGUAACUAAAUCAUAAACUAAUAAAAUCAAAUAAUAAAAUGUAUUGUGACUGGACAUCGCGAUUUUCUGUUGCUGGUCUGCCCCGGACUCGGAGGCACCCAGCAACAGCAUUAACCCCGCGAUUGCGGCACCGCGGCAAUCAGGGGUUAAUUUUAAUGCGUGACGGACAAGGUCCGUCACUCGUCAUUAACACUUUCACCUGAGUGAAGGACCUCAUCCUUAAGGGGUUAAACAAGCAUGUGAUUUGUGUCACAACUUACUGGACUUAUGUUUAUCUGAGUCCGUUAAACAUUUUGAGAGUUUAAAUAUUGUUUUGUGUUUUUUAUUCUUUAUUUUUGUUGUGCAUUCAUUGAACAUAAUCGCUUGAGAUGCCACAACAGUUUUCUCAGGCUUCAAAGCAUGAAACAUAAACAUUUGGCAUUGAUAUACGGAGCACAGUUUUUUGAAUUAGGUUCAUACGUUACAACAUUCUCGCUAGAUCGCUACAUUCUCUUGUCUAGAGGAAGAAGUUGUGUGCGUUCAAUAUACUCUUAAAGUCUAGUGUAUGGCUUGGGUUCUGAGCAACUAUUCCUCGUUCUGUGUAGGUGGUUUGUAGUGUUGGUUAUGGCGAUAAAUGUGUGCCACGCUUCUUGUCAUUGUGGCAUUGUCUAGGGCCCAUUAUCCUGGCGUGUUUGGUGUGGGCUUAGGUAUUUUUCCCUAGGCCGCCCUAUGUGGGGAUCGACCAAUUAUUUGUUUUACUGAUAUUAUCGGCCGAUAUUCGGUAUUUUCAGCAAUAUCGGUAUUGGCAUCGGCCAAUAAAGAUACAGAUAUUGCCGAUAAUACAUAACAGGACCGCCGGGCUCAUUACAAGCCUGGCAGUCCUGUGGGGGCCGGUAGCAAGCGCUUACUUACCUUUCUUUCAGCUCCCUGUCUAAAUCUUGCGAGUCCCACGGCCGUCAGAUGGCCGUGGGACUCGCAAGAUUUAAACACGGUGGCACGGAUGUGCAGUGGGGGCACGCAGGCCGCGAUAUUUACACAGGGAGCUGCUGUAAAGGUAAGUAAGCGUUUGCUGCCGGCCCCCACUGCACAUCCAUGCCACCUGACCACCAGGGACUGUCAUAGCCCCCCUCCCUGGCCAGGUAACAAGCAGGGAGGGGGGACUAAAAAUUAACAUGAAACAUAUAAACAUUAAAAAUUAAAAUAAAAAAUGCCUUUCUCCCCCCCAUUUUAAAAAAAUCACAUCCCUUUAAGAACACACACACACACACUCUGCAUUAUAUAUACACACUCUGUAUGUAAUGUAGUGUGUGUGUGUAUAAUGCGCACACACUACACAUGCUGCAUUAUAUACAACUAUGUACUGCAUUGUUGCUCAUGUGGUGUGCGUGUGGUCAGUGGCCCCUAACCACAGAGGCGGCAGGGGUAACACGCUAGCGGCUCCGGUGCUGGCCCUAUCAUGUUAAUGAUUGUCUUUGUAGUUAGUGGUUGUGAUCCGUUAAGCCAAGGGGGAGUCUUGUGGGUGUAUGCCUUACAGAGGUGUCUAGUUGUUUGCUAGAGUAGUUGCAAAGCAGUAAACGUUCAAAACCAAUUAAAACCAUAACAGUAAUGGCGUCAUUAGUAACUCUAGCCUAUAGGCUGAAAGACAGUUAUUGGUGUCAGGUGGUUGCCACAGGGGUUCCUCUCCCCCUGGCUACAAAAGGGACAGUCCUGGUGGGGUCCCAUGUAUUGGAGCUGGCGGGCUCUUCCGUGUGGGAGCCCUAUUGCCCUGAGGAAGGAGUCCACCUCCUGAGUGGAGUUGAGGUGUAGAGUGGUGCCGUUACGGUCCACCGACAGUGGUAAGUCGUCUUGGAGGUGACGGGUCACAGGGCGCAGGAUCCUUCUCCAUUGGAGUGUGGCUCUUGUCAGAUCCUGAUAAAAGGUAAGACUCGCAGAUUCAAAGUCCAGUUUUGCCUUUUAAGGCAGCGAAGAUGGCAUUUCUGUCGGUCUGGGUAUGGUAUUGAAUGAUCACAUCUUUUGUUGCUUGGGAGGGGUGCCCGUGGUGAUUUCCGGAUACGGAAUAUCCCUGCAAUAGCUAAUUUUUUUUGGCCUGUGCAUGUGGCAUUAUGGUGGCGACCAAGCAUCUGAUGUAGUGUGGCAACUCUGCCUGGCUGAUUUUAUCAGGAAUGCCCCUAAUUUUCCGUUGCAUUUGCGGCUUCUUUCUUCUACUGCAUCCAACUUGUUGGUCAGGAUUGCGUGUGAGGCUUUUAAUUGGGACACUGUUUCUUUAAUGCCUUUCACGUCUUUUUGGACGUUUAUGAUGUCCUCUUCUGUAGUCACCACUCGGUUUGUGACCGAUUGGACCUCUGUUUUCAUUAAGGCCAUGUCUGCCGCAGACAUUUGUUUUAGUUCCAUUAGAAGGUUUUUAAUGUCCAGUUUAGUGGCUGCUGUUAGUGCAUCUGGGUCAGCCUGUGUGUCCUGGGAUGGUUGUUGGUGCAGGUUGUCCCCCAUGGCGGGCUCCGAGCAUGUGGAGCUGGUGUCUGGGUCAGGUGGGACCACAGUGUGCUUGAGCAUAGCGCUUAUAUCUUGGGGGUGUCUGCACCCACCUGUUGCUUUCCGCUGGGAUUUUCGUCCCAUGUUUGCCGGGUCGGUGGUUGUGUUCUCCGUGGGCAGUAAGGCUGUGCAAUUGACCGCGUUGUGGAGUGACGUUUUGAAGUCCUUGUUUGUGUGGCGUGCUUUCUGUCCCAUCUAGGGGUAUACGAAGGGCAUCUGUCGGUUGAAGGCUUUGCCCCCUUGCUCUGGUUAUUGGUUUUUAGGUUCGUGUAGGUUGUAUUGGCAGUGUUUGCCAUUGAUUUAAACUGAUGUUUCAAAACUGGAUCAAAAAACUGCAAUUUUGAGAGUUGCAUUUGAUUUUAACUAGUGCAAGAUGCCUCCAAAAAAAUUAAUGAAACGCAUGCAUGCUAGGUCAUCAACAGCUGUGACCUGCAGUUAAUGUCUUGUUUUUACUUGAACUCAUAAAGAGGACUCUAACUAGAUUCUCUGUACCGCUGUUUGUAUAAAAACAAUGAUUCCUCAUUGCCUCUUGUCAACAUCCGAUGUUCAUUGGAGGGGACAUGCAAGAAUGUUGUCAGACCGCAGUAUGCCUGGUCAGAUUACAAUGACCUGUUCGUAGAGUUUAGACAUAAUAUUGUCUCUUUGAAAUUACCUCUUAGUUGGUGCACCCAUGUGUUGUUUUUUUUGUUUUGUUUUGUUUUUUGAGGGAAAGCUUUAAUAUAAUGCUAACCUAGCCUAUAUUAUGCUAGAGAAUUUCUUUCUAACUAUAUAUAACUACCUCUUAAAUGAACUGAUAGGGGUGAUAAAAGACUAUUUUCUUUGGUCACAAUAUAUGGUCCACUCAACAGGUAUCACUAGUCCUUAAUCUUUCUAUGAAAGCUUGCAACAUUAACAUCUCUCAUAAAUGAGGCUGUCCAAUAAUAGCAAGUACACCCAGCAGAAUGCGGGUUGUGCCGUUAUUAAUGGAAACCCAGACUAUUUUGCAGUGAUGGACGUAGUGAUUGUCGUUGAUGACAGUCACCAUGAUUGCUUAUCAUGGGGUACCUCCAUUUUGCUAUUUCUAUGAUGCCUCACUACGGAGUCCUUAAGAAGAAGACUAGUUUUGCCCAUCUAGCGAGACAAGCAUCAUUAGAGCAAUUUAAACAAACAAUGCAACCAUCACCAAAUGUGUCUAAGUGGUGGGCACUGUAGCCUGGACAGUGGCUGUCACAAAGGUGUAAAGCCAGGCAUGGCUCAAUAGCAGGAGCUUGUGGCAGCAGGUGUCUGAAAGGACACAAUGGUUUGACCACUUUGAGCAUUUCUGGCACCAUAAACUCUACGGUGGUCUGUAGUGGUUAUGGUACAUGGCGUGUUCACUAAAAAAGUUUUACUCCAACCCUUUUGGGGGUGGUGAGUGUUGCAAUAAGCCCCAUUGGGCUGUGUGAGUUAGGCCUACCUCUUCAUUUUCAGUAUAAGCUGUAUAAAAGAUUUGUAUUACUUACCUGAACUCCAGCGCCAGCCAAAGCUCCAGGUAGUGCCUUCCAUGCCCCUCCUGACAUUACAAGGGCCUUCACAUAGUCCAAACACCUGGUGAGGGAAGGGUGACUGGGAGGGAGGGAGGUGGGUGAGAGAAUUUUUUUUUUUUUUUUUUUAAACCUUUCUUUUAUGGGGAGGACAAAAAGAACUCAAUACGCCUGUUGCUAGUGUACAGUGUGCACAACAACAGACAUGUUUUUUUUUGUACAGAAUUGACGUUUUGGUGCCCGGAAAAGAGUUUCCGGCUGCCAAAAUGUUUGUUUGGGAGUGCAACUAGCCCCCUGCACACAACUGCUAAUACCUCAAACUGAAACACUGAAUUUACUGACCACUUCAAAUCACUGAAGGGGUCAUGGUGGUUGGAGUAAUCAUUUAAUAAUAUUGGUGUAAUCCUACCACUGAGCCCAAUGAUAUGUAUUUCUUAUUGUCUGGUCUUUUACGGGUAAACAGGGUUUAAAGUUGCUUUGAACUGUGAUUUGCGGUUUACAGAUUACAUGAAGAUAUCCAGUAGACUAGUGCACAAUUGCAUUUCAGGUGGAUCGAAUUAAUCAAAUUUCUUCCAAUCUAGUCCCAAGCAAAUCAAUCUGUCUGUCUGGGAUUUACCUGUGAAGUCUUAGUUGCUGAAUAAUAUUGAUCAUCAGGGCUAAAAAAUGUUAACUCGUUUACUUGUCAUUGGCAAGUGGAAAUUCAGCCCUGGUUAAGGUGCUGUGACACCACCAUUGCCUGAUAAUUUUGUUUGAAAGCAGUAGUUUGUUAAAACCAUAUUUGUAGAAUUGAUAUAUGUGAUGCAAGUAAGGAUCUUAUAUAAUAGAGCUAUGCACUAGAAGGUCAGGCUUAAAAGGACAGUGCCUUAAUAACUUGAUCUUCAUAAAGUGGAUUUGGAGCGUAGCCCUUAUUUUUUUUUUUUUUUUAAUGUAAAACAUUUCCACUUUAGAGAAAUGACUGUUUACAUUUGUGCUCCUGAAGACCUUAGAAAAUGAAAGGUGUAGCUUAGUGUCAUUAUGCACAGAAUGCUGUUAAAGAGACACUACAAGCACCAAAACCGUAGUGGUUUUGGUGUAUAGAUUUUGUCCCUUCAUUCUGACAAAUGUAAACUUUGGCAUUUGUAAUAGAUAAUGAUAAUGUUUACAUAUGUGAUUAAGUGCCUGUCAGAUCCACACUAGAGGCACUUUUUACCCUUGAGUAUCUGCAAUUUGUGGAAGCUAUCACCAGUUCAGUUUGGCUACUUUGGCCUUAAUUUUAAAAUUCACUUUGAAUUUCUCAGUAGUGACAAACCCUACAAUAGAAGUAUCAGAUUUGUGGAGUAUAAUGAUUGCCACACAUGUGCAGUAGGUCUCCAGUGCUUUUCUAUGAAAAGCAUUGAAUUUGACCAAGAUCCAUGAGCAGUGAUGCAGAAGUGGCAGAGCAGGUGCUGCAAAGAUACUGGCAUGGCAAAGGAUUACAGGUGAAUUUAAUAGCUGUUUUUGCUUUGUUUAUUAAUUUGUAUUUAUGUAUAAAAGUGGGCUCAGUUUUCUAAAAGGAGAAAGGAGCACAUUUGUAAAUGGCAACUGUUACAUCUUUGAAAGGUUUUUUUUAGACUAUAAAGUGUGUUCCAUUAGCACAGAUAUUGCAUCAUUCUUCUCUUCAGCCACACUCCUCAUUCAACCUAGGUACUUGGCAGAAUGCUGCAUACCUCUCAGAUACACCGAUACCAAUAUCAAAGUUCCUCUCUCCUCUACAUCAUAUAUGCCGAUGUUCAGUUGCUGUGGUUCUAUGCAGACAAUUGGUGACAAAUAUAUAUUUUCUCAUGGCAUAACAACAUUCUGCAAACUUUAUAAUUUGUUUGAGUAAAAAAGAUGGAAAUUCUUACAUAACUAAAAAAAUAAAAAUAAAGUUGUGUUGUGGAUCCUAUGUGCAAGUCCAUACCGGAUUGUCUUAAAGGAAUACUCCACACACCAUAAACCCGGCAGCUCCCUAUCAGAAUAAGUAGUCACUGUGUUUGACAACUUACUUGAGGUCUGUCGAUCGCCUCCUCUACUGAAGCUAGAGCUCCUGCAAGGAGCUUCCUGGCAGACCCCUGGUAAGUCGUUAAACCACUGCUGACACAUGAGCACUACAGUGGGAUUUAAUGUUUAUGGUGCUUGGAGUGUUCCUUUAAGAUGUUGAAGGUUAACUGAUUAUAGAUAAAUAUGUUCUUUAACUGGCAUAUAGCAGCAGUACAGGAGGGAUCUUCUACAUCUAGAUGAACAAGUAGCCUCUGAAAUAAAAUGGUUAUUCUGCAAUUCCCCUACCAUUCAUACCGUAAAUAUUUGAUCUGAAUAAGACUCCCCAGUUCUUUCUUGUCUCGCUUGUCGGCUGGACAGAAGUAUCUGUUCUGAGACAGAUGUGCAUGACGGCUUGGUGAAGUACACAGGCUGUUACUUGAGGGCUUGGCCAGACUGUUCUCCGGGUGGUGAAGUGCAUGCCUACUGGCUUGGAGCCAGUCAAAGCCAGUUAUGGAUUAUAAUAAUGGGCUUUGUUUUAUAUGCUUAUGCACCCCUGGGGUGCUUGGAAGAAUCUGACUGCAUUCCUGGGAAGCCCGUCAAUGAUCAGGCACACUGUAAGUCUGCACACAGCAGUGGAACAUACGCCCAGGCAGCGUUUGCAUUUCACUGUUCUUAUUGGACUGCUGCACAUGCACAGUAGGAAUGCCGAUUUAUUUUUAUUUUUUUCAAAAUACUAAAUUUGACUGUCUAUUUAAGCUGUGGACAGCAAGGGUGCUUGUCAGUAAAGAAAUAAAAUGUCACCAGCCUCCACACACAGUUCUGAGGUCUUUUAGGUGGGGAAUUAUUUUAUUAUUUUACCUUAAAGGCUUCUAUUUCUUUCUACUUUCUGUUCUAACAAUUAUGAUAAUUGAUGUUUAUCUUACAGGUGUCUAUUCCUGUUUCUCCAGAUAAGAUGGACAAAAUACCUCCACCUGCUCCCAAACUGAAGCCAUCUUGCAAACCUAAACACCUAUCCUGCAGCAAAUGUGCCACCCCUUUUCCUGAUGGUUUUUAAAACAAGAUCUGUAAUCAGUGCUCGGGGGAAGCUUAAGAAAAGGCUAAACAGAAAGAGAUGCAUUAGUUCCUGAACUUGUUUCAGGAUAAUCGAUCACAAACUUCUGGAAGUUUUAAAGAAACCGCAGUUGAAUCCAGGUAAUCUACGUCUGUCUAGAACAGUUCUAUCAAAGGAAGAAACAUAAGUGGGUCUUUUUCUCCUCUGAGUUGUCAUCCAGUUAAUGCUCCCAUUCUUCUUGGUCAGAAGUCUUCAGCCAGGAUUUGCCAUCUGAUUCUGUUUUCCUGACUGAGGGAUUGAAUCCAUUUUAUUAAAUUAUGGAUGAAGGUGAUACCCUGAAGAAAAAAAGGUAAAGACUAUGCAUCCAAGAUUCUUAAGUCUCAUAAAUCGGAAAUGGAAAAACCCAGAGAAAAAAGCCUUUAUUGCAAAGUAUUUUUAAACACAUUUUCAAAAUACAUGAUUCAAACCGGCAAGAUUGUCUAAAGUGGAUUUGCAAAUCUCACAAUAAGCACUCAAAAUCCUUGGAUGUUAAACCCUAUCAGAAAACUGAUGCAAUAUAAGAUUUCUAGAAAAACCUGCUUCCCAAUUCCUUUGUUCUGCUUACACUUCUCAAGUAAAAGCAGAUGCUCUACUAGUGAAAUCACAAAUUCUCCUCCAAAAAGGCAUCCUAGAAAAGGUUCCAAUAUGAGAACUAUUUCAAGGAGUCUAUUUAAGACUAUUUGUAGUGCAGAAACAAGUCAUUUUGCCCUGUCCUGCAUUUAACCCUUUAAGGACCAAACUUCUGGAAUAAAAGGGAAUCAUGACAUGUCACACAUGUUGUGUCCUUAAGGGGUUAACGAAUGUGAACAAGUGCAUCCAGUAUUAAGGAUUCCAGAUGAAAAGGAUUGUAUGCCAUCCAUAUUUUAUGUAGCGGAGACUAUAUGGCCAACUUAAACCUAAAGAACGCAUACCUUCUUAUUCCCAUGGCAAUAAUAUUAAGGAAAUACCAAAGACUUGUCAUCAAAGCAGGAAGAAAGACUAUAUAUAUUUUCAGUUCUAAGCCCUUCCAUUCUGCCCUUCUGCAGCUUGCUUUUUUUUUUUUUACUAAAAUUGUACUCCCGCUGGCAGCUGGUCUUUGAGAAAAGGGUAUUUCAGUUUUUCCUUAUCUAGAUGAUUGGUUCCUAGAAGCCAAUUAGUCUUCAGCUUCAAGGAAACUUUCAAACUACACUUUGACCAUUGCAGAAAUAUGGAUGGUUCUCCUUCCACAAGAAUUCUGUUUCUAUGUCUUUCUCUCUUCACCUUCCUCUUCAAAAGAGAAGGAAGAUGAGGAAAAUUCGGACAAAUUCACCAUGUUGCAUGAGUGCAUUUUCACCUCUACAAUGGGAAAUCAUUCAGUCCUGGUCUGAGGAACAAUCUUAUUUCAACAAAUGUUCGAACUGAGAUAAGAUAGUGGAUUCACUCAGAAUUCUUAUCUCUAGGACUAUCCUUCAAUUAAAGAAAUGGUCACAAUCACUACAGAUGCUUCGAAAACCGUUUGAAAGCUCCUCUAAAUACUUUCUUGCAUCAAGUCAAAACUUCAGAGAAAUGAAAGCUUUACUUGCCUUCAAACCCUGGCUAAUAGGAAAACUUGCAAGAUACGAUCAGACAACCUCACAGCACUCACUUACCUGAAUAACCAAGGUGGCACAAAAAUAGUCUCUCGCCUUUGUGACAACAUUGCGUCUUUGCCAUAGAAAAGGUUAGAAUCCAUCUCUGCAAUUUACAUCACAGCAAUAGACCAUUUGAUAGCGGACUUCCUGACCAGAGCACAGUGGAAACAAAUGGAAUCGUCUCUAGAUCUAAAGGUUUUCCUAAGAAUCAUUAAGAAAUUCAGUCAUCCAGAGAUCGAUCUCAUGGCGACAAAACUGAAAAGUACCGACAUUCACUUUUCUAUUCUGGAAAGAUUAUCUGGAUUUUAGAUUGUCCCGUAAUGACUUGAGAUUUUAGUGGCUUUUUUUUUUUUUUUUCAUCCCAUAUCCCUGAUUCCACGAUUCUUACAGAAAAGCAAACCAGACAAGGUAACAGUGAUGGUCAUCAUCCCAUAUUGGCUCAAUCAGAGCUGGUUUUCUGAGUUAAAACAAAUGGCCAUGGUAGAUUGGGAACUUCCUCUCUCAGAACCGAUACUGGAGAACAAACCACUUCCAACAGAGAGACUGCAGAUUCUUAUACUGACUGCCUAGCCACUGCAAGGUUAAUCCUCAGGAAUAAGGGUGUAGAGGAACAGAUGCUUGAUCUGCUUCUAAAAUCUACUUGAGAAUCUUGAAAAAAAUGUAAUUGUGUGGUGCAAGUUAUUUCUUAUCAUGAUAUUUGUUUUUGAAGCCAAUUAACAUCAACCUCGGCAGUCUCUUUGUCUGCUUCUCAAUGUUUCUAAAGUGAACAUAUGUCAACACAUCAUUUUCUCCCCACUCUAUUCCAAUCUCUUUCUCCUGAGGAAGUCAACUUCCACUUGUUGCAUGUAAAGAGGACUCUGGAAAUUUACCUCAAAUGGCCAUCAGCAUUCAGAUCCUCUGAUCAUUGCCUAUAAGAGUAAAGAGGAUUCCAAAGCCAUAAUUGCUAUGUGGUUAACAGAAUCCAUUAACAUGGGCUACGAAUUUGCUGGUCAGUGUCUCUACACCUUCCAAGGCACAUUCCAUUAGAGCAAUGGCAACCUCUUGGGCAGAAAAUUAAUUGGCCUCUCCAGAGGAUAUCUGCAAGGUGGUCACAUUGUCCUCCUUCAUUCAUCACUACAGGCUAGACAUCCUUUUAAUUCUGAGAAGCUUUUUCUGGGUAUAAGGUGCUUCUAGUUGCUUUUAUCUUACUGAACUACUUAUAUUUGGGAUCUUGCUAGAUCCCUCCUGUACUGCCGCUACAUGCCAACAAAACCAGAAAUUCUACUUACCAAAACAUUUCAUCUUUCCUUUGCAUAGUGGCAUCCAUUUGUAAUAAAGUAUUUUGAUAUUUUUUUUUGGUCUCCUGUAUUCUUUAUUCUUGCUUUUACUGGGGCAGUCAGAUACAGACCUCAUAUUUUAAGGUAUGAAGAGGGGAGGGAAAUAACAUAAUUAACAUUUUACUUUAAAAGUUACUCGUCCACCUAAAGGUAGAACAGCUCUCCUGUACUGCCGCUAUACUAAGAAAGAAAAAAAAUUAUGCCAAGUAAAAUUUUUGUUCUUCUUCCCCAGAUGGGCGCACAGAUGCAGUUUUGGAUGAUGUUGGUCAGGCGUUUAAGUUGAUGGGUGUGAACCUCAAUGAACUUGAAGAUUACAUCCACAAUAUCGAACCAGUUACUUUCCCGCAUCAGCUUCCAUCCUUUCCUGUUUCCAAGAACAAUGUCUUGCAGUUUCCUCCUCCAGACAGUAAAGAUGUUGAGGAUCGGAAGGAAUAUAUUCCAGACUAUUUACCUCUCAUCGCCUCUUCACAAGAAGGUACUGUGCAGACUUAAGAUUUAUUUAUUUACAUUAAAUGAGGAGUAGCCAACAAACAGCCCUGCUCGACUUGUUCAAACCUUGCCCAUACCGAAUUAAUUGUCAACUUGGCUCCCAGUCCCCGCUCAGAUCACUCUGAAAAGGAAUUAAAUUAUCUGCCUUUUAGGAGUGGGAUUGAUGAAGGUGGGACCAUAAAAAGUUUAACAGACUGCAGGAGCAUGAUAUAUAAACCCAAACUGCUUUGUUCUUAAUUACGUCAUGUAUUUAAAAAAAAAAAAAAUUCAGUUUGGCUUUUAUUUAUUUUUGUCAUAUUCCCCUUUAAUACUUAAAAUUUUGGCUAAUCCUACUGUUUUGUUUAGAAACAAUUUGGGGGUGUCAUUUAAGACAUGCUUUUCCAAGUUUGUUUGCUCGAUUUUAAUGUUUUCUAAACACUGACUUUUUUUAAAGGAUCACUAUGGAGUCAGGAACACAAGCAUGUAUAUAGUGUUAAACUAUCAAUCUGGCCCCCCUUGCCCUCCUAAAUAAAGUUAAAUCUUACCUUUAUUCAAAUCUGCUGGUGCUGAUCAGACAAUCGCAAUGCUUUCACAUUGGAUAGGUUGAGAUUGUCAAUUCUGAUGAUCUCAGCCAAAAAAGACAGGCCAGAGGCAGAGCCAAAUGCCACACUGGCCAAUCCUCAUUUCCUCGUAAUGAUGCAUUGAAUCAAGUCAUCAUGUGGAAAGUUAGGGGUCUACAUGGAGAGGGUGGAAGAACCUCCAGUAGCCGUCUGAGGAGUGGCCACUGAAGGUGUCGCUUGGCUAUAAUGUAAACUCUGCUUUUUCUCUGAUAAUACAGAGUUUACUGCAAAAAGGGACUGUCGACAUUCACCAGAACAACUACAUCAAGCAUGUCAAACUCGCGGCCCACAAUGGAUAUCUUUGCGGCCUGGCGAGCCGCGAGUACAUCCUUAGUGUUAUAGCAGAGUCGGCUCCUGCUUUCCCCACAUUGCAGGUUCCUACUCUGCAUAAACUUGCCCGGGAGGAUGGCCAGCGAGGGAGCUCAGUGUUCCUGCUCCUCACUGUUACCUCGCACACGCCGUCUGCGGUGAAGCCUGCUGCCGGAAUAUGACGCCAUAUUCCGGCAUCACUAAACCACGCGAGGGAGCACUGAAGAGCAGAUAGAAGAUUCCUACUGGACCCCAGGGAGAGGCCCCAUAUCGGCUCCCAAAGGAAGGGAGUAAUAAAGAAAAUGAUCAGUGUGUGUUGGUCAGUGUUGCAUUGGCUGCAACUGGACAGUGGAGUAGCUGGAGGUGCAUGGAGGCACGCAACGCCACGUCACAUUCUGACAUGAUAUUGACGUGCUCAAUCUUCACAGGGUUUCAAGAAGUAGCGGGAAGAUCAGACUUGGCACUGGGUGUGGACCGCGCCAUUUGGGGUAUACCAGAGGCCGGAAUCCAAAGUCGCAUACUAGCAGCGGCAAUGUGAGUGGAGUCUACUUGUUGGCUAGAGGGGGGUACUGGUAUUUAGUAUAUGGGGAGGGAGGAUACUGAAUUUUUUUUUUUUUUAAUAUUUUUUUUAUAUACUGUACUUUUCAAAAUCUACAUUUCUCUGAAAAUAGAAAAAAAAAUUUGGGCCCACGUAAACUUGUAGCGCCUUGUUUAUGUGGCCCAUGCUUGAAUUACAUUAAGCUGUAGUUGCUCUGGUGACUAUAGUGUCCCUUUAAUAAAUAUAAACCUGCAUCACAAAAUUCAGACUGAACACUCAUGGGUCUUCAGCAAUUUAUUAGAUCUAAAGGAUGUUUUUAAAUUUCCUGUUUUGUUUUAUUUUUCUCCAUAUCGCUCAUUUUUAGUAUAAUGAAUUGAAAAAAGAGAAAAAUAAACAGCGCUAAAUUGCCACAAUAAAAUUAUAAGAAAGGCAGCAAUCCUCAAAGGGGAGUAUAAUGUAUAUAUGCCAUUUAUUUCUGAUGACUCAUCGUCUUUUGUGAAUUGUUCUUUUCCAUCAAAAAAGCAUUCGGCUUUUAUUUUUUAUUUUUUUGCAACUCUUGGAUCACCAGGAUCACAAAAUAAAAAUAAAAAUUUUAAAAUAAAUUGUGUGUGUAUAUAUGUAUAUAUACAUAUGUGUGUGUGUGUGUGUGUGUGUGUGUGUGUAUAUAUGUAUGUAACGUCAUACAUAGUAGUAUUAAAAUAAUGACGUUACACAUAUAUAUGAUAUAAAAUAUAUAUAUAUAGUUACAUAAAUAACUACAUAAGUGUACACAUAGACUUUAAAUACAUAUAUAUGUGUAUAUAUAUUAAAAUUCUACGUGUACAUUUAAGUAAUAUUUUAACAUAAUUAUGUGAUUUAAUUAGUUAACAUUUGAUUGACAUGCCUGACAUCCCAGGCAGAAAGUGCAAAGAAUUUGAAUGGCAAGCACUAUAUUUAACUCUGUGACUUUCCAAGACACCAUAAAACCUGUACAUGGGGGGUAUUGUUUUACUCGAGAGACUUUGCUGAACACAAAUAUUAGUGUUUCAAAAUGGUAACUUGUAUUGCAACAAUAUACUUAGUAAAAGUAUACACACGAACGGCACUUUUACUGACUACUUUUGUGACUAAGUGGCUACUACAAAAGACUGGACAUACCACACUUGUAAUACCUUGGGUAGUCUACUUUUGCAAAUAGUAUGCCAUCAUUGGGAUAAAUCUCGUUCCUGGGCUACCACACGGUCUCAAAGGUAACAUUACUAAUCUGGCAAAUUUCAAUGUGAAAAAAAUUAAAAAUGGAAUGUGCUAUAUUAGACCCUUUAAUUCCAUGUAUUCCAUACAGAAUAGCUUUGAUUUUAUACUAUACAGCCUUUAAUUACAGACUGUGGGAUUCUACCUCUCAAAUAGAGCCUUGCAAACCCAGAGCCAGGGGUGAUAGGGCUCUGGUCCAUGUUAGUUACCCUUCACCUUUUCCCAUAUACUUGUUGUUGUAUACCAUCUGCACUAUAUUUUUCUAUGCUUACUUUCAGAUUUACCAUCUUCAAUAAUAGCGCAAUAAUUUGGUCAUAUCAUCAGAAGUUUUGAUCACAUAGAAAAGUAUAGGAUUGUGUGAGACUGUCAAGGAGGCAGAUCAGACCAUUUUUACAAGCCAGCACAAUUCAAACACAGCCCUGGCCAAUCAGCAUCUCCUCAUAGACAUUAAUUGAUUCAGUGCAUCUCUAUGAGGAAAGUUCAAUGUCUGCAUGCAGAGGGUGAAGACUCUGUGCAGCACUACCCCAGGAAGUACCUCUAGUAGCCAUCUGAGGAGUGGCCAGUGGAGGUAUCCUUAGGCUGUAAUGUAAACACACUGCAUUUUCUCCAAAAACAGUGUUUAGUGCAAAAAGCCUGAAGGGAAUGAUUCUACUCACCAGAACAAAUACAAUAAGCUGUAGCUGUUCUGGUGACUAUAAUACAAUUUCAAAAAUGUAAAAUUGUGCUCCCUCUUCCUUUUUGUAUCCCUUCAUACAGAAUGAAAAUAAAAAAUUCUCUGUGGGGAAAAAAAAAAUGUAAAAUUGCUUUUGUUAUUGUAAAAUAUUUCUUACAUCUUGGCUUUUUUUUUUUUUUAUAAAUAUAUUUGGCAUUGCAUAUGGUCAACUGCAUUCAUUCUAAAACCAAAAUGUGUCCCUUCACCCCCUUUUCCAGCUGAACUUUCAGUAUGCCCCAGAAGCUGAUAAUUGAAUGAUUCUUGUCUCACAGCUAACCUGAGCAAUUUUCAAUAACGAAAACCCCUAUGAAAUUGGUCAACCAUACAAUAAAGCUGCUAGUUCUGUUUAUUGAUUUCAGAAAAAAUAAGUGUCUGCCCUGAGCAAACAAACUGUAGCUAUGGGUUCUUUAUGCUAGCUGUUUAGGGGUCAAAAAUCUGUGAGUUCGACAAGGAGGUGAAAUGUGUGGCAUACUUUUUUACUUUGUGCUGCCUAUAUUUUAACAUACAACAUAAAGGCAGGUUAUGAUUAAUUUGUAUUCUGUGCCUUGUUCAAAUCCAUGUAUCAAUGUUGUUUCUAUGAAGCCUUUUAAAAUCUACCAUAAAACUAUAUUUUUACAAAAAUGUUAAGUCAAGAGUGAGAUGGAAUUCAACUUGUGCAGAACAUAAAGGUGACUUUACCACAGGGGUAGGCAACCUUUAGCUUUCCAGAUGAUGAUUACAUUUGAACCUUGUAAACCCAUCAACCAAGCACUGUAAUAUUUUCUUGUUUUUCUUAUGUCUAACUGAAAUGUAACAAGUUGAAGCAAUCCUGUCAGGCCAUGUUGUAAUUUUAUGGAUAUCAUGAUCUGAGUGGAGUCAUGUCUACAGCAGAUACCCAUAAUAGGUUGUUGUUGUGUGUUUUUUGUUUUUUUUCCCUACCGAUUUGACCCUGAUUGUGAUCAAGGUACACUUGUAUCUUAAGUUUAAGUUCUUCAGAUUGCUAAAAGAGAUCAUGAUUUGUAGUAUUUAACUUCUGGUAGAUGAAAUAAGUCAUGCUUCUAUUUUUUUUUUUAUGUUAUAGUUUUUUUUUGCACAGUACUGUAUAGCGGAUCUUUUUUUUGGUGAUCAAUGUUCCUGUGUGUUUUGGUUGCACUGCAUUAAAUUAAAUGCAUUGAAUCUGUACAAUGAAAAUAUUUCCUCGCUUUUACUAGCUAAUUUUAUUUAACGGGUCGCUAGUUACCAAAACCACUUUAUUACCUACCCUGGUAGUGCCGUGCAUGCAUGGGAAAAAAAGCUUUGUUUUCAAUUAGAUGCUAACUUUGCGCUAGAAUUUAUAUAUAAAAUAUUUCAGUGUGUGUGUGUGUGUGUGUGUGUGUGUGUGUGUGUGUGUGUGUAUAUAGAUAUAUAGAUAUAUAGAUAGAUAGAUAGAUAGAUAGAUAUACACACAAACAUAUUGAAAUAUGGGUUAGCACUCCAUUCUUUUAUUCGGUUAUUCCAUAUUGUUGUUUGUUGCUCCUGAAGAAAGCCCAGGACGGCUGAAACGUCGAGUUUAAAAGAUGAUAUUUUUUACUAGAAGACCGUGACUGCUAUCCCAUAUAACAAUAUGUUUGUAUAUUUUGGCUGUGGCUUUUAGCACCCGGCAUUCAAUAUUAUGCUUUAUAUAGCAGGGUUAAUCUGAAUAUAUAUAUUUUCUCCAGGUCAUUAAAUUGAAAUUACCCCCAGAAGGUUCAGGCACUAGUUAAUAGUGCAGGAGAUAAGAAAUUAAAUAGACUGCGCAAUAGUGUAGUGUAUACAUUAGAUGCUGUGUUUUUUUUUUUUUUGUUUUUUUUUUAUAUAGGAAGUUUUUAGUAAGGAUGUGCAAGUCACAUGCAGGGAGGUGUGACAAGAGUUGUAUAAACAAAGUCAUUUAAUGACUCCUAAAUGGCAGAGAUUUGAGCAGUGGGACUACAGGGGCAUGAUGUAUACACCAUCGUUAAAAUUAAGUAGUUUUGGUGACUAUAGUGUCCCUUUAAAUAAAAGAAUAAAUUUGACAGUGUAACCUUGAAGUGCCUAUACAAUUAAUGGUUGGACUCAAAUGUGAAAAUUAGUUAUUUGUCAAUUUAUUUUUCAAACACGUGGAUUUUAACCCCUUAACACAGUUACGGCGUUCUAUGCCGUCGCGGUUUUAAAGCCGUUGCGGCGGCAUAGAACGCCGUAACAGCUUAAGCCCCCAGGGGAUCGCAGCUACUUACCUCCGCUGCGAUCCUCUUCUGGAGGGCUGCCUCGCAGCCCUCCCCCGGCGAAUGAGGCCCCCUAUAGCUGGCUGUGGAUCUGCCAGCAGGGGGACUGUCUGAAAUAUCAGACAAUCCCCCUGCUGGUGGGAAAUGAAAAAAAUAAAUAAACAAACAUGUGUAAAAAUAAAUUAAAUGUGUAUAUAUAUAACGUCAUACGUUGUGUAUUUUAAUACUAAUAUUAGUAUAUAUAUUAGUAUUAAAACACACUUAGAAUGACGAGAUAUAUAUAUAUAUAUAUAUAUAUAUAUAUAUAUAUAUAUAUAUAUAUAUAUAUAUAUACACACAUAUAUUAAUGUAUAAUUACAUAAAUAAAAUAAUGUAUUUUGUUAUAUAUUUAUAGUGUGUAUGUGUAUGUAUGUGUGUGUGUAUAUAUAUAUAUAUAUAUAUAUAUAUAUAUAUAUAUAUAUAUAUAUAUAUAUAUAUAUGUGUAACAAAAUACACUUAGAAUGACAUUCUAUAUAUAUAAAAUACAAAUAACCGCAAAUAUAUCGAUAAAUACAUAUAAUUACAUAAAAGAUUACAUUAGUAUACACGUAGAAUUUAAAUACCUAUAAAUACAUAUAUAUUAAAAUUCUACGUGUAUAUUUAAGUAAUCUUUUAACGUAAUUAUGUGAUUUGAUUAAUUAAAAUUUGAUUGACAUGCCUGACAACACAGGGAGAAAGUGCAGAGAAUUUAAAGGACCACUCUAGGCACCCAGACCACUUCAGCUUAAUGAAGUGGUCUGGGUGCCAGGUCCUUCUAGGGUUAACCCAUUUUUCAUAAUUAUAGCAGUUUCAGAGAAACUGCUAUAAUUAUGAAUGGGUUAAGCCUUCCCCCUAAUCCUCUAGUGGCUGUCUCAUUGACAGCCACUAGAGGCGCUUGCGUGCUUCUCACUGUGAUUUUCACAGUGAGAGCACGCAAGCGUCCAUAGGAAAGCAUUGUAAAUGCUUUCCUAUGCGACGGGCUGAAUGCGCGCGCAGCUCUUGCCGCUGCGCAUUCAGCCGGCGGGGCGGAUCUGAGGCGAGAGAGGAGAGCUCCGCCCAGCGCUGGAAAAAGGUAAGUUUUUACCCCUUUCCCCUUCCAGAGCCGGGCGGGAGGGGGUCCCUGAGGGUGGGGGCACCCUCAGGGCACUAUAGUGCCAGGAAAACGAGUAUGUUUUCCUGGCACUAUAGUGGUCCUUUAAUUCGCAAGCACUAUAUUUGACCCUGUAACUCUCAAAGACACCAUAAAACCUGUACAUAGGGGUUACUGUUUUACUCAGGAGACUUCGCUGAACUCAAAUAUUAGUGUUUCAAACUGGUAAAUUGUAUUACAAUGAUGAUAUUUUAAGAAAAAGUGAAGUUUUUUGCAUUUUUUACAAACAAACGGCACUUUUAUGGACUAUAUUAUUGUUGUAAUAUGUUUUACUGUUUUAAAACACUAAUAUUUGUGUUUAGUUAAGUCUCCCGAGAAUAACAAUACCCGCCAUGUAGAGGUUUUAUUGUGUUUUGGAAAGUUAGAGAGUCACAUAUAAGGCUUGCAUUUCAUUUUUUUGACAUUGAAAUUUGCCAGAUUGGUUAUGUUGCUUUUGAGAGUGUAUGGUAGCCCAGGAAUAAGAAUUACCCCCAUGAUGGCAUACCAUUUCCAAAAGUAGACAACCCAAGGUAUUGAACGUGGGGUAUGUUUAGUCUUUUUUAGUAGCCACUUAGUCACAAACACUGACCAAAUAUUAGUUUUUUGCUUUUUUCACACAAAAACAAAUAUGAACGCUAACUUUGGCCAGUGUUUGUGACUAAGUGGCUACUAAAAAAGACUAAACAUACCCCACGUUCAAUACCUUGGGUUGUCUACUUUUUCAAAUGGUAUGCCAUUAUGGGGGUAAUUUUCAUUCCUGGGCUACUACACCGUCUCAAAGGUAACAUUACUAAUCUGGCAAAUUUCAAUUUGAAAAUGGAACGUUCUAUAUUUGACCCUGUAACUUUCCAAAACACCAUAAAACCUGUUAAUGGGGGGUACUGUUGUACUCGUGAGACAUCGCUGAUUACAAAUAUGUGCAUUUUUUUGCAGUAAUACUUAACAGUAUUAUGACAUUAACAGCUAAAAUGUCAGACGGAAAUACAAAUUUAAGAAAAAUCUUAUUUUCUAAAAAAAAAAAUUACAUUUUAUUCAUAAUAAAUGUUCCAUAUAUAAAUAAUUAAUGAAUGAUAAAUUAAAGCCCUGUUUCUCCUGAACAAAAUGAUAUAUAAUAAGUGUGGGUGCACUUAAUGUGACAGCGGUGAAUUGCGGGUGAACAGACCUAUAGCGCAAAUUCCAGUUUUUGUUUAAGUUUUGUUUUGAUCAGAACGUGUACUAUUGACUCCGUCCUGAAGGGGUUAAGAUGAAACGCACUGGUUACUGGCAGUUCUUUGUUUAUUGAUUUCUCGGGUCUGCAGAUGUGUGAAGGAAUAAAACCUAAAAUGUAUGUUAACAAAAUAUUUUUUUCAGGUUAGUUUAAUGCACUCUUUUAUUUGUAGUUGACUUCAGUCUCAAUAUUCAGCUGAGAGAUGAUAGCCUUGGUUUUUUGGACUUUACCUUAAAUGCGAAUUUAUUCAGGAGAAUUUCAAUUAAAAUAGAACUUGCUUUAAGUCAAUGGGAACUGUAUGAAGUGAACAAGCUCUUCCAUUUUAAGGAAUACUUUUAGUUACCAAAGUAUAUAAGUAAGAGCAAUUAAGUUUAUACAGAUUUGUGCUGUACUUUUAGGGAUUUCUGAAUAGCUGUUAGUUGUUAUUUUGUUACCAGUUUAACUUAUUUCAGAUCCCAAUAUUUUGAGGUAGCAAUACUACUAACUUAAUUUGGGUAUAAUUUCCUUUAUGAUAUUCUCAGUUAUUUAACUUUUGACUUGCACCUCAUUUGCCUAAAUGCCAUUGUCACCCCUAAUUUUUUUUUCUCUGGCUACAUGUUUAAAUAUUGUAUUUGUUGAAUUAGUAGAGGAGCUAAAAAUUCUUGAUCGUUUUGACAAUAUGGAAUGGAAAGUUCAAAAGUGACAUUUUGUUUAUGGCAAGAACCUUGUUUGUGUAAUAGUGUUCAAACUAGAUUUCCUUGUUUAAAAUGUUGCUAUUCUUAUCUGUGUGUAAAUGUAAUUACCCCUGACAGAAGCACUUUGGAAUGUUUCAGGGAAAUAAUGGUUUUUGACCAAUGCACACCAAGCUGCCAAGCUCAGGAAGUACUGGUGCCAUAGGAAAGGAGAGAAAUUCACAUUUCAUUUCCUUUGCAAUCCAGGGAUUUCAGCUCUACCAGUGUAGUAACUGAAACAGGAAGUGAAACUGCUUUCUCAUGGCCUGUGUACAGAGCCCAUCACAGCAGGCUACCAGCCGACAAACAUUAUCAUAGGUUCAAGUCAACUGCUUUCUGAUAUUGAUGUCGAGAAUGGGAACAGAAACGAAUCUCCCACUUUCAGCUUUAAAAAAAAAAAAAAAAAAAGUGAAUCUGUCAUAAACCAUUUGUUUUAGUGAUGUGACUUUCCAGUGGCAGAUUUAUUAUUUUGAACUUUCUUCCUAAAGGAGACUUUCCAUAAUAUAAACUUCUCAUAUAAAUGGUAUUAACUCUAGUUGCCAUCGACUACUUCUAAAGACAUGGUGGGAAGAUACUGGAAUACACAACUGCAUGCAAAGUGUUUUUAACCUGUCUAGAUUCUAUUGCUUAAAAUGUUUUUCAGGUACUAUGAAGGGUUUAAGAUUUGCAAUAUAUAGCUCUGCAGCUGUUGUGUUAUAGAACCCAUAAUCCUUAGCCUGGGGUUUUAUUUUAUUUGUGUUACAAAGUCUUUCAACCUGUUGGUUGCUUAUUAAGUUGGAAUGUGUCUUUGGUCUCUGAAGGUUCCUCAUGUUUGUUUUAAUGUUUUAUUUAAUGCAUUUAUUUGUUUUUGAAACAAUAUGGUGCCAUCUUUGUCUUCAUAUGUCUUUUUAAAUGCAUUCUUGUAUAGGCCCCACGAGUCGUUCAGAGAAAUGUGGGCUGACAUUUGGUAAUACAGCAAGAAACCAGAUUUCAUGGGAUGUACGAACAUUUUUAAACAUUCUAUUUCAUUAAACUAUGGGCAACUAUACUUGAGAAGUUAAAGGAUCACUAUUGGGUCUGGAACACAUGUAUUCCUGACCCUAAAGUGAAAAGCUACCAAUUAUGUGACUAGCACCCUCCGAAUGGAUUAAAACUCUCCUUAUUUACAGCUCUCCACGGGUCUGCUGGUGCUGGCCCCACCCACUUGGUGACAUCAUCAAAAUAGCCUAUUUUUAGCCAACCCAAACGCCGUUUUGGCCAGUCAGCACCUCCUCAUACAGAUGCAUUGAAUCAAUGCAUCUCUAUGAGGAAAACUCUGCAUCCCUAUGCAGAGCGUGGGGAUGCUGAACGGCAGGGUUGCCUACUGUGCAGCCCUGAGCCAGGAAGCCCUUCCAGUGGCCAUCUAAGGAGUGGUCACUUGGAGGUGUCCGUAGGGGCAAUGUAAAUACUGCCUUUUCUCUGUAAAGGCAGGGUUUACAUGAAAAUGCCUGAAGGGAGCUAUUAUACUCACCAGAACAACUACAUUAAGCUGUAGUUGUUCUGGUGACUAUAGUGUCCUUUUAAGUGUACAGUUACUGAUUCCUCUGUCAAUAAUACAUAGGCGGAAGUGAAGUUAUUACACAUGCACAUGACCAUUUGAGCUUUCUAUUUGUCAUCUUUGGAAAGAAGUGUGCAGAAUGCACAAUUGAUUUAUACCUUCUCAAGGGGAUAUUGUGAGAAGUUGUUUUGAGUUUGUUCUGUAGACAGCUAUAAUAUACAUUGGAGAUGGGAGCAUGACAUUGGAUUGUGUGGUUGCUUGAAUUCUGCACAGUAGUCAAGCUUUCUUAGCUCCCAGCUCCCUGUUCACAGCGGGAUAGUUUGUAUCAGAUUUCCUCUUAUGUUGACCCUUGCAAUGGCAGACCUGACACUUGCGGUUCUUAGCAUCUGAGACUGAUUUUUGUUCUCGGAACCUUACCACAUUAAAGUUUUUACACUUAUUUUGCCUGGCAUCUAUCUUAUGGGUAAUAUUAAACCCGUAUUGUUUAUUUCGAAUUAUUAUGAAAUUUAUAUUAAUAAGAGCCAUCUUUUAUUAAAGGAAUACUAUAAUUGAUUUUUUUUCCCCCCCCCCAGCGUGUAUUGCAUUUAUAAUGCAGCUUAAUUUCUAAUUAAGUGCAUUAUAAUGUAUUGGUUUUAAAUAUUUAUGUAUAAUCAGAAGAAAAAAAGACCCCAAUACAAUCCACUAAUGGAUGCACAGAUGUGGGGGCACAGUAAAGUACAAAGAGAUAAUUAAAAACCUUAAUUUUAUUAAAUCUAAUAUAUAAACAUGUAGGCAAAUGCUAGCUAAAUCUAUAAUGUGGCUGCUAUGGCUGGGCUAUAAACAACUGCAAAAUGGUUUUACAUUAAGCAUUUAAGCAAUUUUUUAAAUUAUUUUUAAUAGUACUAAUGUAUAGCAUUAACGUGUGCAGCACUUACCCAGGAAACACUUCUAAAAGGCUGUCUGAGUGACUGUCACUAGAGGUGUUUUCAGACAGCAAUGUAAGCAAUGCCUUUAGUUUGAAAAGUCAGUGUUUGCAUUGAAAAGCGUGUAGGGACAGUAUAUAGACUUCCGAACAACUACAUUAAGCUGUAGUGGUUCUAGUGAAUAUUGUGUCCCUUUAAGAAUAGUUUUUUUGACGUUUAAAAAUCUGUCUCCUAGAUGUGAAGCAAAUUUGUCAAGCUCUAUUUUAAGGUAUGUAGCACGCAUACUGUUCUGAUUCAUGACAGGGUGUAAAUUUUUCAGUGUUCAUGAAGGAAUACAUAUUGUAUAUAAACUAGGGUUUAAUAUUAUGAUCAGACAAUUAGAUUUUAAAACCUUAUUAAUGCAGUGUGUCUAUCGAGAAAUAUAUUUAUUGUUCAGAAGAGACUUCCAUUUGUUAAACCAAAUGUGAAAGAAUAUCUUCUCCUUUAGAUUUAAUUUGAAUAUGUAACAGUGAAUAAAAGUCAAAACAUAAAAAAAAAAAAAAAAAGUUUACUAUUCCCCUUGUAAAUACCGUUUAGCUAAUAAUAUGGGGGGUUGAGGGGAGAAGGGACUGCUGGUUUUAAUGCAGCACUGGAUGAAAAUGCUUGCAGUUUUAUUACAUAUCACUAGAAGGCACUGUUGCUCCAUGCGUAGAAAACCUCUAACUCCUACUUGCUUAAAUUAACAUUGAAGUUAUCCUUCCUAUGUCAAUUAAGGGGGGUGGAAGCGCUCUGAGGAUUAAUGACAUUCUUGCUGAUUGUAUAAAUGAAGUUCAUACAUAGAGCAUGUCUGGCAAAUCAGAAGGACUUAAGAUAUUAUUAAAGUAACAAUAAUAAUGCUUUUGCUCCAGCCUUUACUAACCCAUCUCCUUUGGGUCCUACUCCUUUAUUAAAAACCCUGUUUUUGCAGCUGGGAGUACAGACAAAUACUAGAUGCUUGCUAGUGUAGAAGUGCAAAUAAAAAUUGCACCCAGUUGCAAAUUAUUAUGCAAAUUUUAUUUAAGUGUCAAAGAUUAAAUAUUUUGUUUUUCAGUUUAACUCAUGGAUAUCAUUGUGUCUCAGGGCUCUUUUGAUCACUGAAAACAAUCUCUGACACCUGUGAUAAUUAGAUUGCCAGGUGAGCCCAAUUUAAGGAAAAACUACUAAAGGAGGGUGUUCCACAUUAACCCUUUAAGGAACAAACUUCUGGAAUAAAAGGGAAUCUUGACAUGUCACACAUGUCAUGUGUCUUUAAGGUGUUAAAGGACCACUAUAGGCACCCAGACCACUUCAGCUCAAUGAAAUGGUCUGGGUGCCAGGUCCAUCUAGCAUUAACCCUGCCUGCUGUAAACAUAGCAGUUUCAGAGAAACUGCUAUGUUUACAUAAGGGUUAAUCCAGCCGCUAGUGGCGCUUCUGCGCUUCUCACUGUGAUUUUCACAGUGAGAAGACGCCAGCGUCCAUAGGAAAGCAUUGAGAAUGCUUUCCUAUGGACUGACUGCGCGCACGGCUCUUGCCGGGCCUGCGCAUUCAGCCAAUGACGGGAAAAGGAGGAGAGUCCCCAGCACCAAGGGAGCCCAGCGCUGGAGAUAGGCAAGUGUUUAACCCUUUCCUCCAACUUCAGCCUGGUGGGAGGGGGGCCAUGAGGGUGGGGGCACCCUCAAGGCACUUUAGUGCCAGGAAAGAGUUUUUUUUCCCCUGGCACUAUAGUGGUCCUUUAACCCCUUAAGGAUCAAACUUCUGGAAUAAAAGGGAAUCAUGACAUGUCAUGUGUCCUUAAGGGGUUCAGCAGAGCACCAUUUUCAUGCAAUAUUGGGAAGAAAAAGGAUCUCUCUGCUGCCGAAAAGAGUGAAAUAGUUCAAUGCCUUGGAAGAGGUAUGAAAACAUUAGAUAUUUCACGAAAACUUAAGCGUGAUCAUCGCACUGUUAAGAGAUUUGUGGCUGAUUCAGAGCACAGGCGGGUUUGUGCAGAUAAAGGCAAAUUGAGGAAGAUUUCUGCCAGAUCCAUGCAUCGGAUCAAGAGAGCAGCUGCCAAUAUACCACUACAUAGCAGCAACCAGAUAUUUGAAGCUGCUGGUGACUCUGGAGUCCCACCAUAGACCUUCUAUUCGGCCACCACUAACCAAUGCUGACAAGCAGAAACGGCUGCAUUGGGCAGAAAAAUACAUGAAGACUAAUUUUCAAACAGUCCUGUUCACUGAUGAGUGCUGUGCAACCCUGGAUGGUCCAGAUGAAUGGAGUAGUGGAUGGUUGGUGGACGGACACCCUGUUCCAACAAGGCUGCAACGUCAGCAAGGCGGUGAUGGAGUCAUGUUUUGGGCCGGAAUCAUAGGAAGAGAGCUGGUCAGCCCCUUUAGGGUCCCCGAAGGUGUAAAGAUGACCUCUGAAAAGUAUGUGGAGUUUCUGACUGACCACUUUCUUCCCUGGUACAGAAGGAAGAAUUAUGCUUUCCGUAAUAAAAUAAUCUUCAUGCAUGACAAUGCACCAUCUCAUGCUGCAAAGAAUACCUCUGCAUCAAUGGCUGCUAUGGGGAUAAAAGGAGAGAAAGUCAUGGUGUGGCCACCAUCCCCCCUGACCUCAAUCCUAUUGAGAACCUUUGGAGCAUCCUCAAGCAAAAGAUCUAUGAGGGUGAGAGGCAGUUUACAUCCAAACAGCAGCUCUGGGAGGCUAUUCUGACAUCUUGCAAACAAAUUCAAGCAGAAACUGUCCAAAAACUCACACGUUCAAUGGAUGCAACUUGUGAAGCUGCUUUCUAAUAAGGGGUCCUAUGUUAAAAUGUAACGUGAUCUGUUAAAAUGUUUAAAAAGUUAAAAUGUUGUUAUAAGUUUUGUUGAAAUAGCUUUUGAUUUCAGUAAAUAUGCUGCAAACACAACAAAUGACAAUUUUCAGUUCAUUACAACCUAUAAAGUGUUUUGAAACUUACUGUGCGUAAUAAUUUGGAACAGUGCAUUGUAAGUUUGUUUUUGGUUUUUUUUUUUAAAAAUACUGUUCUCAUUAGGAGGUUUGUUCAAUAAAAUUUGAAUUGUACUCUUAAUAGUUGAUAACAUGAGAAUUAUGCUGACAUUUACAUCAAUUAUUUAGGUAAAUGAGAAAAAUAUAAUUUGCAUAAUAAUUUGGAACAGGGUGUAGUUUUGUCCAAGUCUCAAUAUUUGCUAUCACCACUAACUGUUUGCUUGUAAAAGUGUGACCCUGGCAAAUCGUAAUUCACACAUGGUGAGUUUGCCACGGACCCUCCAGGUUUGCGUCAGCGAGUAACUUUAAAAAAAAAAAAAUAUAUAUUUUUCAUACUCUUUCUGUGCACCCUCAUAUAGCAUUUACAAAAAUGAUGCUUACAUGCUGCUGUCUGGCUUUUUUUUUUUAAUUUUUUUUUUUUUUUUACUUUUAUCUAAAAGUCAUUUUUAUUCAACAGCCUUUUUUCUUCACGAACAAAAAAAUGCAAAGGUGGCCACUUCAACCGUUUAAAAGAGUUCUAAAAUAUAAAUUUACCAUCAUGCUAUUAGAUAAAAUUAAUAAGCUUGUGAGAAAAAUAGUUUCACAACUUAACCAGUAUAAAAUUAAUUUCAUUUUCCGAGUCUCCAUACGAGGACCACUUAUGGUGCUGUUUGUUCCGAGCUGUUUUCUGAAUGUAUAUUUUGCGAUUUCUCCUGUCUAGUCGUGUGCACCAUUUGCCAAGCUACUACAGCAAUUUCUUCAUUGUGAACAUUUAAUUUCUGUGUAUUUCUUAUUAAUGCACUGUGUUUUUAUUUGUUUUUGUUUAUUUUAAAUAUUUGUAUCUUGCAAUGUUUCAGGAGAGGCUAUCAGUGGGCUUUUUUUUUGUGUGUCUAGGCUCUGGCCAUUGAGCAAGGACAAGAUAAGUUUUUUUUUUUUUUUUUUUGUUUGUUUGUUUUUUUAAUCUGCACAGAUAAGUCAAGUGUAUUGCAAUCAAUACAGUUACUGUAAACUAUAUUGACAAUAUUUAUUGCUAAGCCCCUAACGCAUGUUAAGAUUGCAAACGAUUUUCUGUCUUGCAUAUAUUGCAAAUAAAUGUAGAUUUAAAAGACAAUGAUUUGAGUUUGUGCUGCAUAAUCUUCCUAGUUAACUGUGUGUAUUUUGCUGUAUUUGUUUGUGUGUAUAUUUUUGUGUGAGGGGCAGAUGCAUUGGGUAAUAACAGCACCGUGUAUUUUUUUGGAUUCACACUUGCUCUUAUGAUUGGUUUAAGUAUUUGUUAGAAAACUUGGAAAAGUGAGGCUUCAUUGGGACUUCGUAGCCUAUGUUAAAAUGAAGUUGUCAUAUGUCGACCCAUCUCCUUGAUUUCACUUAUUAUGAAUACUACUUUUGAAAGUGAAAAAUUUGAAAGGAUGUGUAGAGCUUUUCAUGUCCGUAUUUUGAAUGGGGAGCUACUGAUUGUCUUAGAGCUUCAAAUGACGCCCCAGUGGUGACCAAGAGAAAUAGCGCUGCACACUUUGCACAUUGUUGAUAAACAGUAUGUGGCAUAUUUAUAUUCUUGAUUGGAAAUACUAACUUGUAGCCAUAGAUUACUAUAGCGUCAUCCCUUGUAAGAAGCAAAUACAUGCUUGUCAAUCUGUAUCUUUCAUUGUUCUCAAUACCUCUAACUCCUACAUUUUUGGUGUAAGACUACCACUUAUUGUGCUGUUACAUCAAACUUCCUAUGUCUAAUUAUGAAAGGAAAUCUAGCUAUGCAAAUGUUAAAAUAAUAAAAAAUUAAAAAGUGUAUGAUGUAUGUAUCUUUAAAGUUUGCAACAAAAUGUUUGAUUUCUUCCACCUCCCCCCCCACCCCCCCCAUUGUAUUAUACAUUCUUAAAGGACCACCCUAGGCACCCAGACCACUUCAGCUUAAUGAAGUGGUCUGGGUGCCAGGUCCAGCUAGGGUUAACCCAUUUUUUUCAUAAACAUAGCAGUUUCAGAGAAACUGCUAUGUUUAUGAAUGGGUUAAGCCUUCCCCCUAAUCCUCUAGUGGCUGUCUCAUUGACAGCCACUAGAGGCGCUUGCGUGCUUCUCACUGUGAUUUCACAGUGAGAGCACGCAAGCGUCCAUAGGAAAGCAUUGUAAAUGCUUUCCUAUGCGACGGGCUGAAUGCGCGCGCAGCUCUUGCCGCGCGUGCGCAUUCAGCCGGCGGGGCGGAUCGGAGGCGGAGAGGAGGAGGAGAGCUCUCCGCCCAGCGCUGGAAAAAGGUAAGUUUAAACCCCUUUCUCCCUUCCAGAGAGGGGGACCCUGAGGGUGGGGGCACCCUCAGGGCACUAUAGUGCCAGGAAAACGAGUAUGUUUUCCUGGCACUAUAGUGGUCCUUUAAAGAAUAACCUAUCUAGUGUAUAGUCUAAAUCAGGUGUAUGCAACCUUUGUCACUCCAGGUGUUUUGGACUACAUCUCCCAGAAUGCUCUAACAGCGGUCAUGCCAGCAAAGCGUCUUGUUAAAUCUCCCAACACCUGAAAUGCCAAAGGUUGCCAACCCUGGUCUAAAUCAUAUCAGUGCUCUUUCAACUUUAUUUACCUGUUCUGUCUACAUCCAGCCUAGGAAUGAAAGGGUUACAUGUGUGGAUAGUAGUAAUAAUUCAGCAGCUGCCAUCCAAUAUAAAUAAAUAAAGCGUAGUGUUGUUGUGGUUCUGGUACGAUAAGGAAUCAGCAGGGCCGCAAAAUGUGAAGCCUAAAGGAUGUACUUACUAUAUUAUGCAUUAAAUUGUUGAUAACUCACUUGAGCAGCACACAACUAGUGCUGAUGAAUUAUUCAAGAACUGUGAGGGUAGCAUUGUAUUUUAGGUAGAGCUGCAAAUGUACAUCAGCUUGGUUUUAUUUGCUUGAAAUGUUUUGUGGACUUUGCACUUUCAGCGCUUACCAUGAUUUCAGACAUAAGUCUAGUCAAGCGAAAAUAAACUAAUGCAAAAUGGGGUAUACUGUACUUGUUACUCUCCCUCCCCAAUUUUAUUAUGCCUUUUUUUUUUUUUUUUUUUAUCAUAAAAUAUUUAAAGGGACCCUCCUUACAGGACAUUAACUUCAGCUUCUACUAGUGUAUAAAUGUUUUAAUUUUCAUCUGUCCCCAUUUCCAGUGAUGUCAUAUACAGUAGUCCAGCUUACACAUCAAGCUGAGAAGCUGGGUGGUUUAUGGAUGGUGGAGUAACUUUAUUUUUUAUUUUUUUACAUUUAAUCGUUUACCUGUGUAUACCACCUUGUUUGUGCACUCUGUACUUCCCUUCCCCAUGUACCUAUUUAUCCUGCAAGGCAAUCCCAACUUUGUUUGUAGGGCUUUGUGAGCAAAAACUAUUUGUUUGCAUUGUAUGUUUUUAAAUACCGUACAUAAGGCAUUACUGGACAUCUCCCGAUUUACAUGUUGUGUUGGAAGUUUACUUCUAUCCUUCUUGCAUUUUCCUGCAAAUUAAAGGGCCACUAUAGUCACCAGAACAACUACUGCUUAAUGUAGUUGUUCUGGUGCGUAUAAUCAUUGCUUUCAGGCUUUUUUAUGCAAACACUGCCUUUUCAGAGAAAAGGCAGUGUUUAUAUUGCCUCUAGGGACACCUCCAAGUGGCCACUCCUCAGAUGGCCACUGGAGGUGCUUACUGGUUCAGUGCUGCACAGUAGGCAAGGGGCUCUGCCAGGGGACGAUGAAUUUUCCUCAGAGAUGAGAAGGUGCUGAUUGGCCAAAAUGGUAUAUGGCCCAGCCCCUUGCCGAUUUUUAUCCAAUCCAGUGCUUUUCCCAGGGGAAAGCAUUGGAUUGGCUAAAAAUUGGCAAUUUUGAUGUCACCAAGGGGGCAAAGCCAGUGCCGGUGGGGCCAUGCAGCACUGGAAAUAAGGAAAGUUUUAAUUCCUUUUAAAGGCGCAAGCCACCUAAAUAGAGGGUUUUUCACUAAAGAGUCAGGAAUACAUGGUUGUGUUCUUGACCCUAUAGUGUUCCUUUAACUUCUAACCAAGCUGUUAACAGUAAUCAAGACUGGAAAAGGCCUUAAGUGAAAACUUGCUGUUAUUAUUGGAACUCCAGAACUUAACUUUUGCAAGCUCUGAAAUUUCAAGAAGCUUUCUUUAGAUGUGAAUUUGUUUAUGAAGUGCUAAGGUCAACAGGUUGCUCUGUAUUUUAGUUUCAUCUUACAAAGUUAUGAACUGUUAUGAAAUUGAUGCAAUGGGAAGUAAUGCGAUUAAAGUAAAGACUUGCAUGAACCUAAACAGGCAUAAAGGUCAUCAUUUUAAUCUAUGGUUUUCAGCAGAUCUUUGUUAUCAAUGUCUUCUCUCAGGGUAAGACUCCUUUUUAGGAAACUACAUUGCAUUUGGCACACUUACCUUCAGUGCUAAAGGGAGUAAUUGUAAAAGGUUGUGUGCAUACUGGUGGUAGUACAAUUUAGCAGUGUGGUAGCUGAACUGAAAGCUUGAUUUUCAAUUAAGCCAUUUUUUUUAAAUUCUUCAUUAACACCAAUUUCUCUUUCCUAAACUGUAUGUUCAUAGUUUAAAUGUACAUAUCUUAAUAGGCAGUAAUUUAUUUAAAACAAAGGUUUUAGCCUAAUUUCAGUGUUUCCACUCAUUUUUCCCUUGCAAUUUGGUCAUACUAGGUUAAAUUUUUUUAAAUUUCAAAAUGGAAUGUUCCAAAGUUUUGAAAGGAUGCUGUUAAAAACUUUUUAAUUUUUUUUUAUAUAUUUUCUUUUGUGCUGUCCCAGGGCCCCCCGGAAGCCUUUAUUCCUCCAACUCAGAUGUUUGAUUGUGGUGUAAUGCAGCUAAUUUAAGCAUCUGUUUAUCACUGCCUGGCUAGUCUGGAUGUGAAAUUUCAAUUGAAUCCGCUCCCCAGAGAGCUGAGAGCUCCAAGGGUAAAACAAAUCGUUUAUAGCUUGAUCCCUAGGGAUUGUCAAUAAUAUAAGAAAAAUAACUGUGUAGACUUCAUAUAAAUGGUUUAUGCGCGUUUUGCAAAUGUUGCUUCCAUUUGAGAUGUCUUUGUUGUUUAUGGAGCAUUGCCAAUAAGAGUGAGAAUCUGUUUAGGUAAGUUCUACAUAGCAUAUUUGCACUACAGAAAGUAAUUAAAAAAUAUGAAAUUUGAAGUGCUCCUUGGUUUGUUUUGUUUUUGUUUUUUUCCUCAACCCCUCUUACCUUUUGCUUUUGUGAUUAUGGUAAAUUUAUUCUCUGAACUUUUUUUUUUUUUCAUCCUCAUAUUUUAUGUUCUGUUCUUUUCUGUAGGUGGUUUAGAGUAUUUCAAGUGGUUUACAUCUUUCAUUAUAUAAACUUAGUGUCUCUAAACAGCAUCACAGCUUUGGAUUAUUGCAAAUGUGAUGGUGCGUAGAGCACCGUAAUCUGACUUUAGACUCUUGGUGUUUAAUAUUUUGAGUAAAAUAGUCCAAUGUAUGCAAGCUGCACAUACAUCAUGGGUUAACUUUGCAUGCAUGAACUAUGGCUCUGCUAAUAGCUCAAUCUACUUAACCUAGCCAGAUGGACUAAAUUCCGCGAUGUGUAAACUUAGAGCAACAACAAUAUGGCUGCUGUUUUGUGUGAUGAGUGGAAUUCUUAUGGGAAAGAAUCUACUUCUCCCAUAAAUUUGUGCUGUGUGGAAGUUUGUGGGAUACCAUUUUGUUCGUUGCUAGGAAAGACGACUAAACAUUGCAUUGAGGGAAACUUUAAAUAUCUGGGGUGUUUUUUGUGUUAAUGCAUUUAUAUAGUGCAUUAAAACAUAGCGUAAUGUGGCGAAUCACCACUGUAUUACCGCCAGAUUCCCUUUACCUCACUGUUUUAUUACCUACAGGUAGAAAUAGUGUUACAGCUUUCCCACCAUACAUUAGUUGAGACUUAAUAUUGGGAGUAGAUCUGAUUUUAUUAGUCGAAGCACGGUCAUUUAUACAAGGACCCCCAGCAUGGGGACUCUAACAUCAUCAUGAUCCCGCCCUGGUGCCUCUGUCUGGGAGAUAAGUGGUUUAGCUAGCAGUAACUCAAUUAUCUCCCGAGAUACAGUGGGCACAACACAAAAGUACCCCAAAAACAUAAUAUAUCCCGGAUAGCUCCGAUCUGAGCGCCCGUAUUGGCUAAAUAGCUCUCGGAUCAAUGCAGAAUUGACUAAUUGCCACCGGGGUAAAGAUUUGACCGGCUGCUAGCAAUGUUCAUGAUCAAGAGUUCCAUGGUGAAUGGGGCUUUGGCCGGUCAACUGUCGGAAGCUCCUGCAGACAAAACAAAUGAUGUUCACCCCCCCCCUUCCCCUCUGGCUCUUAGAGUGUGAUUGUUCUAUGUUGUGCAACAUACCUCCCCCAAAAGCGUUCUCCUGGCUGAUUGGGUAUUGGGAAAAAAUGGAGGUGGAAGAUGAUCGGGAGAUGGGAUCGGCCGAGAUGGAGUGCUAGAGGAGUUGUAGCAAAGUCCUGCUAUACACUCCUUGCAGCUCUCUGGAACAGUCAGAGGAGAUUCUCUCUUUUAUUAGAAUGGCAGGGUUGUUUGAGAAAGAGGUAUAUUAAGCAAAUUAUUUUUGUGCCAGUCUGAUCAAUGUUUCCUUGCACUGUGGAAAUUGAACAGAACUUUUUUUUAAAUGAAAAACGAAAUUAGGAAAAAUUGUCUAACACUACAUAAGUGUUAUUCUUCAUAUGGAUAGUGGCUCUCCACGCCUGCCGUGGAGAAGCGUCUCUCAUGGAAUUGCGAUCCACAAUCACUACAGCAACACCCAAACACCACAGUUUAUGCCUGUUCUGGUUCAGGACAGGUUAUUUACAUAUUACAUAACCUCUAGUCUCAAUCAGGAUUGACAUGGCUUUUUUUAUUUUUAUUUUUUUAUUUAAACUGUCUUCGUUGACGUUUUUCUGCUUUUAUAGGCAGCCGUGGUGCACACACAUACAAAGCCUGCAUUCCACAGUCCCUAUUAUUAAUUAUUUAUAAAGCACCAACAAAUUGCACAGCGCUUAUGGGUGUUAAGUUGUGCUAAAGUGAUUUAAGACCUGCAGGGGCUACACUGCCUUCUUCUGCAAGGGGUUUGCACUCCACACAUCUGCAAAGAUCUUUCAGAUUAUUAUGGCUCCAUUUUUAUUUAUUUUUACAUAAAUGCCCAAACAGCAGUGUUAUCUGCUUAUGUGACAUAUUGCCUACACCUAAGCCAAGUAAAUUUUUUAUGUUUUAGGGUUAUGCAAGUUUUCUUAUGCCUUGUUAUAACAUUUUUCCCUUUGACUAGAAUGUUGCCUGUGUUUUGAUCCUAGGAUGUUCAACCAGCAUCUGUUACUUAGCCAGUGAUGAGCCCCUGCCUGGUGGAUUUAAAAAUAUAUUGUACAGUCAAUGUAGUAGUGAAGCUGCAGAUUCAGCUAAGAGCAGAUGUGAGUUCUUUCAUGAAUGGGAUCCAGGAGAAUCUGAAACAGACAUUUCUGGGUGUCAGAUCAGCUACUCCGGAAUCCUUGUCCUGGGUUCAAGAAUUCAUCUGGACUAAAGAGAAAAUGGCAGGCAACACUUUCUCACUCUGAUUCUGACACUUUAAGUAGAUCUAAAUCCUCUUACCUCUGAGCUUACAGUUUUCCUGAAGAGAGCCCUUACCUCAAAGUUUCGAUUGUCAAGAAAUUUUGAAACCAGAUAAAUUAUUUUCCUUUUCACCCUCUGUUAACAUAUCCUCCAGAGAUGUCCCUUAUUCAAUAAACAGGUUUUAAAAUUAGGUAAUCUCUCUUGACUAGACAGUUGCACUGUUGGUUUGGUAAUCAUUGCAUUGAUUUGAGUUCCUUUAGUGUGGGACCAAGAAGUUGGUAUAUAAAAUAUUAAAUAAGAGACAAGAGGUACAGAAGGUCCUUCUCAAACAAGCUUACAAUUUAUGAGGAAGGGUAUAGACGAGGUAUGUUAUUAAACCAAAUUUGACAUAGGCAAAUUAGUAUGCUGGGUUUCAGUCUUUAUACGCUACUUUUAUUUAUGACGUAGGACCAACAUUGCAGAGUAAUAUGCAAAAAAAUGAAUUUAAAAAUAAAGAACAUAAAUACAAUAGAGUUUUUGCUGGCAAUAUGAAAGAGUCCCUUUUCAGAGCAGGAAUAGGCUUCCGGUCAGGUAACUCUCAUGCUGGUCUUUGGGCCUGCUCUUAUCGCAUAAGACUAUGCCCAUCAGGAGUUUAUGGUAUUUGUAGUUCUGCCCUUUACUGCAACCGUUCCAAUCAUCCAUUUGUAUGGGUGGAACUGCUGGUAGGAGCUGAUGUGUGGCCUCUAGCAGUCUGUUGAUUAUUGCAUUUAGAUUUCUGGGCAGCUGACUGAUAGAGGGAGGACUGUACACUGGGUUAGCCUGUGUUGUGAUCUACACUUACAGCUUUUUUUUUGUUGUUGUUUUUUUCUUUUUUAUAACAUGUUUGUUUUAUUGAGUAUUGGGAGACCUUGACAGUGGAGACCUGUUACUUGCACUAUGACCUACGCAGCAAGCGUAACUUCUGGUCCUUAUUGUCAUUUUUAACUUGGUCAAAAUUAUGCUGGUCUGGAAAACAUGAAAGCUAUAACAGUUGCUUUGUAUAAAUCCAUUACACAUAUUUUAAUUAAGUAAACUAUUUUUGUUAAUUGAUUCAAAAGGGUGGUGUAAGUGCUUUCAUGGUCUACUGCUUUCAGACUCUAGUUUAUAUGCUGUCUUUUUUUCCAGCUUAAAGUCCCCAAUUGGUAAAAUGAUUUUCUGAAAUUAAGAUUACUGCAGGCAGCAAGGCGAGCUCUGAAGUUUAAUUACUGCAACCGUUAAUUCUUUUAUAUACUAACCUUUCUGCCACAGAUAGAAACUUUUUUCCUUUCCUAUCUCUGCCUCCUGCUGAGACCCUUCCCUGGGUGGCCUGACCUCACUCUUGAACAGGUCAGUAACCCGUAGAGCUUCUGUCUGCAGACUACCACACCAGAGGCUGUGGAAGCACCAUGGUGUAGUGUUUACCACAUCAGAACAGUAGAGGCACUUAGCAAGACAUUUUGGGAUUAUUGUAUACAUAAGCACUUGUCCAUCUAAUUUUUCUGCUGCGAUGUUUGUCAUUUAGUCCCACUCCACUUGAAAAUAUUAUCCCUUAAACUUUUGUGUAAGAUUCCCAUUACCUGUCUUUUAGGUUGUAGGUUGAAAAUUUAGACAAAGAGGAAUAUAUUUAUAAAAUGCCUUAAUAUUCCGCAGCUCUGAAUGUAGGCUAAUGGUCCUUUUACAUAAUUACACACUUAUUUAGAAAUAUUGUGCAUUGGGGAUAAUACCGUGCAAUGGUGAUUUUACUCCUUUUCUAAACAUUUAGAUAUUUAACAUCUGCUUCCUUUUUGUAAAGAGUUUAUUUAGCAAAGUACAAGCGUGUUUAAGAAGGAGCAGUUAUGUUAAAAUGAUAAUCACAUGUGGCUAUAUCUGCAAGGGCGUUGAAUACUGCUUUAUAUUGAAGUAAACAAGACAUUUUAGUAUCAUGUAACAAAGAAGUGACAAGUCACACUGAAAAUCUAUUUAUGCAACAAAUACAUUCUUGACAUGGAUUACACUAACAAAUAUAUUUAACUUUCCUUUCUUUUAGAGAAGCCAGGGUUUAGGAAGCUGUGCAUGUGGGAUUUUGUAGGUUUGUAUGUUAGGCAGGGCUGAAAGAAAAUAGUGAGUGUGGAAAACGUUCUGUGGCCGUGGCACCAUACUGAGCUACAGGUCCUAAAACCUAUUCACUUUCUGUUUAUUCUAUUUAAAUAAAUUUAAAAAAUUUUUUAAAUACCAAUGAACUAUUAAAAAGUAAUUUUAGUUUUUCCUUUUUGCUUUAAAUCUGUAGACUGUGCACUAAUCUGAUCCCCAAACAGGAUGUCACUUAUUCAAUCAUGAUGCUCACUUAACAUUUUGCUGGUGUUCUCACAUAAGCAGUGCUGGGUACAGCAAAAAUUUAUGAAGGUUGUUGUCAAUUUAUGAAGCGGACAACUGCAUUAAAGGACCACUCAAGGCACCCAGACCACUUCAGCUUAAUGAAGUGGUCUGGGUGCCAGGUCCCUCUAGGAUUAACACUUUUUUUUUUUUUGGGUUAAUCCAGCCUCGAACUCCUCUAGUGGCUGUCUCAUUGACAGGCGCUAGAGGCGUUUGCGUGCUUAUCACAGUGAGAAGACGCCAGCGUCCAUGGGAAAGCAUUAUGAAUGCUUUCCAAUGAGACCUGCUGAAUGCGCGCGCAGCUUCUGCCGCACAUGCGCAUUCAGCCGAAGGGGAGGAUCGGAGGCGGAGAGAAGGAGAGCUCCCCGCCCGGCGCUGGAAAAAGGUAAGUUUUAGCCCCUUCCUCUCCCCAGAGCCGGGCAGGAGUGGGACCCUGAGGGUGGGGGCACCCUCAGGGCACUAUAGUGCCAGGAAAACGAGUGUUUUCCUGCCACUAUAGUGGUCCUUUAACUUCCAUUGGGUCCAUUCAUUACAUUUCGGCUUCUUUAUAGUAGCAUUACCGUAUCUUUAUUAGUGGAAUCUUCCUAUGUGGCUGUAUCAUGGUGUAUAUAAAGUAACCUUGAUUUGGAUUUUGUUGAGAGCACAUUGGACUUUUCCACUCUUGCUGCCACACAUUACCAGUGGAAUCUAAUUUUCGUCACAUACUCUUAGAUGUAAUAUUGCGUAAAGACCUUCUGAGUACUGCUUUUUUUUAUGACUGGAUCUUCUAAAGAAAUCUUUCCUUGAGACCCAAGUGAUUAAGUCGUGGUAGUCUUCCUUCAGUGCACCUAAUUGCCCUCAGGGGUGCGCACGUUAGUUGCUUUUUUUAGAAUCGUUAUAAAAACAAAGAAAUUAAUUAUCCCAUUUAAGGUUCCUGCAUCUUUUGGCGACCAUUCAAUUAACUUUUUAGUGCUUGCUGCUUAAUGUUGUGUUUGACCAGUGAACCAUGGAGAACGACUUUUCUUUGAAACUCAGCUCAGAUGUACAUAGCACUGCACUGUUCUGUUUUUUAGAGUCCCUUCCACGGCUCAUCAACAUUUUUCCCAUGGUCUAAAUGUAGGAACAAUUUCAGCUUCUGAGUAUCUGAAGUUCAAAAACCAACUUUAAUAAAUUCUUUCAUCCACAUGUAGUUUUGCUUUACCCCACUGGCUUCUAAACACCAAUUAAUACAUUCUGGUUGUGUCCUAUUAUGUUAAGCAUCACAAAGGUUUUGUAAUCCGGACAACCUUUUCGGCUAAAUAGAGAUUGGGGAACUAAGUAAUUUUAAAUCCAUUGCGAGAAUAGGUGCCUCAGCGCAGCUUGAUCUUUCUAUAUUCAGUCCUUCUACAGUGAAGUCGUUAAUCAUGAUUUUUGUCUAGUCAGAUGCUUCCUAUAGAGAAGUUUUGAGGACAUACCAUAAAUGUAUGGCAUUCUCAGUCAACCAUCAAUCCAAUGCUUCUCAUAGACCAGCAUUGGAUAUAUUUGUCUUCAGGUGUCAACAUACUUUGCAUGCUGCUACAGAACAUCGCAUAGAUGCAAUUAUCGAAUCUAUUUAUUUUGAAGCCCCUAUUGACUCUCUGAUUACUGUUCCUUAGUAGGUGUUUGCAUUGCAAAAUGGAAGAUUUUAUUUGCCCUGGCACCCACCCAUAGUCAUUUCUUAACCCUUUCCCGCUGUUAGGUUUUUCUAUGCUUUACGCAAAAUAAUGGACUUUAAAACUGAUGCGGUGGGGGGGCUAAACCUUUUAGAACAGAGUUCCUACCACCCCUUAAGGAAACUUUUAUUGAAAGUUUUCAAGCAUCAUUGUACAAACACGUACCAUAUGAAGAGCUUGCAUUAACAUCAAAGAAUUAUAUUGAUUUGUUCAACUUUUUUUUGCAGUAAAGUAGGUGUUUUACAUACAUGGUAAAUCAAAUUGUUUUGGACAUAUGCUUGGUAUCAUUGUUUCAUUUUAGAAUUAAACUGCUUACUUGUGUUCCCCGGGAAUUUGCUGCAUCCUGUUUUCUCAUGCAGAGAAGGAAAAUAAAACACACACUGGGAAAAAGAAAGCACACCUUCUUUGAAUUCUAUGGUUUUACAUAUCCGGAUAUAACAAUCAUCUGUUCCUUAGUAGGUCUUAAAAUUAGGUCAAUACAACCUUCGAUGAACAACAUCACACAGUGUCAAGUGUCAGAAGGUAUGGGAAAAUUGCUGUCCAGCUCUAAUAUCUACCUACCUGUUAUCAGAGGGUAACAUAUAAUUAGGGGAAGGAUCCCAUAGGAUGGGUAAUUAUUUGUGCAUACUGAUUGGCUACACUUAUUCCAGUACCUCCUAACAAUGUGUAAUUUACAGAAGUCCUUAAAAUGUGUCCAAGUUGGCUGAACAAUGGAAUGUGUUAACCAUAUUUGAAUAUAAAGGCAAUGUUUAUAUUGGCAAGUUUAUAAAUAUUUUUUUUUUAUUGUAGCUUUCUAACUUGGUGAAUGGGUUUUAUAGCUUUUUAACAAGUUAAAAUCUAAUCUAGACCGUGCAAGAGUGAUUACUUUGCAAAGUUGCAAGGAUUUCUCCUGGAAAACAGAAUUUAAAGAACCUGGUGCAGAAUGCAAAGGUUGGCCUGCUGAAUACAAAUAAGGCAUUGAGCAUACAGUUCUGGCUCACAGAGCUGGCGCGGGUGGUAAUGCUGUGAUAAAUGCACUGAUAAUGUUGAGGCUAGGAGUGCUGUUGCAAACGUUUGAAGAAGGCUAAAAAGUGUCUGACUGGAAGGAAUUGCAUUGCUUGGUUAAGUUAAUUCAUUGUAAUUAAAAUUUAUAACGUCUUCACUUCCAUUAUUGCUUGCUGUACAUUAAACCUUAAGCGUAUAGUUGUUUGGAUGGCUAAGUACCUGUAUGUGUUUCUGGAUCUUUGAUUAUCUCCCCUCUUCCCUCAACUAAAAUGUUCCUAAUGGAUUUGUAAGGUGUGUUGUGUGUGUUUUUGUUUUUUUUUUAAUCUCAGGGUAUAAAACUACACUGCUAUUUUCAGGAACAAAAUCAUAGUUAAUAUCAACAUUAUCCAUUGCUAGUAAUUCAUUUUUGGGCAAAUUGUUUAGAGCUUGAUAUGUCCCUUUAUGCUAAAUCUUAACAAGAACUAAGGAGGAGAAAACCCAGGCAAAAGGAUGUGGGUAAGUGUAAAUGGCAUUCUGUUACUACACUUAAGUAUACAUUUAUAUGAAAAUGUAAUUAAAACAUUGAGGCUGAUAAAUACAGCUGUACAUUAAUCCUUGUUCUGUAGGUAUUACCCUUUAACAUUCGGACGUGUCACUAAGUCCUAACUAUACUGGGCUUCAAUGCCAUUAGGGUGUAAUGACGCAUCCUGUGUUGGUGUGAGCAUGGUUAGAUCCUUCCUCAAUUGAUACUUGCGGCCUCCCUCUAUCAGGGCUAUUUUUAGUGGCCCCAUACGGACAUGUGAGCUGCAAUUCAGCGCGGCAUGCAGCUCUUUAAAUGGAGAUUGAAAUUCCCAUUGGCAGUGAUGCAGUGUGAGCAGGGUUAAAUCCAUCACCAUGUAAUUAGCUGGAAAAGCAUGCUUGAUUUAGUAAUACCUGAAAAUCUAAUACUGAAAAAAGCCAGUAGAUGGCAGCAACUGCUGUUUUAACUACGAAACACAAAUGCUGAUAUCCGUACUGACAUUAAAGGAGGGUUUUCUUGGGGCUUGUUGUAGGGUUAGUUUGUUUUAGGGUUAGUGUUGGGUUAUUGUUGUUGUAGUGUUGGGGAUAAUGUAAGGUUAAGGAGUAGAUUAUGUGUAUGGUUAGUGUAAGCACAGGAUAAAUGCUAUGAUUGGUACAGAGUUAGAGUUGUUGGUAUAGGGUUAGUAUUAACUGCCAAAAGCUAACUUAGAUUCUAGUCCUAUUAGGCAUUUAACUAUCAUGACUGAUAUGUGAAGCUAUUUUGAGUUGUUUUUUAUUUUUUUGUUUUUAUGUAGUUGCACGGAUGUGUAGUUUUUGUUUUCCUCCCCCAUUUUUAACAUUUUAUUCACAAUUAAUGUUGCGUUAGGUAUACAUAUAGGGAAUUAAAAUAAAUCGCUUUCUGUCCUUUAAAAAAAAAAAAAAACAAUAAAUACUAUGAUCUUCAGAGGCUGGCUUACCUGAAAGGGUUAAACCAUUUAAUUUUAACCUAAAAAAAAUCUGGUGCCUGUUACCUCAUCCCACAAACAUUUACUGCAAACUGAGGCUUGAGUCAUCAGCUGACACUCAAAGCUGGUUAGUCGCUCCCCAUUCACAAAAUGGAGUGAGGAAAAAUUAGUUUGUUUCUCACUAGGUUUUCUGAAUGGGGAUUGUAGUGUAUAUCAACGGCUCUGUGCGAUGGUUCUAAAUUUAAGCCUCAGACUUCAGCAGAUGUUAAUUGGAAAAGCUAAUGGAUGCCGGGUUCAAGACUUUACAACUUUUCAGAGUCAAAAUAUUAUGGUGCAAUGAGGUUCUCUGCUGUCAUCUUGCUUCAAGGGGUUAAACCACUAAUUAAAAUAAUCAUUACAGCAUGUCCUAACUCCUUCAUUAAAAUAAUUAAAAUAUAUCUUCAUAGAAUGUAUUUAAAAUCUAGCUAAAGUUGUUUAUGAAAUCUGUUUCAUCUUGGAUUUAUAUUACUUUAUUAAAUUUGAUAUGUUAAAAUCCUAUUUUUACAAUAUUUGAAAGCUAAAUAAGUUUAGACUACAUCAUCCCAUAAGAAUUUAUUCCUCGGUAACCUUUUUCUUUUGUUUAGUAGUUGUUAACAAGGUAACACUGGUCUUCAUUAUAUUGGUGUGUGCAGUAGCAGAUUGGUUUGCCUAUGGCAAUCAUUUGGAAUUUACCACCGAAAUUGACCUUUUCACCUUUCAGUGAAACUCUUUGGUCUUCUAUAUUCCCAACAGUUAUAUAGCAAUCCAAUUUUUCAAGGACUGCAUAGCCACUUCAUUUUCGGAAUGACUAAAUCUCCAUUUAAAAUCUCAAUGUUUUUAAUUUCUUUUUGGCACUAUGGAAUAUGUUGGCACUGCUAUUGAUGUGGUAUAUCACUUGGCAAGCAAAGGUAAUCCUUUCAGAUUUUUACUGUUAGUUUUGCUGUUCUACAGGGUGUUUCUGUAAGACACAGCAGGUUUUUAAGAGAGCAGAGAAAAAUGUUUUAUUCCAAUAAAUGUGAGUGCAUAUGUUUCCAGGUAUGAUGAUUCUUGUGUAUGAAUAUUUGAAUAAUAUAGCACUGACAUAUGUGGGGGAUUUUAAUGGCCUUUCCUUGUAACAUUGGAUCCAGUCUCUCAGAGUAAAAACCUGAGCUUUAUAUGUAUUCUCCCCAGGUUGCAAACCAAGCCUGUGUCUGUACAAGCAGAUAAGAAACCUGCAGGGACAAUAAACCAAUUAAACCAUCUUUAUUGAUUGAUUGCCAGGAAUCCUCUCUUGUGCAUCCAUCUUCCAGAUGUGUCACCUUCACCCACCAAACUGGUGGCAGAGCAGAUCAUCUUUUACAAUUUGGCUGCCUCUGCUUAAUAUGAAGGAAGCCUGUGUUUAUUUUAAAUAAAAUGAAUGAUUUUAAGUCGGAGAUAUCCACUGGCAGCAAAAAGUGAUUAUUUGUUAUUAAACAUAAACUUUCAUACGGUUUGACUCCCAUGGCCUUUAGCUCCAAUAUAUUGAAUGUGCUUUCAUAUGAUCUCAUAUAUGCUAAUCACGUGCCCUGUUGAAGUGGUCAUGGUGGUAGGAUUAUAUGUAUGUGCAGUGUUUUAGUUAGCUUGAAACCCUGCGCAUAUGGAGUUAUCUGCACUUUUUGUGUGCCAGGGGUUGUGCGAUUCUAGUGGACAUGGUUCAAAAGGUUAAAUGUUAAAAAAAAAAUUAGUUACGGUGAAAGGGGUUAUAGUAAUCCUUUAGGGGUGUGCUCAGUCACCACCUAUACGUCCCAGAUCUAUAUGAUGGUAAGCAAUUACUUGUAAUGUGAAUGUGUAACUUGGCAAACGGCAGAGCUUCUACUGUCUAGCUGUGUCUUUUCCCACAGCCGUCACUUGCAAGACAUGAUCCAUGGAGGCUCAUUUGGGAUCACACAUAGACAUCAGAGUUGCACUCUCAUGCACGUGCAAAGUAGAGCACUGACUUAGCUCAUGGAGCUGAAGAAGAAACAUGGGGGCAACCUCAAUUAAAUAUAACCUCCUUCAAGGUGACAAAAUCGCUUUUAAUCGUGAAAUUAUUUCAUGAGAUCUCAACCAACCUGUAAUGCUAUGGAACUCUUGAAAUAAAGAUGUAUGACAUUCACUCUCUGUAUUACUCCAUGAUAAAACUGAAAUGGCAGAGAACCGCAUAGAUGCCCAUUUUUAUUUAUUUUCUCCUUUCUCUUCAUGUUUAGUUACUUGGUUUUUUUUUUUAACCCUCCACCCCCUUUCAUUUUCUCCAUCUGACAGCUCUGCUAUAACUAUUAAAUUGUCCUUCCACAUAAAAUGUUAAAGCAUUCUUGUAAAAAAAAUAAAAGUCUGCAAUUAUUCUGUUUACCUUGCUGACGCCAAAGGAUUAAUAUCUGUUCAAAGUAAGUUGGCAAGAAGGCCAUUGCCAGCUUAAUGAGUGUCCCUGGCAGUUUGUGGAUCACUAUAUUCUUUUUUUUUUUCUUUUUUUUUUCUUUUUUUUUUUUUCUUUUUUUUUCUUUUCAUGUGAUCAUGGUUUCCCAGAAAAAUUAUUUUUUGCAAAUAGAAAAAAUGUUCAAGUUUAUUUUUGAUAACAAAUCUGAGGUUACUACAUCUGAUCGAUAUUGUAGAUAAGUGGAGUUUUGCAUUUUUCUUUUAAUUUAAUACACAAAAAUAAGUCCAGCGCUCAGACUUCCACUACUCCUGAGCGGCAGCAAUCAGCCCAAAUAAAUACAAUAAAACACAAAUAAGAGUUACUAGAACACAAUCCCAAAUCCCUAUGUUUAUUUAAAAAGAGGUUUUUAGUUCCACUAAAAUGGCCAUUAGGUAUAAGCCACGUCAAGGCAAACCUCUUAGGUGGGUCCUACGCUAACAAUUCACCUUGCUUCCUUCAGCUUUAGGUAAACAAAAUCUCGAAAGAGAGAGGUAUUUUUCUAAACCACUACAUACUUAUUAACCCUUAAUAGGAAACACUAAUGCAGGACUUAUUUUUGUGUAUUUGCUUUGUAUCACAAUGUGUUCCCUAAGUGCAACUGCCCAGCGUGCCCAUGCAUAAAUACGACCCUGAGGACUGGUGUGUCUGUGAAUGCAGGAAUGUAUAGGUGAAGUGUAAGUGUGUUCAUAAAUGCAGGGGUGUAGUUGUGUAAAUGCACUGAUGUAUUUGUAUGAAAUGUGCGUGCGUAUGCAUGCAGGAGUGUAUGCGCACCACUGCCCCUAUUUCUCCUCAUCUAUGCCACUUGGUCGUCCCUUUUGUACACCCUUUCCUUAUCCAUGCCAUCUUCAUAUAUACCCUUUCUUCAUCAAAGCCCCAUUUCUAUAUGCCCCCUUUUCUACCUUUCUUUCUAUGUUGACCCUUGCUCUUAGUUUCUGUCUUCCUGUGAUUCUACCAAUCUGUUAUCAUUUUCUAUGAGAUCUUCUUCUCCUUGCGGAAGGCUAUUGUAAAGUCCUGUUUGUGUCCUGGGUGUGUCACUAAAAGUAUGUUGUAAAUGCCACUUAGGGUGCAAAAGAAGCAACACUGUCACAAAUGGCGCAUACCAAUCAGUCUUAUUUCGGAGUAGGUUUACCGCUUUCCACUACGUAUGAAACAGGAACAAAUUAUUUGAAUUCUAUUGUUCUGUGUAUCCUCUGCUCAAAAUUAGCGUUGGCAUCCUUGAUUUUGUAGUAAACGAGCCGGUGAUGGUAAAGUAUUUAUUUCAACGUUCAACUGUAUUUUUACUUCAUUUUAUUUGUAAAUAUGGUAACAUUGGCUACCAAUAGUGUGAUCUUAGGAUUGUCAUAAUGUCCAAAUAUAUAUAGCUAAACCGGAAUGGGUGUAAUGGCUAUGGUGCUGGUUAUUUGAAAUACUUACCAUUUGCAGUCUAGUAAGUAACUAUGAUUUAAUUGAAGUGGUCUGGAUGCAUUGUUCCUGUCCCCCCUAUUCCUGCAAUGUAAAUCAUUAGUUUUUUUUAGAAACUACAAGGAUUACCUUACAGGAAUAAGAGUGCCUCUAGUGGCUGUCAAUCAGAUAGCUUUGUAAUCCUUACACUAUAGUAUCCCUUUAAGUGCUAGCUGUUUGUAUUUAUCAUGCUCUCUUCUUCAGUCUUCUCCUCAAACAAUAUUUUCUGAUGUUUCUCCCCGUCUUUUCCUUCAUUUCAUCUUACUUGUGUGCAUUCCUGCCCGUCUCUAUUUUGGUGCCUUUUUCUUUCAUUGCAUGUCAGUUAUUUCCUCCCCCUUCUCUCUCUCUUUUUUCUUUUCUGUUACAUGGAGGUACAUGCAGGUCUUUUUCCUCUCUGAGGAAUACGUGUCUUUACUGCCGCCACCCCCUGCUCCACAGAUCUUCAGAAGUUUCCAAGACUUGAGUCUUAGAGACUAAACAGUCUCCCACAUCCUCUGUCAAAAUCAGUAAAAGGCUCACACAUCACGUGUAAGUGUUCGCAGGCUAGGAAGAUCACAUACGUUGCUUCUAGAUUGGGUAACAUUUAAAACGUGUUAUGACUACUACUGUUGAUGUUUGCAUCUAUCAUACAAACUUUAUUUAUAUAGGAAAUCAUACUACAACACAUUGAGCAGCUCAGUGUUCUUUAUUCUUAAUAAAUUUAGAUGGAGAAUGCUUCUUUGGCUCCAUAAUAAAUAGUGUUGUAUCUCAAAAGGUAGGAUUUUUUGUGUUAUUGUACAACUAUUUAGAAAAUAAAUAAAUACACACAAACAUGGGCAUAGACAAAAGAUUCAACAAAAUUACAGCAAACUCUAUUAAGAUUAAUUUUAGUAAAGUAAACAGUUGCGUUUAAAGACCCACAGCGACCUGUUUUGUAAUAUUAUCAGAAUUUAGUGAAGAAUUGCAGCUUAUUGGGUUGGCAAUGUAUUAGAAACUUUAUUUUGCAGCAAUAGUAAACUGACCCACCAGUUUUGCAAGAAACAAAUCUGUGUGUAAAAAAAAAAAUCCUCUGAGAUUAGUAAAACAAUUUGCAAAUUCAGGCUUUCUGAGUUUGGGGCAGCAUUUCUCCUAAAUGUUUCUUUAUGUUCUGUAAAUGAACCCGGUCACCAUAUCAAAUGAUCGCUUCUCAAACAUGGACACACAUCAUUAUGUGUUCAGCUUUGAGCCAAGCUUUUAGUGUCUACUAUCGGUGGAAUAUAACAAAGAUCAAGGUGCCGUCAUAGAAAGUGUUAGAGCCAGGGGGUAUAUGGAGUUUAUUUUAAAUGCCUCGUAGAAAGACUCAAUUGGUUUGCGUAAAAAAAAAAAGUUACGAUUGUCCUUUCAAAGUGACACUCUAGACCCAAUUAGUGUUCCGCAAGAACAAAAUUGGUGGUCCGCAGCGAUUUGCCAGCCAGGUGGCCCAAGCCUUUAGGGCCACCCGAUGGGUAUCGCUAAACAGGGGUCCGGUCAGGUGCCGCGGGCAUCUAAGACAGACACACACACACACACACACACAUAAAUACAUACACUGCGUGUCAAGGUGUGUACCUGUGUGCCAGAUGCAUAUAUAUAUAUAUAUAUAUAUAUAUAUAUAUAUAUAUAUAUAUAUAUAUAUAUAUAUAUAUAUAUAUAUAUAUAUAUAUAUAUAUAUAUACACACACACACACACCCACUGGCACAUACAAUAAAAAGGUUUAUACAACGGCGCAAAAUUGUUUUUAAGGGGGAAGAGGGUGAGGUGGGUUGCUUGGGUAGAAAUGCCAAGAUAAUUGGAGGUUAUAUGUAUGCAUCACAAAAUACACAAACUAAUUCAAACAAGUAAAUAACUUUUUUGUCUUCUGACUUUCACUAGCUCUUUGGAGGCAGCCAUCUUUAUGUCCUCUUUGAUCGUUGGCACAUAUUUUAAUAAUAGAUCAUGCAGGUAAUCAAGGGGCAGUGACAUCAUGUGCCAUUCAAUGUAUGCAUAAUCUUGGAAAAUAAGUAGUGCUUUUGACCAAGAGGACUUAACAAUGGCUGCCUCAUAACAAAAGAGCUAGCCAGAAGAUGCAAUGAAAAGAUGUAUAGAAGAUGUAAGAUAAAUGUGUUUGUUGUAAAUUAAUGCAGAGAGACGCUAGAUUACAUGUCAUCUUUUAUUUCCAGUAAUAAUUUUGUUAUUGAAGUCGGUUUUAAUAUUUGUGAAAGGUAUGCAAGGCUUACGAUGUAAGUGUUUUUCUCAUUUAUCCUGGAAAUGUAUAUGUUUUAAUGAUUAUUACUUAAUUUCUAUGCCUGGCCAUUGUUAAUAUAUUUGCUGGCACUUGGCUUUUUUUUUUUAUUAAAUAAAAAAAAUUAUUCUCUCUGCCCCCCCGCUUUUCUUUGCUAAUCAGAAUACAGUCCAUUAAAUUACGUUUUUGGAUAGUUUCACUUAUCUGCGGUGAUUUUAUUGCUUUAGGGAGUAAGCACUUGCCUUCAAGCUGGUAUUGUGUUUGCAUGUGUAAUAUUACCCUAAGCUCUUCUCUUAUCAGUUUACAGAUAUAACUGAUAAAUGAUUGAACGCUCCCUGUGUCACCCACAAAGCAUCCAUCUGAUUGCAUUGAUUUCUUGUGUGCUUCAAGUAAUGAAAUGGAAAACAGCCUGCAUUUUUACCCUCUCCAGUGGGUUAAUUCAUUUUUUAAGAGAAAAGGCUUGUCUACAUUACGUGUGUGUGUAUUUAUAUUCAUUAUGAAGUGCUAGUUAACCCCUUUGGCGCAAGUUAUCAGUCUUCCUGAAACAGAUGUCUUUCGGCUCUUUUUAGUGGAAUGUCAAUCCAGCACGCUGUAAAAUACUGUAUAGUUUAAUUUUCAGACUCAUAUGCUCAUCAUUACGGGUGGGGUGUGUGUGCAGGCAAAUGUGAAUCUGGACAUGUCCCUUGUUCGCACUGUUGUCGUCUUCUUCUGGCAUUUUCUCUUCUGCUCCUUAACCAGUAGGAGCCGAUGUCACUGCUGUACUGUAAUGCAUGCACAUGAGUAGAGCAUUGAAGUUUGUGGAGGAUCCUGUGAGCCUUGCUGAUUCUCCAUAGUCUAGUCCCUGCAGCCAUCAUUGGUGACAUCUUGGGGGAUUGACACUUCUAAAUGGCGGUAGCUCCGCCCAGUCUCCUUACUUUUGUCUCAGUAUAGCUUUUGACAGGGAUGGAAUUUCAGUGAAAUUCCAACACAGUCAAUAUGAGUAUUAAAUAAAGAUUCUAUAUUUAUGAAAUACUAACUUUUCAGGGGAAGUGGCAUUGCACCUUGAAAUGUUCAGAUGCAAAAAUAAUCUGACAAUAACAUGGAGACUAUCAUUGCACAUGUACUCUGAUUACGAUCUAUAUAUUUCUACAUGCUAUUCCAAUGACUGUCAUUGUGUCAAGUUAUGAUUUACAGCUUAAUGAUGAACUUAAAGGGUGUUGUUUAGGAUUAUCAGUCAGAAAUUGUAAUGCUUUUACAUCCUUAUUAGUCUACAAUAUGAAAAUGUCUGGUAUAUGUGCGGAAGUGAAUACAUUGCAUACUUUUGCUUAUCUCUUCUGUAGAUCUAACAUUCUUAUGCAAUUGUACAUUGUGUACUUUUGUACAAGGGAGUCAAAGUGGUGAAAGUGUAGAUUGCCAAGGGACAGUUUUUUAGGACCAAAUUAACGUCAUCUCCCUCUAAAGAUUUUGGGUCCUAUAUGCUGCCCAGCAGCCAUGCAAACGAAAACUGUGCAGUCUUGGGGAAGCAGCACUAUUUACAUUUUAGUGCCCACACUUUCUUUUGGCUGUCGAGCAGGUGCUAGGGACAAUUCUUGAAUCUGACAUCAGAAUGGAAUGGGCUUUCAAUGUUUCCCUAUACAGGGUAGGUAACAUCCAGUGCAAUGGUUAAAUUACUGGGUCAGUGCAUCUCAAAAAAGUCAAGUCUUGUGGAGUGUUCUGGAAUGCAUUUUCUAGUACCUACCAAAAGUGGUGCAAGGAAGGACUACAGGUAAGCCAGCAUCAGUGCCAUGGGCUCCCAAGACUCAUUGAUGCAUAUGGCGUGUGAAGACUAGCCUUCUGGUCCAAUCACGAAGAUCGGCUACUCUAGCUCAAAUCGCUGAAAAACAUAAUUGUGACCGUAAUAGUAAGAGGUCAGCUCUAAAAAAAAAAUGUUUUACACAUAAUGCAAAUCUUCCCAUCCAGUCCUUUCACUGUAAACUAGCAAGAUCACCACUUAUCAUUUCCACGUGCCGCACAGAAUGGCAUGACUGGUCUCCAAUCAUGUAUGUGUGCGUGAGUCAAGUCUUGAUGCAUACUCUCGGCAUAUGAAGGCAAUGACAGUACAUCAGUGCCAGUAACUUGAAGAUUGCGGCACCUUGGGGUGAAGGACCCAGCACCGCAAACCUUAGCAAAAACAAAAGCUGUUUGGGGGUACACAAAGGACUUGUGGAGUGGGGAGGUGGACCAUAAAAUUAAAUGGGGUUAGGCUACGUUAAGAGUCGGUACAGUAAUAAUAGUGUGCAAUAUUUUGAAAAGCAUUAUUUGCUAGAACUGUUUAAAUGAGGAGAAAAAUUAUUUUACACUGUUGCAAUUUAAUUCCAGGGCCUUUUCAUGCUGUGACCUUCCAUGUGAACCCUGAAUGAAUGUAAACAUUUUCUGGUGAUGUUUCAAUGCAGACCCAGCAAAUCUGGAGAGUAUUAGUGGCACAGUGUUUUUAGGGAGGCUUUAUUCCCUUGGUAUUUGUCAGGAGCCUUUCCAACCCUAGAUCUAACGUUUGUUUAAAGUUUUCUAGGGUUUGUUGCUAAUGUUUUGCUUAGCUGUCUUUCCUUUUUUUCUCUCUCUCUCUCUUCAUUAGAUAUAAUUAGUAAAACAAAUGGCUUGAUUUGAAAGCAGAAAACAAUAGAAUGUACAAAGUAUAUAAUUUGUGCUCUAAAUAAAAGAUUUGUUCUAUAUCCUUCUUAUGCCUGUGGUAAAUCACAGUAUGUGUACGGCAGGGAAUGCUCCAUUACACAAGUGGAUCUUCUAUUCAAUGGGCAAAUACUGCCUCUUCCAAACCAGUGUGAUUGUGUUCUUUGGGUGGUACGAUGAGUAGCGUGUGAAUUGUUUUACUGCCUUAUUUAACAUAUAUUUAGAGGCCUUUCUCUUUCCUCCUUGAUAGAGAGAAAUAUAUAUUAUUUGUUUAUUAUGAGUGUGUUCAUUAACCCUAGAAAUUCGUAAGAAACCUACUCAUAAUUUUCUUCCUAGAAGUAGUUUGUUUUGUUUAUUUCGUUUUUUUGUGUUAGAGGGAUUCACCUCGGGACUGUUUUUAGGGGAUUCACCCCAGGACUUGGCUUCUUUUCGGCAAAAUCCUUGUUCUCACCAUAACUUACUUCUGUCCAACUUACCCUCCAAGUCAGAACCCAAAAACCUGGUCCCAGUUUUUCUCAACUGGAUGCAUAAUAUUAAGACCCCAGUCAGUCCCUUUACAGAAAUAGAGAUAAUCGGAGCUCCCCAAAUAGACCUUUAUUGUCUUCUCAGUGCUGCUUUUACCAAGUAUAACUGGAGCAGCACUCUGUGUGUAAAAAAAUAAAUACAAAACAAAUUACUGUACAUUUGUUUUUUCAACCAGCCUUUGUGCAGCAUUGCUAUUUUUAUGUAGAACAUCAGAUUUGCAUAGUAUGUUUGACAGUUUUAUUGUUAAAAUAGUUCUCUAAGCGGGCAAACUUGAAAUGAUGAAACCCAAGCUAUUUUUAUUUUUUUUUUUUUUAUUUUUAUUUAUUUUGUGCAGUAAAUCAGAGCUUUUAGUAUUCUGAAAGCUAGUUGAGUAUAUGUAAUUUUAUUGCUCUCUCUAAUAAACAAAAAAAAGUCAAGAAAUAUUAUUUGAUUUGGUAGUUUCUAGUUAAAGAUCACUCGUGUGAAGCCGUGCAUUAUGUGUUUUGGCCGCUAUUAAUAUUCUUGGUUUAUCAGUAGGUAUUACCACUUUUCCAAAACACAAAAAAGGUCACAUUCACUCCUGGGAGAGUCAAGACUUCACGGGAGUAGUUAAGAAGUAACAGACCAGAAAAAAGGCUGAACAAAAUGGGAAAAGUUAAAAGAAAGAAAACGAUUAUAUAUAGAAUAUAUCUCAACAUCUGUAGUGGACAUAACCUGAAAACAGACAGGGUUAUUACUAAAGAGAGAAUUAAAAGUGAAUUUAAAAUUUAUGGCCAAAGUAGCCACACUGAACCCCAUGGAAAGGAUCUUCUCCAGCUCUCCCAAUGGUAGGGAGGCUGGAGGGCAAAUAAAGUGUGUAAAAGGAAUGUCUGUCUGUCAGUGACUGUCUGUUUAGGUGACCACUUCGCUCUUAUUGCAUGAAAGGUGUCUUUACUCACCCUUUUCCUGACACCAUGCCUGUUUUGCAUUGGCUGGCUCCUCCUACAAUGCUGAGAAUCAAUUUUGAUGAUCUCAUUGGAGGCUAUUGCAGAUGCGCAACAAAACAGUGCUACAGCGAUCAGCAUCUCCUCAUAGAGAUGCAUUGAAUCAAAGAGGCGAACAUUCAGCGCCUCUAUGCAGAGCAGCACUGGACUUGGAAACACCUCUAGUGACUGGCACUAGAUGUAAAUACUGCCUGCAGGGACAAGCUAUAUACACCAGAACCACUAUGUUGAGCUGUAGUGGUUCUGGUGACUAUAGUGUUCCUGUAAGAAUUACAAUUUUGUUGUUGAAAAUAAAGCUUUGUUGGUUAACAAAAAUAAUAAAUACCUGGCUGAUAGCUUUUUAAGCUGGCUCAUAGAUUCCAAGAAAAUUUGUCAAGACCUAUUUUAGGGCAUUUCCCUUCCGAAUGAAAUUUGAAAGUCUAGUUAUUUGCAGUUACUGAUACAACUAAGCCAGCGUUUCCCAAUUGGUGUUCCGCGGAACUCUGGGGUUCUACAGAACACCAAUUGGGGUUACUCCAAAAGUUUAAAAAACAAAAUGGCCACGGGCGGCGAGGGAGCAGUGAGCGGUGAUCUCCCUGCUCAGCUCCCUCACACGCACAGCAGUGAUGCUGGAGCCGGAACAUGACGUCACUCCGGCAUCACUAAGAUGCGCGCAAGGAGCUCACCGCUCCCUCGCACGCCAGCCGUUCAGCAGCCCCACUGGUCUCAAGGGACUCCAUGCCAGCACUCCUAAAGGUAGGGGAGCUGGGUGGAGUAAAAUGUAAAAAAAUAAAUAAAAAUUGUAUGUGUGUGUUUGUCAGUGUUCUUGUCAGUAAGAGUAUAUGUUUGUAUGUGUGUCUGUGUCAAGGUUUGUGCAUGUGUCACUGUGUAUCUAAGUGUGUAUCAGUGUGUUUGUAUGUGCCAGUGUGUAUCUGUGGGUGCAAGUGUAUGUAUAUGUCACUGUGUGUAUUUGUGAGUCAAGAUGUGUGUAUCUGUGUCAGAUACAUAUAUACACAUGCACACUGAUACACACACACACACACACACACACACACACACACACACAUACACUGUGUCAGUGUGUAUGUGUGUCCGAUAUUUUUGGAUGGGGGUUCAACGAUGAUGAUACACUAUGUCAAAGGGUUCCACUGGAAAAAUUAAUUGGGAACCCCUGAAAUAAGCUAUACAAAUUCAUGCUGUUAGAUUAGUUUUAUGUUAAGGUGCAUAAGUGUAAUGUUGAACUUGUAAAUCUGUAUCAUUAGACUGGUCCAUGUAUUUAUAUGGUAAUGUUGUUCACACACAGAUGUGCAUUCAAAUACUCAUAUACUCAUGCGAAAGCAAAUAAAGCCUUAAACCAUUGUAUGAAAAGGGUGCAAAUUGGUGGAAUUCUUUCUUGGCUUGUGUCUGUAAUACCAAUAUUAUGCCAUGUAUCAUUCCACCGUUGGCAUUAUGUAAUGGCCUCUUAAAAUUGCUGGUGAUGUCCCACAAUAUACAUACAUAAAUCAGGUGGAGAUUCUUAAAACAGUAGUAUAACAGAUAUUCUGUAAAAUAAAAUUGAGACCAUAGUGCAAUACAGUAAUGUAAAUAUGAUUAAAAAUAUAUAUGCUGCAGGUUAUCCACUCACAAGCCUGGAGUCAUAAUCUCAUAUGACUCGAAUGGUGUGUGCCUUUGGACCAUUCCAGGAUGUCCAAAAUCCUUUUUCCAUGCAGGGCUCUGUUGGUGGUCACUCACAGACAAAGGCUGUCAAAUCAGCAAUGGGUUUCCACAAAAGUAUAAUUUUUUUUAUAUUCAAAUAAAAUAAAAGAAUUAUUAAAUUAAAGAUAGUUAAAAACUUAAAUAGGGCUAUAUAGUCCCUUAAAAUGCUUUAAAGUUGCCAAAACGCGUUUCGCCUGAUACAACAGGCUUCCUCAGUCGGCUUUAUAUUUCCCACAAUGGCAAAUUGUCGCUGCUGUAAACUUGGCUUCCUCUAUCAAUCUAUAUGUUAGUGAUGCCACUUGUGUACCAUGUCUCCAGUUACGUGUUGGCCCUCCUGGAACACUGAUACGGGAAACAUGGUUUCUAAAACAGAACAAAUGUUUUUGUUUUGUUUUUUUGUUUUGUUUUUUUCUACUUCAUAAUUGCUAAAUAUGUGGUUACCCUUAACUUCAACACCACCACUUAAUAAUGUAUUACUAAACACCAUGACCGCUUCAGUGUUUUGUAGUGAUCAUGGUGCAAGGGCAAUGUAUAUGCACCUUUUCAGUAGACUGCCCCAGAGCAAAAAUGAUGGGCUGGCUGAUGUUCUGUUCGCACACACUUACCCAGUGAAUAAGUGGUUCGAUCAGCAUUAGGCUUGUGCAGUUCUACAUCAGCUAGAUGCUGUUUAUUCAGAAUGAAAGGAGGCUUGGAGCCUGGUGAGACCAAGGUAAUGGAGUGGCAAACCAUUUCAAAAUGUUUUUUCCCUUUCCCCAAAACCACAACAACAGAUUGCCAGCAGAUUGCAGUGGUUAUAAUACUUGGAUACUCUGUUUAUUUUCCAGAAUGCAACCGUCUUUUGUUUGGCAUACCAAUACUUGGCAAUAUUAAAGGGACACUAUAGUCACCAGAACAACUACAACUUAAUGUAGUUGUUCUGGUGAGUAUAACCGCUCCUUCAGGCAUUUUCAUGUAAACACUGCCUUUUCAGAGAAAAGGCAGUGUUUACAUUGCCCCUAGGGAUACCUCCAAGUGGCCACUCCUCAGAUGUCCAAUGCAGGGGCUUCCUGUUAUUCAGCCCUGUUAUUCAGCUUCCCCACGCUCUGCAUGGGGACGUUGAAUUUUCCUCAUAGAGAUGCAUUGAUUCAGUUACUUACCUUAAUCCAGCGCCGGCCUCCCUCAGCGCUGGUGACCUCUCCUCCCCCGUUGACGACUUCAGCUCCCCCAUCUGACAUCAGUGGAGCCGCAUGCGCGACAAGUGCCGCGCGCGUAUUUAAAGUGUCCAUAUGAAAGCAUUUCUCAAUGCUUUCCUAUGGACGCUCUGCGCGAUGGAGGCAAAAUAUGCCUCCAGCAUCGCAGAUGCGCCUCUAGUGGCUAUCCGGAAGCUGAAGUGGUCAGAGUAACUAUAGUGUCCCUUUAUCCCAUUCUGGGGGUCUGUGGGAGGGUAAGGUAGGGGGCAAGCCACCUAAAUGGUGAAUUUUCACUAUAGGAUCAGGAAUACUUGUUUGUGCUCUUUUGACCACUUAGCUGCAAUCUAUCCAAAAUAUAUUUUCCAGAUUCAAUUUACUUAUUUGAUACAUAUGCAACUUAAUUUUGUAAAACCCUCAGGGUGCCUUUCUAUUUCCUCAAUCAUAGAAAGUACAAACUUGAUCACAAAAUACAAUGCAUUCUAAAAUUUGACUCUCUUAAAUUUCAACCCAGUCAAAAGAUAUACUGAGACAAAGUAGGGACUACUUUGUCUCAGUAUUUUUUCUAGACACUGGGCGGAGCUGCCACUGGUAGAAGUGUCUGUCUCCCAGCCGUCAAAAGUGAUUGCUGCAGGGAAUUUGAGAGAGAUAGAUAUAGAUAUAUAUAUAGAUAUAUAUAUAUAUAUAUAUUCUGUAGGUUUAAUGGUGCACUGUCGCAAUACGUUUGUCCAUAGUGGAACAAUGCGAAAACAUUGUAAUGGCUGAGAUAAUCAGCAAUGUACUGAGCCAGGUAAAGAACGAUGGCCAAAUGGAGCCAGCGCUCCGUGUGACUAAAGGUAAGUAAUAAAGCUCUGAUUUAUUUAUUUACCAGGGUGCCGUCUGUAGUAAUUAGGAGAACUUUAUUUCUAACUUUAUAUUCCUUUAAUACAAAUGUAAAUAAGUAAUGAUAUUCCAUAGUUUCAGUGUUGUUACUUUGUACUGGUUUUUAGCCUUACUUAGGAUUUAAAUUAUUUAAAGGAAGUCUAUAGGGUCAUAAACACAAAUGUGUUAAAAUCACCAUUACGGUGGCUUGCCACCCCUCCCAACGCCAAAUGCCAGCCUGGCCAAUCAUUGAGUCCGUGCAUCUCUAUGGGAAAAAGUUCAACGUCUCCAUGCAGAGCGUGGAGAUGAUGAAAGUCAUUGCUGAACAAGAUGCACGACUGGCCCAGGAAGCACCUCCAGUGGCCACUGGAGGUGUCCCUAAGUUUUAAUGUAAACAAUGCCUUUUCCAUAAAAAGGCAGUGUUUACAGCAAAACACCUGCAGGGACGGACUAUACUCACCAGAACAACUACAUUAUAUAGUUGUUCUGCUGACUAUAGUGUCCCUUUAAAAUUGUGUAGGCCAUAAUGAAUCAAAAUGCAUAAUUUAUUGCUAUAUAAAAUUACAUUUUUGUGUGGGGGAGGGGGGUGACUGUUUGCUCUUUUUUUUUUUUUUUUUUUAAAUCAAUCAUGACAAACAGAAGGGUUGUUUAGACUCUGGGUAUAGCAAAGCAUUUAAAAAAAACAAAAAACUUGAGUUUGGUUGCAAUGACUGCUCUGUCAUCAGCUUUAGAAGAAACCUUCACACUGCCGAGGAUGUAACCUGUGAAAACAAUGCAUCACCUGAAUAUCCAAAUUCCACACAUUAAAAGCAGAGGGCAUAUGAAAGUCAUAUGUCAUUAGUGAGUCUGCAGUUCAAGCCUCAGCCCAAGUUUAUUAUUUACUGUUCUCAGCUGGCGCCAGACUCUGACAGAGGAGGAUAAAAUGUAAAAAUAAUAAGAAAAAUAAUAAAACAGAAGCCAGCGCUGAUUUUAGUUUGUAUUUUUUUUUUCUCCUUUCUUGUUAUGGAUGAGUUAAUCUGCUUUGGUAAUUGUAAUUUAAAGGGGGGGUUGGGAUCUGGUUUGGAGCAGCAAUUAUAUGUCCCAUAGCAGCUGAACAUGCAUUGAGAAUGAUGGUUAUAAAAAGUCGCUAUACAUGAAACUCCUGUUCCAUUAUAAUGAUGGGAUGAAUCUCUCCUAGUAAAGCGAGAGCACAUCCAAUUUUUCUCAAUCUACAUUACACAAAGCUACCUUUAGUAAGUUUAUGCAAAAAAUAUUUAGGAAUGUUCAGUGCUUGCACGGGACAAUGUAUUGGAUAAAAAUGAUAUAACAACGCGUACAGAACUUAUUGUGGGAAUUAUGUUAAAUCUGCGGUGUUAAUCCCUGGUGUACUUUUCGAUAUUGUCUCAGAAUAGCUUUAAAAAUAAUCAUUUAUCAUAGACAUAAAGUAGAUUAUUCCAUAAUUGUCUCCAAAAUCAAUCUAAAUGCUUUUUACAACACUUUACAUUGUCUUGGUUGAAGCAAAAUGGCUAGUUAUGCCACAGUAGGUUUUAAUACGAACAAACGCAGGACAAAAUAAAAUAAAAUCCGUGUACCAUCCUUUCCUGUGUCUAAACCGUUAACUUAAGGUUAUAGUUCAACAAAUACAAUACAGACAGUUACGGUGGCAGUUUUGCACUCCAGAUCUUGUUGAAGUCCUUGAGUGCUGGCUUUCUUUUUGGAGAAUAUAUAUAUAUAUAUAUAUAUAUAUAUAUAUAUAUUCAUUCCGAGGAAAGUGCACUUACAGGACACAAUAAAUGUUUGAAAAUUUGUCUACUGAGUCCUGUGAGUGCAUUUUCCUCAGUGUGUGUAUAUAUAUUUUGUUUUAAUGUGGCAUACUUUGUGUCACUUAAUCAGAUGUGUUUUGCAUGAAUAGGCAAACUUCUUUUUCAAAUAUUUUUGAGUUUUUCAAAUAUAUAUACAUGUAAUAUCAAUGUGCGUUGUCGAUAUGUUUAUUGUUAAUACUUGAGUUUUAACGAGUCUACAAAGUUACCAACAAUAUAAUGACAAUAAAAACAAAUUAAAAAUUAUGAAAAAUAAAAUAAAACUGGGGGGAUAAUAAAAAGAAACUAAACAAUAAAAAUUUAUAAAAAUAUGUAAAAUCAUCCUUAAAAAUUAAAAUUUUAAUUAUUUAAUAUAUCCUGUUUACAAAAUGACAGAACGUAGUUGCAAUAUUAACAGUAUAUAUUUACAUAGUUUGGUUAAAUGGAUAUCCUAUUACUAAAUUUUAUUUGCUUCGAACUUUUUUUCCCAUUCAUUCCAUUCUUGUCUUAAAAUAUUAUUUUCAGCGUAUACACGGUAGAUUAAUUUGUGAUGUUUAUUAUCUAGAAUGGAGUAUAAAAAUAUCUUUAACAUCUGGCAAGUCCCUAGUUUUCCAAUAUCUGGUUAUGGUUGUAAUUGUUGCAAUUAAAAUAUGACCUAACAUAACUUUUGGUGUUUUGGAGGUGAUUUGGAAUUCUUUUAAACACACAUUUCGGGGGUCAACUGGGGGAUUGAAUCUGUGAUUGUAUAUAUUAAUUUGUGGACUGAUUUCCAAUGUGAGUCCACCUUGGAACAUGUCCACAGUAUGUGACAAAAUGAGUCCACCUGUCCACACCCCCUCCAACAUUUAUCUGAAUUAGUUCAUUAAAAUGUGUGUAAACUGGGUGGGGGGAGGGCAUAUUUAUUAUUUUAAUAUUUUAGUCUAGUUCUUCUAAAAUUAAAAUAAUGCCAAAAAUAAAUCAGAUUAUGUAUCUUUUAAUACCAAUAAUAUCGUACAGUACUAAGGGAUGAAAACACUCUCACUUUAGAGGACGCUAAGAAAAUGCUGACAGAGAUUUCCUCGCAUCAACAGACUGUAAAAGCAAAGUGUUGGACAGCAUUUAGAACCCAGAAUUAUGCAGUUGUGCACCUUGCAUAACUAGAAACUUUGCAAAACAAGCGUUAACCCUGCUGGCUGAUUAUUUAAUUAUUUUUUAAAAAUUUUAAUAUUUUAAUUAUUUUUAUUUCAUUUUUUUACUGGGGGGGGGGGGUGCGGGCGGGAGUGAGCUGUUACUUAUCUUUGUAGCAGCUCCGGUCAGCUCCCUUCACCUCCGUUCAGCUCACAGUGUAAGUCUUGCGGCCUGCGUGCCGUGCGUAGCGUUGCCACGGUAAGCCGUGGCAACACUCUGACAGCCGUGGGUCUCGCGAGACUUACGCUGUGAGGUGAAGGGAGCUGACCGGAGCUGCUACAAAGGUAAGUAACAGCUAGCUCCGGCCCCAAACAGGACCGCCAGGCUUAUGAGCCCGGCGGUCCUGGUCUGUAUUAUGGCAAUGUAAGUUGCCAUAAUACAGACCAUGACUCGAGUAUAAGCCGAGUGGGGCUUUUUCAGCAAAAAAAUGUGCCGAAAAACUCUGCUUAUAGUAGAGUAUAUACGGUACCUUGUUUCUAGCGCCUAGAGUCCUCCACUGCAGCCUCCAGCUCCACCACCAAUGAUGUCCGCAUACAUGGAUUGGAACUAGGCAUGGGCAGCAAAGUUCUGUGCUCCUCCAAAACAGCAUUUGAUUCAACGAGUAGGAAGAGCCUCUAGUGUCAGUCAGGAAGAUGGCUACUAGAGGCUUAUUUAAUCCAGCAUUGUAAUCAUUGCAGUCUCUACUAAACUGCAGUUUUUUACAUUGCAGAGUUAAAACUGUAGGAUCCCUGUACCCAUACCACUUCCCCCAGGACUAACUCAUAGGAAAAGAUUGAAUCAAUGCUUACCUACUGGGUUUUAGCGUACGUUGGAUGUCCUAGUGCAGGGGUAGGCAACCUACGGCACUAGUGCCAUGCACGGCACUCAGUGCUGCUAGAGCCAAACAGGCUCUGGCCUAUCAGGAUUCCUAGUAAAACUUCAGAUAUCUGCUAAUACGAAGAGAUGGUGAAGGACAAUCCUCAAUUUAUGCAUUGCAGCACAUAGAUGAAGUGAUCACAGAUCACUUCUUCCCAGCUCUUGUGAAUGGGAAUCCACACUGUAGUAGAGCAGCCCGCAGCUGGUGUUGCAGCUCCUGUCCUUGACCUGUACCUGGCCAGCCUGGUCCCCACUGGAACCCAGGGAAGCCACCCACACUGCUAGAUAUACACAGAAAUGCAGAAUAACAGCCCACUAACAAUCCACACAUAUGCACACAACCUCACAUGCAAUACCCCAAACAGGCCCCAGACACUACCAAACACACAAUGUGACAUAUCCACACACAAUUCCACAAGCAGCCCACAUUCAUAUGUAUCAUACACGAUACCAUAAACUACUAAUGAACAUAUACAAUAUAAUAGCUCACAUACGCACAAAUACCACGAUACAAAGCAAUUACAGUAAAAAUAACAAAAGCCGAAUACGGCAGCAUACACACCUCAAUUUAUAAAAAUAGGAUCGGGACAUCACAAUACUAUAUCGGCACAGUCCUGCUACAGGUUGCCUACCCCUGUCCUAGUGCAAAGUGUGAGGACGUCCAGUGUCAAUUAGCGAAUAAUGGGCUGUCUGGUAGAGAGUCACUAGAGGUGGAGUUAUCCCUGCAAGGUAAUUUUUGCAGUUUCUCAAUAACUGCAAUAAAUACAAUUGCAGGGUUAAGGAGAUAGGGUCACUGCACCCAGACCAUUUAAAUAAGAUGUUGUGGUCUGGGUGCUUAUGGUGUCCCUUUAAUCUGGUUCAUAGACAAUAAUUUAAAUAAUAAAAAAUAAAUAAAAAAAUUGUACUGUACCUACAAUUUUAAACUUGUGCAAUUGUCCUUUGAAGCAGGGUAGGUGAAAAACAUGUGUUUAAUUAUUUUCUUCAUUAACUAUUUAAAGUAUCUUACAUUCGCAACCCUUUAAAAUAUUAGAAAUGGUUAUUAAUGUUAAAAUAUUGAAACAAUUUUGGACAGAUCAGCCAAAUGGAAAGGUUAGCUGCAUUUUACCUAGCAAUUUCUAUUAUCGCUGGAAUUUUAACACUUUAAAUACCAAUAUAAUGGUUUAUCCUUUAUAUGACCUCUGACCAGUUUAACAUCUAAUUUAUAUUUCAGCUUUUUAUUUCAUUUUUUUUAAAACCUGUUUUAGGCUUUGAUUUAUGGACUAUAAUACCUCUGUAAAAUUCAGUAGUUGGGGGGGGUGGAAGGAGGGGGAUGUUGUGAUUGUUCUCAAAGACAAAAUAAAACAUAAAGAAAAUUCGCAUACCAAACCCUUGUAGUGGAGACAGUCUGUCCAGGGCAAACAUGCAGGUAUUUUCACAGCCUUGUGCAGUUAUUGAAGUCCUUUGUCUUAUAUUAUUUUUUUUUUUUCUUUUCUUUGAAGUGUCGUGAAAACCCAUGUCAUAUGCAGAUAUUACCUCCUUAAGUUGAUUUAAAAAAAAAAAAAAAAAAUUUAAAUUUUUCAUUUUAAUGCCAUCUUUUUAACAAAGGAAAAUGCAGCAAAGCCUCUUUGACCAUUAAAUAUUUAGGGCCUUACUUUAUAGCCAAUCCUAAUUUGCUCGUGUUCCCUUUGUAGUAAUACACGUGCAUUACACUAAUCGCAUAGCUGCUGAAGGGUUAACCUCUUAAGUAACAGUGAUUCCUUAUACCAUUAACACAACUGAACUACAAAAGACUUUUUUUUUUUUUUCGGUAUUGAGUGCCUUACUACAUGUUUAAGUAGGGUCCUCUUUAAUGGUGUGUAAUAGGUUUUUCUUGUUAAAUAUAUAUAUAUAUAUUUUUAUUUUAUUUUUUAAAUCCUACUUCUGAGCCUGAGUUGAUAAACUGAUCAUUCUCGAGACGCAAAUAUAUAUUGCCUGCAUGCAGUGUCAGUGGUCUUGAAUGGCUUUAUCCAUUUUCAUUCAAAUACAUUAACAUUUCCUUCGCCUGUUUGGAUUUUUAAUAUUAUAUAAUUCUGAUAAUAAAAAUAGGCAAUUUAAUUGUAUUGCUGCCCAUAUAGUAGCAUCAUUGAUGCAUUAGUAUCAGGAUGAAAUUAUGUUGUGACAUUGGGGCUUAAGUAUAAAGGUACCAUUAUUAAUGCUGGGCAUUGUACUUUGUGUGUAUGUAUAUGUGUGUAUAUAGACAGGAAGACUCCAGCUAAGAUAUAUCUGAUCAAAGACAGUUUGACUAUUUAAAGUUGGGGUGUGCCAGGGCAUUCCUGGUAUCAUAAUCACUAUAGCUUAAUGUAGAUAACUUAACUUUUGGUCGGGUUUGUACAAUUUACAGAAGCCUUGAGCUAAUAGCUGCCAAAAAAGGUUGAAGGAGGAAAGAAAAAUAAUAUAUAUUUUUAUAAAUAAAAAUGUGUGUAUGUAUUAGAUUUAGUUGUUUUUUGGUUUUGUUUUGUUUUUACAACCAAUACAAUUUUUUUGAGAAAUGCACAUCCACAAAACAGCAGUUAUGUUGGUAAAACGUCAAAUACUUUGCAGUCAAUGGUUUAAUUUUUUUACUCCGCCUUUAUAAUUUAGAAUGCACUUAAUUUAUAAAAGUUCUACUAUCUAUUAAAAUUUUUAGUUUUUGUAAAAAUGAAAAAAAAUCACUCCUUACACACAUUUAGUUGUAUGGGGUGUCCUUUUAACAGUCGCAUUAAUAUGAAAUUGUCAGCAUUUUCUGUCCCUAAUGAUCUCUAAAUGUAGACUGUAGAAAGCUCUAUAGAAAGAGCUAAUUUCCCUGCAAAUGAAUAUUAUGAGCAUUUCAUAAGAUUCUAUCUUUAUAAAAUACUAAUUUUUCAGGGAGGGGUGACAAUGCCGCUUUAGGCUGUAGUGAUUAUGGUACCUAUAGUGUACAAUUAAUUCUAUUUAAUGGAACCCAUUUGAUAUAAACAGAGGGCUGAUCACUUACUGUUGCAUUGUUGAAAUUUCAAGUUUACACCGAAUGGCCUGCACAGAAGUUAACUAUGCUGAUUUAACAAUGCAACAUUUUGAAGUCUAUACCAAUGCUUUAUUAUGUGUGUAUUUUAGGGAUGCAUCAAAAUUUUUGGCCAAAAAUGGGCCUAUCCCGUUUCGGCCGAAAACUUGUCAAAAAUAAUAAUAAUUACAUGGUAUAUAUAGUGUUCAAGUAGAGAUUGUAGCCGUAUUAGUCCAGUGAUGUUAAAAUAUAUAUAUAUAUAUAUAUAUAUAUAUAUAUAUAUAUAUAUAUAUAUAUAUAUAUAUAUAUAUAUAUAUUAUUUUAGGUUUUUGGGGAGGUACAGAGGGGAAAGAUCAUUAUGGGACAGGUGUAGGCAAGAACACUAUAGGACAACUUGGGGGAGAACACUAUGGGACAGACUUGGGACAGACUUGGGGGGAGAACACUAUGGGACAGACUUGGGGAGAACACUAUGGGACAGACUUGGGGGAGAACACUAUGGGACAGACUUGGGGGAGAAACACUAUGGGACAGACUUGGGAGAACACUAUGGGACAGACUUGGGGGGAGAACACUAUGGGACAGACUUGGGGGACAGGGGAGAACACUAUGGGACAGACUUGGGGGGAGAACACUAUAGGACAGACUUGGGGAGGGGGAGAACACUAUGGGACAGACUUAGGGAGGGGAGAACACUAUGGGACAGACUUGGUGGGAGGGAGAACACUAUAGGACAGACUUGGUGGGAGGGAGAACACUAUGGGACAGACUUGGUGGGAGGGAGAACACUAUGGGACAGACUUGGUGGGGGAGGGAGAACACUAUGGGACAGACUUGGGGGAGAGAGAAUACUAUGGGACAGACUUGGGGGGGAGAGAACACUAAAAAAGAGGGAGGGGAGAGGAACAUUAAGGGGGCUAGAACACUAAAAGAGAAGGGAAGUUUUUCAUAUUAGAUUAAAUUCUUUAAAAAGUCUAAUUUUAAAAAAAUUAUAGGAAAAAAAACUUUUUAAGAAUCAUUUGGGGAAAAAAGUUUCGGUUUUUGGCCAAGGGCAUCCUGAAGUUUCGGCCCAGAAUUUUCAUUUCGGUGCAUCCCUAGUUUAUUUGGUUGUGUAUUUGGCUGUGUAUUUUUCAGACUAUGUGAAUGUAUUCAUCCUCAGAAGUCUAAACAGCCAGAUUCCUAAAAUUGUAUGGCUGACUCAUGUAUUCACUUAGAUUUUCUGUACCCCUAUGAAAUGGAGAAUUAAUCUAAAAGGCAUUUUCAAUAUACAGGUACAAUAUAUAAAGGUACAACUCAUAUAUUACUUUGCAGUCGUUUACCAACCAUAGGAAGGUACUAAACCACCAUUUUCAAAAGCAUUUGCCUUUAUACUAAUGUGCUGAUUAGUAAAAUGGCCAUAUCUUUAUUGCAUGUGCAUUGGUUCAGCGAUACCAUCUUCAUUUUAAUGUCAUAUGUUGGUUUGUGAUUGGAACAGAUGCAUUUGAUCAGAGAAGAAACACUUUGAGUGCAGUAAUGUAUUAUAAUGUGCUCCUUAAAUGAUUCUGUGCCCAGAACAGUGUGCAUACACACACCUUUGGGACAAAUUAAAGGGAGUAGUUGUUUUGGUGCAAAUAAACUUGACCCUGCACUCUUGACUUAUGUAAACAUUUGCAUUUGUGAAAAACUGUUUGCAUUUCUCAAUAAGGAUGGCAAGUAAUCCAAUUGGUGGAGCGCACAUGUCAAUGGGCUAUGCUUCUACAAGAGAAGCAUGGAAUAGCCUCAAGAUCAUUAUUCAUGAUUAGUGAUGUCCUGAACGGUUCGCCACGGACUCAUUAUUGAGUAAACUUUGACCCUGUACCUCAGUCAGCAGACACAUUCCAGCCAAUUAGCAGCAGACCCUCCCUCCUAGACCCUCCCACCUCCUGGACAGCUCCCUAAGAAUGCAGCUUCACAAUGGAUGCUGUCCAGGAGGUGGGAGGGUCUGGGAGGGAGGGUCUGCUGCUGAUUGACUGGAAUGUGUCUGCUGACUGUGAGGUACAGGGUCAAAGUUUACUAAAUGAUGAUUCCGUGGCGAACCGUUCGGGACAUCACUAUUCAUGAUCUCACAGCAGAGCAGCCACGGCACCUCUCUAGAAUUUUUGUAAGACUUCUGUCUACACCUCCAUUGUUAUUCAUUCUUUGUUAGAACUGUAGUUUAAUUCAAGGUGAAUUUAAAUGGAAUUUUAAAGUAAAAUAGUCUAACUGGAAAAAAUCUGUUUCUCUGACCUUAAAUAUGAUAUUCACUUUCUAUUCUCACUUUUGUGUUAGAAGAAAAAAAAACCCUGUUCAUGUGUUCAAAAAGGAAGAAAAGCUUAUAAAGGAAGAUACCUCUCAUCAUAACAAUUUCAUCAAAAUAAUGUUAUGGUGGCAGGAGGCCCCAGGCACUUUAAAGUACUUUUUUGAAUGGUGGCUUACGGUUUGGUUUAGAAUGUUAGCUGACCCCGCUAGCCUGGCCGGUGGCACUCUUUGUAACUUUGUAACUCAAAUUUAGUAGCCCGAUGCCGCCUGGGGGAUCUGGAGAUCGGUGCUGGAGGCAACUGUUUGGGUAAAACCAUUCGUGCGUUUUAACCCCUUAAAUGGAUCCUACAGGACCAGGAAAACAAAGCAGUUUUCCUGGCACUAUAGGGUUAUUAGCUCUCCCCCUCCUUUGGGGCCCCCCUCCCAUGUCGCUGAAGGGGUUAAAACUCCUUCGCUCAAUUGUAAAGUAUGUUUUUUGGGUGCGCUAGAUUUCAAAUAUAUUAUUACACUUAUUAUUAUACUGCACAUCCAGGACUGCUCCACUUGUAUGAUUGUACGUUUCCUCUUGCGAAAAAUUUGUAAACCGAAAUGCGGUUUCCCAUUGGAAUGCAUUGAAAACCAAUUAAUCGGUUCUGGAGGUCAGAACAGUCAAAAUGAGCUUGCAUGGAAAGCAACCCACAAUGCAGAACACACAGUGAAAGGCAUGCAAAUGAUGAAGCUCCGCUCCCUACCUUUCCACCGCUUGAGCUAUGCUCCAAAAAGUCCCCAAACCACUGCAAAAAAAUUCCAGAAUGGCUCCAAAACUCGAUGAAAAAGCCGCUCCAACACCUCCACACUCAGGUCACGUGCUACCCCGAGGCGUUUGUAAACCGAGGUACCACUGUAAUUUCCUUCCAUUGGUGAGAGACAACCGUUCAUGACCUAUGGGAUAAAAUCCCUUCCAUACAUUGCAGAUACAAACACCUGUGAAUUACUAGAAAUCUAAUUUCUGUUUCUGCCUCUGAAGAAUAUGGAUGAUUUGGAGCUUUGAAAUAAAAUAAGUUGUUUUUUUUUUUAAAGUCUGAAUAAAUGUGUUAAAUAUUAAAUAUUGUGGGACACCCGGUUCCCUUGCCAAGUCCUAUUUGGCUCAUGGGUUGACCACCGUAAUUGUGUUAAGUGUUCCCUGCCGGGCAGCAUGUAGGGUCAUCUACUUUCCCAUGCCGUCCAAUGAUUCCUCUUUAUGAAGUUCCUUUGGGUUGAUGCCUAUUGCAGACUUAAAAUUCAGAAAACCGUAUCUUAUGCAAGGCAGUGAAGACUUUGAUUCCUCAAUUUACAGUACUUCCAAUUCCUUAUAUUUUAUAUACAGCGGUGGCCUAAAUUGUGGAAACCUUCCGGAAGUUUUGCAUAUCUAACAUUUAGCUCGUAACAUUUUUUAAUAAUGCCAUAAAAUAAAAACAUUAAGAAUGUAAUGCAACAAAUGUGUCAAUUUAUCCUCAUUCUUAAGUUAUACCUAAAUGACCAGAAAAAGAAAAUGUAUGUAGCAUGAAGUGAAUUUCCUUAGUAAAAUGAGACUGUGAGCCAAUCAGGUCUUAAGACACUAUAUGAACCACCGCUCGUCACCCUCAAGUCUUAACCCAAGUGCUGUAUAUUUUAAUAGUUUAAAGGCUUGGAACCAUGGCUUCAAACCACACCUCCAAGCCGGCUGAAUAGGACUGUUAUUUCCCUGCUCCCGUACCCCAGAAUACCAUGACAUUACGUACACAUGUAUUCCGAACGUUGGUGUCACUGUUCCUAGUGGUAUGAGGUACUACCCUCUUCAGCAAAGAAGGAAUUGAAAACCCUUAUUUACACACCUUGUGUCGAGGCUCCCUUUGUGCUUCUCUGCUCUCCUCCCCAGCGAUGUCACAGAGGAGGCAUGGCCUCUUCUGUGAUGGUCCAAUCCAGUGCUCCUUAUAGAGUAUUACACAUCAACUGUUUGGAGUUGAUUGCAGGAUAUUUUGACAUCUGCAGUUCUGUUAAUGACUUGUCGAAACGGUUGCUUCCUUUUAUGGAUGGACAGUGUCUUCGCUGUUCAUUCUAUGAAUUGUCUAGGACAGGGGUGCCCAAAAGGUUUACCCAGAUGUUGUAUAACUAAAACUCCCAUGAUGCUUUGAGUACCUUUAGAGUGGCAAAGCAUGAUGGAAACUGUAAUUUUAAAACAUCUGGGGAUCUACCUUUUGGGCACCCCUGGUCUCAAAUUUUGGCAGACCUUAUGAAAGCUAUUUAUAUUCUGUCCCGAGUUUGCUAGCUGGUUAUUACAUUAAAAAAAAAUGUUAAUACAUUUAAAGCCUGUGGGGCGUCAAAAAGAUGCCCAUAUAUUUUAAAUGGGAGCACAUCUAGCGACAUAAGGUUGGUAAACCGAUCUAAGGAACUCAGUUGGGUUGAGCUCCUUGUGAGUGAAUGUGGAUUUAUCUUUAUUUUUUAUUUAUUUUUAUUUAUAUUCAUUUUUUUUCUUUUUUUUUCUUUUUUAUUUUUUUUUAAGAAGUUUUUAUCUCGUGCUCAGUAAAUUGAGCUUUAAUCACUCCCAGAGGCUCCUGUUAGGUCUAGAAGAAUAUUAGCAGAGCAGGAGGUGAGGAAUUCUAAAUUAAACAGACUGUUUUUCUAGACUGCAGGUGCAUGAUCUGUGCACUAAACUGCUUCAUUAAAGUACAGUUGUUUUGGUGCCUAUAAUAUCACUUUAAGAUGACAGAUCCAAGGUGCUGGAUGAACUUUUGAAACUGCCCAUGGUAGCACCCUAGAAUUAUUCUGAUCUUAAGGGUAUUUUGGCCUUGGAUCAUGUGCACACACAAACUGGCUUACAGGAAUCCUGAUGGAACCUUGGCUGUUUAAAGGCUUACUCUACACACCAAAACAAUCUUAAAGAGACACUGUCGGUACUGUAACUUUUUCAUCUCAUUGCCAUGGCUAUAGUGUCUGAAAAGGAAGUUCCCAGCAUCCCAGUCUAUCACAUGAUGUAUCCCUGGAAAGCCCAAGAUGUCAUCUUUACAAUACAGCAGGGAUUGAUAGAGUAGCUAAAAGAAUAAAAGGAGAUGCAUGGGAACGAUAUGUCCAGUACAGAGGACACAAGUUAAUGGGCUUGGUCUCAGGAGGAUAACACUUUGUUUAUGUGGUCCUGGUCAUAAACACACUCUGACACACACAGCCUCCCUACAUACUUCCUGAAAAAUAAAAUCUAAAACUGUGCUAUAAAGAAAUCUAAAAUCUUUAAAAUAUAUCUCCUGCUCUGCUUAGAGCCUGGUAGAUUAUGCAGGACCCUUCUGUGUCAUUAAAAUUCAAAUGGGGACCAGGAGAUAAGAAUUUCUCUCCAAGUUUCACUACUUCCCACUUCCCUUUCAAGGCAAGACCCUUUUUCAUAAUGGUUAAUGGGUUUUUGGUUCUCUUCUAACUCUGCAUCCCAGUCUUUUAGCACAGCAAGGCCUGUUGGAAGAAAAUUUAAGCAGAUCAAGUUGCUACCAGUAUGAAGUCCGUAUCGGUGACAGUGUUAUUCCUUCAGGAAUCACUUGUGGGCAUUUGUUUAAUUAGAUGACAGCCUGACCAAUAUAUGAGCUCAGGGGACUCGAGUGUCUCAGGAGGCAAGGCUUCCAAUCAGUGUUCUCAAGAUCAGAAAUAUUUAUCUGGCUCAUCCAGAACACCUACAGGAGCCAUAUAUCCUCUGAAUUUCCCACAAGAUCUUGAAGAUGGAUGAUGCUGUCAGUAAUGCACAUAACGAUGUAGACAUUUGUGAAGUGGACUGCCUCUUUUGCCAGGUCUUUCACCUAGAGGAGUGGAGUUUCCAUCUUGGACUCUUCUCUCGGCUUGGUCAGCUUCCACUUGAUCUGCUUGUUUCCUGUGAUCCUUUUAUUUUACCUCAAGGGAUGGUCAGGACAUCCUGGAAUCAGCCCUGGUACUGAUAGCUCCUGCAUUGGUGUGCAGUACCUUAUGCGAUUGAUAGAUAUCCAUGACUGAACUGCUUACACUUCCUCUAAGUCAGGGACUUAUUCUCUACUCCUAUUUUUAUUCUUUUUAAUUAUUAUUAUAAUUAAGCACUUUUACACUGACCUUUUUACAUGAUUUUAAGUACUGUUAUUUCAGAAUGGAUAAUUGCUUGUUCAAGUGAAAAGGACGCCCAGUCAUGCUAUUAUGACCAAUGGCUCUAUGGAACACACAUUUGAUCCCUUCUGCCUCUUAUUAAACCUGUAAAUCAAAACCAGAUAGAGGAUAAUGUGGGAAUUAAAAACUUCUAGGUACUAACAUCACAAAUAUUUAGAUCAAGCUUAUAAGAUCAAGCUUGUAGCCCAAUUGCAUGCAUUAUACAUUAGUAACGCAUACGUUAAAAAAAAAAACAAUUUGUGUACCUUGCAUUUUAUUUAAAUGUUCUCUUAUAUUUUAUAAGCCAUUUUCACUGUCUUAAUAAGGUUUUGAAAACAAUUAGUGUAUCUUUCAGAGGAGUAAACUUGAUUAAAUAAUUAUUCCAAUAAUGACUAGUAAUGGAGUACGAAGGGUUAUCUCAAAGCUAAUCCGUAAGUAAUGGAAUUGGUAUAUCUCAGAUUUUUCUCUUUGCCAUUCCCAGUGUACAGAGGAGAGAGACAAGCAGUUAUGGGAAAUGGGGGUUUGCCACUAGAGGCCAAAGAAGAAAACGAGACCUUAUCUCAAGCAAUUAAUCAAGAAACUCAUAUAUUGCGGGACAAUUAUCCAAAGCUAAUUUUAAAAUAGCUUUAGUGCCCCGGGUCCUGAGAUACUUUUCCAGAAUUUUUUGAAGGUCAUUGAGAGCAGUGGGGUAGGUCCUGCAUGGAAAAUAAGGCAUCUCUGCAAGUGGCAAACAUUGAUGCAUUAUCACCUAUUUGUUUUCAGUGGAAUGCAGCACGAGUUACAAUUGCUGACAAAAUAUUAGUCUCAUUAGCAGCUAAAUCCAUUUAUUUCUUUUAAAGAACACAGAGAGAGAUUUGGUGCGUGUAACUAAGAUUAACCUCAGAUCCUGUUUACUUAUUGUGAAUUAUUCUAAUACGAUUAAGUCUACAUGUUAUAAAAAGCAAGUUCAUUUUAUUUUUUUUUAUUCCCAAAAUUUGUGUUAAGGUCGUGCAUGGAAAGGUAUGUUUAGUUUUAUAUGCAAACGUGUGUGUGUGUAUAUAUAUAUAUGUAUAUAUAUGUAUAUAUAUAUAUGUAUAUAUAUAUAUGUAUAUAUAUAUAUGUAUAUAUAUAUGUAUAUGUAUAUGUAUAUAUAUAUAUGUGUAUAUAUAUAUGUAUAUAUGUAUAUAUAUAUAUGUGUAUAUAUAUAUGUAUAUAUGUAUAUAUAUAUAUAUGUGUAUAUAUAUGUGUAUAUAUAUAUGUAUAUAUGUAUAUAUGUAUAUAUGUAUAUAUGUAUAUAUGUAUAUAUGUAUAUAUAUAUGUAUAUAUGUAUAUAUAUAUGUAUAUAUGUAUAUGUAUAUGUAUAUAUGUAUAUAUGUAUAUAUGUAUAUAUGUAUAUGUAUAUAUAUAUAUGUAUAUAUAUAUAUGUAUAUAUAUAUAUGUAUAUAUAUAUAUGUAUAUAUGUAUAUGUAUAUAUGUAUAUAUGUAUAUGUAUAUAUGUGUAUAUGUAUAUAUGUGUAUGUAUAUAUGUGUAUAUGUAUAUAUGUGUAUGUAUAUAUGUGUAUAUAUGUAUAUGUAUAUAUAUAUGUAUAUAUGUGUAUGUAUAUAUGUGUAUAUAUGUAUAUAUAUGUGUAUAUAUGUAUAUAUAUAUGUAUAUAUGUGUAUGUAUAUAUGUGUAUAUAUGUAUAUAUAUAUGUAUGUAUAUAUGUAUAUGUAUAUAUGUGUAUAUAUGUAUGUAUAUGUAUGUAUAUGUAUAUAUGUAUAUAUAUAUAAUAUUAUAGAGAGAGAUAUAUCCCAUGCACUCACUAAUCACCAACUUUUUUUUUAUUUUUAUUUUUAAUUUUUUAUGGUACUUAUUUGCCCUUAUUUCAUCAGUGAUAGUUUGCAUUAUAUGGCUUAAGGAGUCUAAACUAUCAUUUAAGGCUUGACGACAAGUUACAAUGCUUUUGCUUUCAAAAAUUGGUGGUUUAUCAGCUUUUUACUAAUUUAGAUUUGUUUUAGGCUCAAGUUUCCAAAUGAGAUGCUCUGACAAUCAGUGCUCAAUUUAUUGUACAAUAUAAUGUUACAUGUGUAAAUAGUACUUGUGAUCUGGCCGCACAUUUGAUCACAUUUUCCUAUUGAUCUGUGCUGCAUUACUUUGUUUAUUUUUUUGCAACUUUCCCAACCUUCACUGUGAUUUUGAAGGGGAAAAUGCACUUAUUGCCAAGACAACCACUAAAAAAAAUCUCAUGUGGUGUGUGCAUACACCACAUGUGCACCAGGGCUGUAUUUACCACAAGGCAUUUGCCUAGGGAGGCACUGCCACCCAAGGCUCCUAGGCAAAUGCCUUGUUUGCCUCGUGUCCUGGGGCUGUCCUCCUUAGGUCCCCAUCACCCCCUCGGUGUUAAACUACUAAUAUUAUAACCGGGCAGCAAGGUAGCGCUGUCCUCCGCGCUUCUUGCUCUCUCACGCUCUGUGUGUCUGUGAGUAAAUGUAGUUGUCUGUGUGUGUCUGUCAGUGUGUCAAGUCAGUGAGGAGGGUGUGUCUGUCAGUGAAAGUGUGUAUUGGUUAAACAGUGUGUGCGCCUAUGACUGUAUGUGUGUGCCAAUAACUGUGUAUCUUUCAUUGAGUGUACGUCAGUACAUGUAUCAAUGAGGGCUCACUGUGUCUGUCGGUCAAAAAAAACUGGCCUUGACACGAAUUGGGGGGGCAAAUCUAGAUUUGGGGGAUGUCCGAAUUUAGUUGUGCCUAGGGCAGCACAAAUCCAAAAUACACCACUGAUGUGCACUUAGGUCUCACCUACUUUUUGAUAGCUGUUUGCUUUCUCAGUAGUUUUAUUUUAAAGGGACACUAUAUUCACCAGAACAACUACAGCUUAUUGAAUUUGUUCUGGUGAGUAGAAUCAUUACCUUCUGGCUUUUUGCUGUAAACAGUCUUUUCAGAGAAAAUGCAGUGUUUACAUUACAGCCUAGGGAUAACUUCAUUGGCCACUCCUUAGAUGGCUGUUAGAGAUCCUUCCUGGGUCAUUGCUGCCUAAAAUGCAUCCAAACAUUCAGUAUCUUCACCCUCUGCAUGCAGACACUGAACUUUCCUCAUAGAGAUUCAUUGAUUCAAUUCAUCUCUAUGAGGAGAUGCUGAUUGGUCAGGGCUGUGUUUGAAUUGUGCUGGAUCUGCCUCUUUGUCAGUCUCAGCCAAUCCUGUGGGGAAGCAUUGUGAUUGGAUCAGGCUACCACUUCUGAUGAUGUCAGCAGGCAGUGGGCUGGUCUGAAGGAAACGGUGACAAAGCUCCAGACUUGAAUACAAGUAAGAUUUUACUAUAUUUAGGGAGGAUGCAUGAGGGGGGCUAGAUGGUGGUUUUAACCUUAUAUGGUCAGGAAUACAUGUUUGUGUUCCUGACCCUAUAGUGCUCCUUUAAUGAAGCAGUUUGGAUGUGUAGAUCAUGCCCCUGAGUCUCACUGCUUAAAGGACCACUAUAUGCACCCAGACCACUUCAGCUUAAUGAAGUGGUCUGGGUGCCAGGUCCAGCUAGGUUUAACCCUUUUUUUCUAUAAACUUAGUUUCAGGGAAACUGCUAUGUUUACCUAUGAGUUAAUCCAGCCUCUAGUGGCUGUCUCAUUGACAGGCGCUUCUGCGCUUUUCACUGUGAUUUUCAGUGAGAAGACGCCAGCGUCCAUAGGAAAGCAUUGUGAAUGCUUUCCUAUGGACUGUCUAAAUAUGCACGUGCGGCUCCUGCCACGCAUUCAGCCGAGGAGGAGGAGAGUCCCCCGCCCGGCGCUGGAGAAAGAGGUAAGUUUAACCCCUUCAACCCCAUAGAGCACGGCGGGAGGGGGACCCUGAGGGUGGGGGCACCCUCAGGGCACUAUAGUGGUCCUUUAAUUCUCUGCCAUUCAGAAAUUAAAUCACCUUUGUUCCUGUUUCUGUAGCCCUCGCCCCACCUGCCAGCCUGCAUAGGGGGGAAAGGUUUCAUUUUCAAUCGGAUGUUAACUUUUGAAGUUUUUAUCUCUUGAUCUGUGAAUUGAAUUUUAAGUAAGUCUGCAGGGGCAUAAUCUAUACACCAAAACUGUUUCAUUAAGUUAAGCUUGUUUUGGUGACUAUAAACUGAGCAAGAGAAAUGUCUGUAGUAACAAAAUACAAUUGGUCUAAAUGGUAAAAGCAAAGAUUCAAUCCUCUUGAUUUAUUGGGAGACCACAUAAAUGUUAUAUUGAAUAUGGGCAGUAUUUGGGAAUGAAAGGACUUUUUGACUCACUUACAUACAAAAGUCAAUUUGAAAGCAAUUGCUAGUUCAGCUAAAAAAAAAAAAAACUCAUGUCAUGGUUUCUGCAGACAGCUGGUAUUUGCCAUAAACCCUGGAUUUCAGAAACAUAUUUUAUUUAGGGUUUUUUUUGUUUUUUUUUUUUAAAGUGUGCAGUGUCCAGUGCCCUAAACUUUUUGCCUUUUUUUUUUUUUCUUAUUUGUCUCUGGAUUGCAUGCAUGUUGCAUUUUAUGCAUGUAUGUCCUAAUGGAGUUAUUGUGCAUUUCAGUUUUAUUAAAAUCCCCCAUUUAAAAAAAAUAAAUAAAAACGUGCUUUUGCUGUUUGAUUCUGUAAAGCGUGACUGUGAUUACAAAUUGUUAUGAUUAAUGAUUCUAAUUUAUUGUAUCUGACAUCCAGUAAAAAUAGGUGGGUAUGUCCUUAUCAUAACUCAAAUCUUAUAUCAUAAAUAACCAAUGAGAUGCACUUUUAAUACUCAUGUGGUGUCAGCAAUAAGGCUCUGUAAACACACUGGGUUGGAAUGUAGCUCUAAAGUCAUACUGUUAUCUGGGGCUGCUGCAGUUACGUGAUACACUAAUAUUACCAUAUAGAUUAGUCCAUUUAUAAUACAACUUGUCAUUUCUUAUUUUGCUUCUGUGUGUGUAUAUAGCAUUUUAUCAAUAUGUCUCUGGAGAUAUUUGCUGUGUGUGUGUGUGUGUAUAUAUAUGUGUGUGUGUAUAGUAUUUAUUUUAAUGUUAUCCUUUGUAGUUAGUACAAUUUAUGUUGUAAUUACAUAUUAAAAUUAAUAAUUUGAAGAAAAUUGGUUAGUACAUUUUUUCUUUUGUAUUACAGAGGAAGAAGAGGAACAAGUGCCCACAGAUGGCGGGACCUCCGCGGAAGCCAUGCAAGUACCACUGGAAGAAGAAGAAGAAGAGAUGGAAGAUGAUGAAACUGUAAACGAUGAAAACUAUUUAAGUAAAAGACCAUUAAGUAGUCCAGAGAACAUGGAAAUGCCUUUUGCAAAACGCCCACGGUUGGCAAAUAUUAAAGGAGAUGUUUUAGAUGGUAAUCUGGAACCACGAGAGCCACUUAGUUCAAUAAACACGCAGAAAGUCCCCCCUAUUUCACCUACUCCUAUACAGGACAAUGUAGAUCUGGCUGACUCUUCAGAACCACUAACCUUGCCUCCAGUUUCAAAAUCUCAGCCUGCUCCUUCAAAACCAUUAGAAUCCAAAGCAUUGAACUCCAAAUCAAAAUCAAAAGGUGGCUCACCAGGGCAGAAAACUAAAUCGCCCAAAUCUACUCCAGUGGCUGCCGUGCUCGGUAGCCCCAUGCGGUCACCUAAAAGUGGCCCAAAAGAGAAGAAAUCUCCUGGACGUGCCAAGAGUCCUAAGAGUCCCAAGAGCCCCAAAGGUCCUGCAGCUGUACCUGUUAAGGCAGAAACACCAGUCCGGACGCCUCUAGCUGCAUUGAGUGAAAAGAUUGGAAAGGAGAAUAUACAGAUAAAACAGACUUUAGCCCCACUUGACACUGAGAAAUUGAACCCUGAGACUCCAUCAAAAAAACCUUCAGUGACUGAUAAUACUAUUGAAGACUCAAUUGACGCUGUAAUUGCUCGUGCCUGUGCAGAGCAAGAACUUGACCCAUUUGAGUUUUCCUCUGGUUCAGAGUCAGAAGAUGAAGUUUUUACAAGUCCAAAAAGACUUACAAUAUCAGAGCCUACCACUCCUAAGGUUUCAUCUUCUAGCAACAGCCUUGCAAAGCCUGGAAGUAAUCCAGCACCUCCUUCUGGUGGUACAUCAAGUUCUGAUAUUUCAUGGACAAUGGAUGACUCUAUAAAUGAGGUAAUUAGAAAAGUUAACCAAGAAACACCAUCAAAUAUACCUGGCAAUCCUCAAUGCUUCUCUUCUCCUUCUGCCUCACCACCUACUCCAGAACCCCUUCUAAAACUCUUUGAGGACAAAGCAAAACUAGCUUCUCCAGUGGAAGUGAAGAAAAAGGCAAAGAAGGAAGUGAAGGCUAAGAUGAAAAAAAAGGACAAAGAAAAGAUCAAAGAGAAAGACAAGGACAAAGAAAGGACUAAGGACAAAAAUAAGGAGAAAAACAAAGAGAAGGAAAAAGAUAAAGAUGGGGGCAAAGAGUCAAAAAGUUUGUGGAAGGACGCAAUCCGGGAUGAUGAGACAGAGAUGCAAAGAUUUAAGCUCAAAGAUUUUAAUGAUCCAGAGGUAAAAUCGAAACAGAAAGAAAAUUCUGGAAAGAAAGACAAAGAGAAGCAUAAAGAUAAAAAGAAAGAUAAGGGUAAGAAGGACAAGGAAAAGAAAGACAAAGGAAAGGAUAAGAAUAAGGAAGACAAGCUGAAAACGUCUGCUCCUAUUUUGUUAACGCCUAAGGAAAUUGCACUACCCACAAUUAGCACCCCCAGCUCAGUCAGACUGCCAUCUUUACUUUCUACCAUGUCACCGCUUCUCCCUGAAAAACUAUUCGAGGAUAAAGAGAAACCUAAGGAGAAGGACAAGAAAAAGGAAAAGAAGGAGAAGAAGAAGAAAAAAGAUAAAGAGAAGGCAAAGGAGAAGGAUAAAAAAGAAAAGGACAAGAAGGAGAAGGACAAAGACAAGCAUAAGCAUGAGAAAGUAAGUUUUCUAAUUUUCAUUAUUUGUUUUCUUAUUUAAUAUUUAUGGUAUAAAAGCUUCCCUUAAACCUUUUGAGGUGCAAGCAAUACAUUGUAACAAGCCACUUUUGGUACUCCGCAGAUUAAAAUAUAUCUAUUUGUACAAUGUAAGUACUGUCUGAGAAAUUCAACUCUUGGUUGUUUUUUUUUGGUUUUUUUAAUGUAGUUAUGGUCUUAUUUUUGGGGGGGCGGGGGAGAGCGCAAACUGCAAUGCAAUAAUAACGGUUUAAAUUGACAGGACUGCUCAGUAGCCAUCAAAAAGCCCAUGUCAAAAAGAUAAAUUGCAAAGCUCACAUGCACCAAAGAAUCCCUGUAUUGAAUUAAAUUGUAAAGCUGAUGAGCGUCUCCUAAAUCUUUCUCCAGCAAGAUUGUAAACCCAUUCCUCGUUAUAUUGUCCUUCUGCUAUUAGAAUGUGGAGUACUCUAGUAGGUUGCAUAGUUGUCUCAUAGCCAGAUGGAUGCAUUGCUAAAAUGGCUUGAUUUUAGUGUAUUUUGAAUUUUAAAAAUAUGUAAAAAAAAAAAAAAAAUUAAAAAGGGACUUUAUCAGUUUGUGCAUUUAGACUAUAUUUUUAGCUAGUUUAAAAAAAAAAAAAAAAAGUUGUGACCAUUAUGACUUUACCUCUAUAGCAACUCCAGAAGCUUAUAUACCCAAAUUGACCCAAGUUUUCUAUAUAUCAUUUUUUGUCCAAACUCCUUGUAGUGAGAUUUUGCCCUGCAAAACCUUUUAGCACGAAGGUUCUAGCCUGUGACAAAUAAAAUGAUAGUAGAAUGGAACUGUGAUUAAAUCUUAAUGAAACUGGAGAUAUCGCAUUAACAGAGCAGCAGUGCUAAUGAAAAUGUAAAUUAGAUUAUUUUGUAGAAAUAAUUUUUAAGCCCUUACAGAAAACCUAACAUAAUGCACAUGAGCUUUGAGAUUGUGUUCAGCAAUGCACUGCUAUAUUCAACCAGAAGUAAAAAUAAAUAAGUUGUACUCACAUUUGCCUGAGCAGAUAGCCCGCUCACUGUAAUCAGCAUAGGUGGUAUAAUCCCCACCUGGGAUACUUGGUGAGGUCCUCUCUGGAAAGAUAAAAACUGGAUGUCGGGUAACAAAAGGGGAAAAAGGUAUAUGGCACAAAUAUUGGUAGUAAACAUGACCAAAGGCUUAUUUAAACAAAAAAAGUAAUAAAAUAGAUUCAUAACGCGUUUCACCCACAAUGGGCUUUUUCAAGUGGUAAUCAAGCAAAUAAGGUAUUUGCUUAAUUACCACUUGAAAAGGCACAUUGUGGGUGAAACGCGCUGUGGACCUAUUUUAUUACGUUUUUUGUUUAAAUAAAGGUUUUGGCCAUUUUUACUACCAAUAUUUGUAAUAUAUACCUUUUUUCCCUUUUGUUGCCCCUGUUGCACAUUUUUGUAUUUUUUUCAAAUGAUUCUCAUGUAAUCUGGCAUAAUAAUUCAAAGUCUAGCCAGAAUACAGUUGUAAAUGAUUUAGCAGUUUAAUUGUAUGCACAAAUACUGUAUUUUAAUUUACUUGGUGACUUGUAUGUUAUGUCCUAGGACACUUAAGCUUUUAGGCUUUUUUUUUUUUUAUAUAUCACUUUAAGCAUUCUUUUGUGUUUUAAGAGGAAUUGUUACAAAUUGGAAAGUGCUUCAAACUGUUUUUUAUUUUUUGUUUCAUCUCCGCAUCAACAGCAAAAACAGAUGUGAUGCUGAAUUUUGAUGGACCUAUGUCUCUCUUCAGCCUGUGCAACUGUCACUUUUUUCUGUGAACUGCUAAAUUAAACAAAACAUUACAAAUUACCUGUUCAUUUUUUUCAUGUGGGUCAUUUUUCUUUAACUCUCACCUCCAAGUUUCUCCUAUUGUUUCCUCUUUUCUUCCUCUUCCAGAAUCUGUUCUUUUCUUCAUUUCUGAUGUUUCUCUUUGAAUCUGAUGUUUCUGAUGUUUAAGAUAGAGCAGGCACUUCUUUGCUAAGAUUGUCAAACGUAGGAAAAAUACAUAAGACAAAGGGGUGGAGCUUAAUACAAGUGCCAUUAUAUUUAGAAGGGAAGUGGGACCUUGCUUUGAGCUCCACUCUGUCUUAUGUAUUUUUCCUAUGAUUGACAAUCUUGAUAAAAGUAGUCCAAGGAAAAAUAAACAGGUCAGAAAUGAAGGAAAAAUAAAACGGAUUCUGAAUGCGGAAGAGUAGAGGAAACAAUAGGAGAAAGGAAAGUUUUGAGGUGACUGAGCCACUUUAAAGAUUUAGCAUUUGACAUCACAAUCCAAUUCAGCCCAGGCAUAGCAGCUGGAGAAACCUAAAUAUUAUAUUUAUUCACCUCAACAUAUUGUGUUCAUUGCUAUAAGCUCUUCACUUUUCUGUCAUUGAUGAACAGAGAGCCAAGUUAGUGGUACUCUCUAUUACUUUCAGGAUUUCGCUAUUUAUUUAUUUUUAUAUCAGGCAUCACAUUCAAUUUGUUAAACAUAGGAUAUAACUAAAAAAUAAUAAAAUAAAAAAAUAAAAAAAUCCUGGGAAGUGAUUUCUCUCUUCUAGAAGAGAAAUAUAGAUACAAAAUAAUGUCCGUCUGGCUGCUGUUCAGCAGACUGAGCAAAGAUUAUAUUGUAUAUUUUUGUCAAAAGUCCAGAGAAUGCAAUCUUCGCUUGACCUAAUAGUGCCUGAACACUUUAUGACAAAGUUAGCAUAUUUUCCAGUUGCGUUAAAACCUGUCAAGAUAUAAAACCUCUAAUAAAUAAUUUAUUUUAUAUUUUUGCAAUAGUUUAUCUUUAAAGUCUGGCCUGGCUUGAGAGUAAUUCAGGGCUGACAUUUUAAACCACCUUAUCUGAUCUAUACAUUUUUUUUAUUAUUUUUUUAUUUAGCAGGUUAAAACAGAGCUAUCCAUUCCUGCGUCUGCACCGGUAAUCCCUAGGCUGACGCUGAGGGUGGGUGCAGGUCAAGAUACGAUGUAAGUACUGAACCGUUGCUGCCCUUAUGUCCAAUCACCUACUCUGUUUAAAAUGUAUUCCUUGUUAGGAGUUUUUGGAUUACUGUUUAAAAUGUGUUACGUGCCUGAUCAUUAAUAAAAUUAAAUGUGCAGGAUUGUAAGAAAAACCUUUAUACACAUUAACAAAAGGUGCUUAAUGCAGUUAUCAAAUGUUGUUGUUUUUUUCCCAAAAUUAUUGCUAUUUUAUAGUUGAAUUAAAUAAAUGUGUUUAUUAAUUUUUAAAAUAUUUAAAACUAAAUUACAGGCCUUGCGCGGGAGGUUAUUGUGCAUGUGUGGCAAAACGCCAUGCUGCGUCAAUCAGUAUUACAGGUUUUGUGUGUGGGGGGGGGGGGUGAAACAGGGCACAAAAUUCUUACUUUUUUUUUAGCCAGCCCUAAAACUUACUUGCAAACUUCGCCCUACUUCUUGACUUCAAGGAAAGAACAGGGCUGCAGCACACACAGCCACCAUGAUUUCAAAUGACUUGUAUAGUGUCCAACAAUUACUAAUGUGUGAGUAUUUGCUAGUAUUUGGAGGAUAAUUUGGGAAACGCCUGUUGACAGCAUUUUUAUAUUAAUUACACUAUGUUGAUUACAUAGCAGGAAACUGUAAACCUCUAAAUGGCAAUAACAUUUCAGCUGAUUUGCUAACCAUGUGACUGUUACAAUGUACAGAUAAUAGUGUUAAUGACUUUUAAAUCAUGUACAGUGGUACCUCGGUUUACGAAUGUAAUGCAUUCUCCGGGACAAAAUAAGCUGGCAUGGAAACCAACACACAAUGUAGAACCCUACCUUUCCACCACUUGAGAAAUGCACCAAAAAAGCUUCAAAAAGUCCCAAAACCGCUUGAAGAAAAAUCCAGAAUGAUUCAAAAACCGCUUCAGCAUCUCCAGACUCGGCGCUCCGUGCUACCCACAGACUCCUGCAUGCACGGGGGCAGCGCUGUAAACCUCCCAGGCAUAAUGCAUCCUGGGGAAAAAAUUUUAUAAACUGAGGCAUUAUUUUAAUUUGUAAACCGAAAAUUGUUAACUUAGGCAUUUGUAAACAGAGGUACCACAGUACUAGAUAAUAUUGAUAUACAGGGACUUAAAUAUUUUAUCUGUGAUUAAUGCCUUUUUAUAUGUUCCACACUUUUAAAUGGAUGAAGAGAGGAUCUAAAACCACUUAACUGUUUCUUUAUAAGGGAAGGGGGGGCACAGUACUCCUGGCACCAUAACCACUGUAGCAUGUUGUAGUGGUUAGCAUUUGGAGUGUUCCUUUAAGGCAAACCAUUAUUAACAUGGUGUUUCAUUCUCUCCCAUUACCUCUUCAGUCCUCUAUUUUUACUUUUAUUUCCCCAACUGCCUUUGUAUGUAGCUGUCUCUUCUAUUUGUCUUCUAAAGUUUAAAGGAACACUAUAGGGUCAGUAACACAAACAUGUAUUCCUGACCCUUUAUUGUUAAAAACACUAUCUGGCCCACCCUUAACCCCUAAAUAUAGUAAAAAUCUUACCUUGGUUCCAGACUGCUGCAUCUGGUUCUGCUCCUGAGCUGCCUGCUUGGCUGUCCUGAUCAGAAGUGUUUAUCAACGCCCAAUCACAAUGCUUUAUUAUAGGAAAGCAUUGAAUUGGCUGAGCAUGUCAAGGAAGCAGAUCAGGGUCAGAUCCAGCACAAGUCAAACACAGCCCUGGCCAAUCAGCAUCUCGUCAUAGAGAUGCAUUGAAUCAAUGAAUCUCUAUGAGGAAAGUUGAAUGUCUCGAUGGAGACACUGAAUGGCAGUACUGUGCAGGACUGCCCCAGGAAGCACCUCUAGUAACCAUCUGAGGAGUGGCUAGUGAAGGCAUCCCUAGGCUGUAAAAUAAACACUGCCUUUUCUCGAAAACAGUGUUUACUGAAAAAAGCCUGAAGGCACUGGUUAUACUCACCAGAACAAAUACACAUAAACUGUAGUUGUUCUGGUGACUAUAGUGUCCCUUACAGCAUACCUGCCAACAAUAUUACCAUCAUGCUCUCUUUUAAAAUCAGAUGUGCAAUCACAGAAGCAGUGUGGGAUAACGCUUGUGCUGAAUGCUCUGGCUUGCAGUGGAUAUAUUUUACUAAACCGCACUCUAUGAAGCAGAGCAGGGAGAUUACUGAAGCCUCACUGGACCCGAGGGAAAGCCAAACCACUCCAGCUCCAGGUAGGGAGGCUGGGUGGUCAUCUUAACCCCUUAAGGACACAUGACGUGUGACAUGUCAUGAUUCCCUCUUAUUCCAGAAGUUUGGUCCUUAAGGAGUUAAUGUGUGUUAUUGCAAUGAUUGUGUGUGUUUAGGUGACCAGUCACCCUCCAAUCAUAUGGGUAAGGGGUUUUUACUCACCUUCCCCCUGCCCCCCCCCCCCAUGCUGUGCUGGUCCGCCGCAGCUGGCCCUGCCUUCAUGACUGCGAUCAUCAUUCUUGAUGAUCUCAGCCAAUCCAAUGCUUUCCUAUAGGAAAGCAUUGGGAGGUUAUUGCGCGUGUGUGGCAAAACGCCAUGCUGCGUCAAUCAGCAUCUCCUCAUAGAGAUGAAUUGAACUAAUGCAUCUCUAUGGGGAACAUUCAGCGCCUCACUGCGUACUGUGCAACACUGACCCAGGAUGCACUCGAGGCAAUCUGAGUGACUUUUACUAGAAGCGUUACUAGUCAACAAUUUAAAUACUGCCUUUUUCUCUGAAAAGGCAGGGUUUACUUUGAAAAGUGUGGAGGGACAGCUUAUAGUCACGGGAACAACUACAUUAAGCUUUUGACAUUGAAAAACCUGGCUCCUAGAUUCUAAGCAAAUUUGUCAAGCCCUGACUUAUAAUGCAACUAGUUUUUAACCCCGGGUUUACUCAUACUUAAUGAAAUUGUUUCUCAUACUCACCAUGCAACCAAGGAAGCACUGAAUACUGUGGGGUGCUUAAAAUGUUCAUUUCUGCUUAUAGAUCUCAAUUUCUUCCAAAUUCCUGAGAGCUUGAUAAUGCUGUGCUUUGGAGUUUCUGCUUCCAAUACAAUGUAGAUAUUUUAGUAAUGUAACAUCAGUAGUUGCAUGAGUAACCAUCUAUUUUUGGCUGAACUGUUGUAAUUGUUUUUGGUGGGUUUGUAUUCCCUAUUUAUAUACAAAUAAAGGUCUCUGACAUAAUCUAAUCUGAUUAAAAUUAAACCCCUUCUAUGUACUUUGAGAUUAGCUGCAGGCUAACCAAUUCCAUGGCUGCCAAAUAAGUAUAGCUGAGAAAUAUACUGAAUUCAAUUUUAAUGCAAUUAGACCUCAUUUGGUUGCUUAAAUAAAUAAAAGGUCAGUCUGCCAAUUAAGCUUAUCUCUGGCCACAGCUUCCAUAAAUUGUAUUUUAAUGUUUUUUAGGAGAUCUUAUCAAUAAUGGGCAAGGUGGUGGUAGUUCAUUUGGUUUUAAAAUAUUUAAGACUAGUGGGUAAUAUAUGAGUUGAACUGUGCAUUAAAGCAUUUUCUCUGAAAUGUUAUCAAGCCACUGAUCACUAAUUUUCUAAAUGCAAGUAGGUGCUUAAGAUAUAGCAUCUACUGUUCAGUGUUGUGCCAAAUGGUGUCUGUGACACCUCUGGUAAAUUAUUAGCAUGUUGAUUAAUACAUCUAUCUAUUGCAAUUUGUUUUGGGUUUUUUUGGGGGGGGGGGCUCUCUAACUAGAGUACUGCUUUAAUUAUGGUCUGUCCUGCACAUCAUUACUGGAUUUCUAUAAAAUACAGGUCUUUUACAGCAGUGACCAGCAAGAACCAUACGUUUACAUCUGACCAGUCACAGUAUACUUGAAUAUUUGAUCAAACAGAAUAUUUGAUAGAGUCCUAACCUCAACAUAUGGGGAAAGGGACUUAGGGGUGAUUAUUUCUGAUGACUUAAAGGUAGGCAGACAAUGUAAUAGAGCAGCAGGAAAUGCUAGCAGAAUGCUUGGUUGUAUAGGGAGAGGUAUUAGCAGUAGAAAGAGGGAAGUGCUCAUGCCAUUGUACAGAACACUGGUGAGACCUCACUUGGAGUAUUGUACACAGUACUGCAGACCGUAUCUUCAGAAGGAUAUUGAUACCUUAGUGAGGGUUCAGAGAAGGGCUACUAAACUGGUUCAUGGAUUGCGGGAUAAAACUUACCAGGAAAGGUUAAAGGAUCUUAACAUGUAUAGCUUGGAGGAAAGACGAGACAGGGGGGAUAUGAUAGAAACAUUUAAAUACAUAAAGGGAAUCAACACAGUAAAGGAGGAGACUAUAUUUAAAAGAAGAAAAACUACCACAUAAGAGGACAUAGUCUUAAAUUAGAGGGACAAAGGUUUAAAAAUAAUAUCAGGAAGUAUUACUUUACUGAGAGGGUAGUGGAUACAUGGAAUAGCCUUCCAGCUGAAGUGGUAGAGGUUUACACAGUAAAGGAGUUUAAGCAUGCAUGGGAUAGGCAUAAGGCUAUCCUAACUAUAAGAUAAGGCCAGGGACAAAUCAAAGUAUUUAGAAAAUUGGACAGACUAGAUGGGCCGAAUGGUUCUUAUCUGCCGUCACAUUGUGUAUACCAUUUUAUAUGAAUUGUUAGUUACUUUAAACGAACACCCCAAUACUAUGCUGUAGUGGUUAUGGAUCCCAGAGUGCCAAGUAGUGAAACUGUUUCAGAACAAUUUUACCUGGAGUCUGCCAGGUUCUGCUUCCCCAUCUCCAUUACAAACUACAGAGCGGCGAAGCACUUAGCUCAUUGGUUGAGAGCGAUCAGAUGGUACUCUUAGCCAAUGAGCCAGCAUUGCACCAAGUGCUUAGCUUGGGAGGGCUAACGUAAGUUCCUAAGCAGACUCUCUCUGGGUAAGUGGAUGCAGGCCGCGGCACCAGUGGACACCACUUUAGAAGACACAUAGUUCUAAAACAGUUUGACUGCUUAUAAUGUGGGACACCAGGGUACUCCUGGCACUAUAACAACUACAGCGUGUUCCUGUCCUCUAUUGUUUGCUUUUAUAUCUCCAAAUGCAUGUGCAUAAUAAAGCUGUCUCAAAUAAUUUUAUUUAGAUUUUAAGGGAAAAAAUUUUUUUACAUUUUUAAUUCUGCAAAGUAACUAUCUGCUGUCUUCGAAACUUGCACCCAUAAUGUACAGGCAGUUACUGAGAAUAUUGUUCAGUGUGAAUGAAAUGCCAUGUUAGAAUGACAUGCUCCUAGGUUUCCAUUAUCCCUAUUAAAGUCUAAUAGCUGCCACCUUAAUGUCUGCAUGUGCAGAGAGAAUAAUAGGGAUCAUUUAAGGGCCCCUGUAUGGGCAUAUCCAAACUGUGUUUACCCUUAACCUUGGCUUUCUACGUGUAGCGGAGUUGGAAUGGGUGGCUCUUUAUUGACUUGUCAAACUGUGGGUUUGCAUUUCAGGCCAAACCUCUCAUGACCUGAUCCAUUUAUUUCUCUGUUUUAUGGUGGGGAAACAGGUAAAGGAAUCCUACUUAAAAUCCCUCCUUCCGCACGUUUUUAUGAAUAAACCCAGUGUCUGCAGCAGUUAAGGCAGCGUGACCAAAUUCUCCAGAAAACGUAAUGCUAGCAGUAGGAGUCUAUUGUCUGGCACAGCUGUGGGCGGUGUUGGUUACUCUGCUAAAGAUUGCUCAUUCAACGAGGGCCUAUGAAGGAGAACACGCAGUGGAAUUAAAUAAGAAGGAGAAAAAAAUGAUACUGUGCAGUGGAAAAAUGGGGAAGAGUAAACCACUGUUUGGAAGACUUAAACAAUAGAGAACUGGCAGUGAUAGUAUGUGUGUAUUGCUGUGCUAAUGAGCCUCCAAAUUAUUUUACAAUGUUAAAUUUAGUGCCCUAUUUCUGAGGUAUGAAAAAUUGUUGGCCGUAUUAGUCAGACUAGUAAAUAUGGGAAAACAAAUGUUAGCCUUGCUAUAAAUGCUACAGAAAUUAGUUUUUAACACUAUAGGCAGUGGCGGGGGAGGAUGUAUGCAGUAAAUCUAUGUAUUUUCAAUUUCCAGAUUGAUUAGGAUUCAUUAAGCUAUCUUAUACUUUGAAUUAAAAAGUGCAAUGAGAAUCCGCCUGCAGCAGAGUGCAUUGAAUCAAAAUGUUCAAUAGUUUGAGAUCUGUGUGAGUUGUUCUUGUGGUGCACUAAAAAAAUGUAAACACCACAGGAAUUUAGAUCUUAUUACUACAAAUAGACUGAUAGGAACUUGUGGUUCAUUUCCGGAGCCAGCAGGUUGUUUUCUUUAUAGUAGGUCAUUGAUUGGUUCUGUCUGUAAUUAGUGAGUGAAGAUUGCUUUAUAGAGCAAACCUGUAUUCUUUAGCAUAUUGUGUUCUUGAAGUUAAAAUCCUCAUGGUGCAGCCAUUAUUUAAUACCCAAAGGACUGAAAUGUAAGUUGUAUAAUGUGCAUUCGACAAUCCGUCAUUUCUUAGAGCUCUCCAGCCAUAUAAAAUGUUACAUAAUGUUGUUGCUUCAAAAGAAAUUGCAGGCUAUUGUCAUUUAUUAGAAAUCAAAGGGAGAGAGCUUUGCUGAUUUGUAAUGUGUAGAAAUAUCAAAACAUUGCAUUUACUUGUUUUUAUUAACGUUUGUCGUCCUAUUGGUAUUGGAGCAUCAGGCUCCCCUUUACAAAUUGAAAUAGUAAAGUAAAACUCCCCUCUCAAUCAGCAGCACCCUGGUCCUGCCACGAUUAUAAUUUUUCCCCUUUAAUGAUCAGAAGGUUAUUUUUGUUGUCCCCCCAUGUAAUAUAACUAGCCACUUACUUGAAAUGAUGUAGUAGACUAAGGUGUGUUGGCAUGUGUUAGUGACCUGUUGAUAUUUGCUAGUAAUGCGGUGGGCCAGGCUGUGUAGGUGUAUACUAUUGGCACAGAAUAGGCAAUUUAUAUGUGUAGCUACCAUAUAACUUGUGCUUCUGGCAGGUUGUUUGUGCAUGUUUUUUUUUUUGUUUUGUUUUUUUUUUUUCUUAAUGCUAGGGUUUACUCUCUAACCCGUGAUGAGGCCACAUGACACAUGCUAAUUAUGAUUUUUAUUCCUUCAUCUUUUUGAACUGCUUUUUUCCCAUUGAAACAUACGUUCAAUGAGUAGUUUUUCUAUAGCUUACAUCAUAAAGAUGUUUAAUUUGCUAAAUUAUUGUUUUUACAGAAUAAAUGCAGUGAUUAUGAAUUGUUAGUGUUGGUUGUUCGUUUUGAGCCAAAUUAAUGUGGCUACACAGGGCCUUUUAAAUUUCUCUAAAGAAAUCUUAGUUAGACUGUACUUAACACCACUAAGGAAGUCAGCAGGAAGCAUUUUCAUUGCUGAGGUUACUAUGUUUAUGCAUUUGUCUUUGUGCCUGCCAGAUAUCCUUGGUCCUAGAAUCGUUUGAGGAAGGAAGUAUUGAAUUAGCAAAUAUUUGAAAUGUCUCUAAUGUUGGAAGCUGAAAGAGUAAAAUACCCCUUCAUCUUGGAGAUAAACGUUAUCAGUUCUAAAAUGGGUUUCUAUUAAUGUUCAUUUGAGUAGUUCCCACAUGUUAGAAGUUUCAGACUCCAGCGCUUAGGUUGUUUUUGUUUUUUUUUAAUUAAAGUCUUGCGGUGCUUUGGAAAAAUGUUUACAGUUGUGUUCCCAUUUAGACUGUUACAGGCUGAAUGGGAAUAUUCUCUAUUUGUUUGGAGCAGUUACGUGGUGCCUGUUGCCACUUCAAUUUGCAGCCCGUUGACUGACAUACUCUCCUUAGCAUGAUUCUAACAUAGGAAGAUUUAGCUUGGCAACUAUCAGACCCUGAUUUGCUGAGUAAAGUGUGAAUGACGAAACCAUCCCUAGCCGUUUUUUUUUUUUUUGUUUUUUUUUUAACCAAGUGAUGGUUAUAAAUGACAUCCAAAUGUUAUGCCAGUUUAGGAAAAGAAAUGGGAGUUCUUAAAAUAACACUAUAGUGUUAGGAAUACAAAGCUGUCCAGAGGAGUGUCUGGCCUGCUUGAGCAGAGAAGAGCAGGGCUGGAACUGGAGGACGGGCGGCUCAUCUUCUUAAGGCAGGGGAAGAGGGGCUUGUGGGACCUUCCUGUGUAGUGUGUUAAAUUGGGGAGCGGGGGGCAGUGUAUUCAUUUUAAGAGAGGAAGGGAGGGGAUCAGUGUAUUAAAUUGGGAUAAGGAGGGGGCAGUGUAUUAGAGUAAUGUGAGAGAGGGCAGUGUAUUAAAUUGGGGGGGAGGGCAGUGUUUUAAAUUAAUGGUAGGAAUAGGGGCAUUGUAUUCAAUUAGACUGCAGGGAGGGGGCAGUGUAUUAGAUUAAGGGGCAGGAUAUAAAAAAGGGAGCGGGAGGGGCAGUGUAUUGGAUUUGGGGUAACGUAUUAGAUUGGGUCUGCAUGGAGAUGCUGUUUGGCCACACAUGCACAAUAGCCUUACAAUGCUUUCCUGUGGGGAUCAUCAAGUUUGAUCUCAGCCAAAGUGCAGAACUCACUCCCAGGACUUCAAAAUCAACUAGAUAACAUUAUUUGGUUUUUUUUUUCAGCUGUGCAACAGCAUACAUUCAUCAUUUCAUUACCAAACUUUUCUUUGGACUGAAACAUUUGCUAUAUGCAAAUGCACAUGUCCUUAAAAUAAAUUUGCUCUUUUGUUUACUUAGAAGCCCUACGAGCUUGAGGACGUCCAGUGUCAGUUAGGCAACUUUGUUUAUAAUGUAAUUUUCUAAAUAAACCUACAUUUCUAUGAAUUUUUUUUUUUACGGCCCACAUAAACUUAAACCUUGUUUAUUUGGCCCGUGUUAACCUUUGACUUUGACAUGCUUGGACUAGAGCAAUGUUUCCAAAACCAGUCCUCAAGACCCACGAGUAGUCCAGGUUUUGUCAGUAUCUUCACUGGAAUAAAACAGGGAAAUACAUAAAUCCUUUACUAUUGGUGUGCCAUGAGGACUGGUUGGGAACCAGUGGACCAGAGUCUUUUUCUCAACCUAGAUUACUAUGCAGCUAUAAAGCAGUAAAAGAUUUCCUUCAUUAUCCAGUUUACGUUUUCUAUCAUUAAAGGAACACUGUAAGAGCCAUAACAUCUACACCCGGUUUUAGUUUUUUGGGUGAUAGGAGCCAGUAGUUUGACACAGAACCAAAUGACUGCACCUGCAACCUACUACCAUGAAUGGUUUUGGUACUUGGCAUGCCCUUUUGAAGGCCCGCUAAAGUCACCCCAACCACUUCAUCUCAAUGACUUCAGUUUUGGUAAUCCUGUCAUUUUGACCCUUUAAUGUUAAACUUUGCUUUUUCUCUAGAAAGGGUCAAAUGCACCUCUAAUGGCUGGUAGCCACUAGAGCCACUUCCUCCUCCAUGGCAGAAUUAAACUCUGCUAUUCAACCAGAAUGUCUCGUAUAGACAAUUUGAUUGCAUGCAUAAUAAUUAUUAUGGAUUGUAUAGGGAACAAAGCUGGAAAAUGUGUAUCUUCCUUUCUUUGUCUUGAAUUAAUUAUAUUCCUAUAAACUUUAAGCACAAAAAUGGACAGGGUAUAUUUGGAAGUCGUAAACAAAAAUGUAAAAUGAUGUAAAUUUUCAUGAUUUUAGUUACAGGGCUCCAUAUUUUUAGUUAAUGGGAUCUCUGAAAAAUUGACAAUUGAAUAUCAAAUUUCUAUUAAAAAUAGCCAGAAUGGAAGAAAUAUUCCAUAUUUCUCUAGUUUGGUUUUGGUAACUACUUUCCGAUAUAGUUGCUAUGCCCUCUCGGUUUAGUUUUUUCCAGUCAUUUGUUUUCUUCUGCUAUACAGUACUUGCAAUGUCCAUAAAUAUAGUUUUUUUUUUGUUUUUGUUUUUUUUUUAUCUUCAUUAUCAUAGUUUUGACGUGUCAAAUAGCUGCCUGCACUAGCUAAACAAAACUGUUAACCAUAUUCUCUUUUCUUUAUUUUCUCUUUUCAGAGUUAUCAGUAAAGUGGUGCCUACUCCAGAUGGCAAACAAUCCGCUCCACUAGCUCUGCCUAAAUCUCCACCACCGGCCCCAUCUCCUGCUCCCGCACCAGUUGUCAUUCCUCCGCCUCCUGUCAAAGCUCCUCCAGUUCCAGCAGCUCCAUCACCAGCUCCUAAACCUGCUCCUCCUCCUGCUGCUGCUGGAAAUACUAGCAACUCUAGAACACCAGUCAGGAGUGUGGUUACGGAGACAGUCAGCGUUUAUGUAGUGAGUACAUAUAUUUAACCGGUAUACAAACAGAGGAAUGCAAGGGUGCCCACAGAUGAGACUCUUGCUGUUCAUAUAACUUUUGCAUAGGUAGUUUUAAUUCUGUUUAUAUAUGGAAGGGUUCAUUGGUUGGGUGUGUUAGUAGAUGCACUCAGCCAAUGGAUUGUGUCUAAAAUGAUUAUUGCUAAUGCAGAAGUUGUACUACACAUUAAUGAUAUGGACAGUGAGUGGCUGGGCCACAGGCAUGGUUUGAUGCAGAAGUGUGUGCAAGCUGGUACCUAUGAUGUUUCCCAUUCAGAUAGUCUGCGUGAGUUUCUGUUCUAAACUAGACUGACACAUAGAAUUCCUAUCACAUCAUUAUGCAAGAAGCAUGUGUUACAAGUAUGUAACGUUCAAAAUGACUAAGUUGUUACUCAGGGGUAAUUGCAGCCAUGCAAAACCAUUUCUGAGAAUUUUUUUUAUAAAAGAUUUUUUUUUUCCAAUCUGGUUAGCAUGUGCAGCACUGGUUCAUGAACUCUUUGUGACUAAAUGGCAUUUGUGAACUGUACCACUUGGAAGCAGUAGCUUUUCCAGUUUAGUUUUCCUCCCCAUGUCCUUUAAUUCAAAGUGACAGAGAUGUCAUAAAGUAAAUGGAAAGUUACUCAGUAACCACUUUUUAUAUACUUGAUCUUAUCAGCAAGUUGAAUUCAAGUAUUUGGCUAAUAAGUAAAUAUGCAAAACAAGGAACAGUCUCCUCUGCUGCUAAUUACAUGUUUGGUGUACCCCUAAUAAGGUGCAUACUUUAGAUUUAUAAGGCUUCAGUCAGUAUUUGCACACACUGUAAAUUAAACUAUUUCUGCAGAAUACAGUUUUACCUUACAAUGACCCUGGGACAGGUGCAUUGUGGGACAUCUCUUGGAUCAUUUAUGAGAUCAGUGAUGAAAACGUGAACUGUUUGCGCACACAUAUUUUGUAACUCUGUGCUCUACGGUUCAGUAGUGAGAUUUGAACAGUCUGUCUGACUUCUAUGGUACAUGACAGAGUACAGGGAAACACAAUCUACUAACUGGAAUCCAUAAAUAAAAUAAAGAUUUAAAGGAACUAACACUUUUUUUUUUCUUCAAAAUUAACCUAUUUCAGCUUACAGUCCACUAUUGGGCAUUGCUACCAGGUCCCACGCCAUGAAAAGUGUAAUAUUUUUUUUUUUUUUAAAGUAAAGUUUAACAUUACCUUUAACCCAGUGGCAGGCAAUGCUUCCGGUGCUGAUCUCCCUCCUCUGUCUGACGUCACAGAGGUCCUUACGCGGUCCAAUCACAGGCUUAUCAUAGAGAAGCCUGUGUGUGACUGGACAGUUUCACUGGUUCAGAGCACAUACACCAAUCUGAGCUGGCGUGCGAGGGAGGGGUUUUGGAGGUAAUUGUGUUAAUUUAUAUAAAAAUAAAAAAAUUGAGCGACGGAGGUAGGAACACAGUGUGUUUUUGGCAAAUCCCUCUAUUCCUCUUUUAUAUCUUGAUGUCCCUCUUCUAUGAGCUACACAUUGCUGAGCUCCACAGCAAUGUGUCUUUAAACUACAAAUAUAUUUUGUGCAGGAUUUGUUUUUUUUGUUUUUUUUUCUUAUUAUUCUUAUUUCUAGACAUCCAAAUGCAUGCAUUUACAGUAGAUAUUUUUGCAUGAAAACGUAUUUAGAAUUCUACUGAAAGGUUAAUGGGGCCAUUACUAUGAAAUAUAAAUUAUGCAAUCUAGAUGUGCCCAUUUAUGGAAGGCCUUGACAAAUCCUAGGUCGCCAAGGCUCCUAGGAAUUUUGUUCUGGCACUUGGUUAUAGGUCAGCCCGUUCCCUCCGAGGAGGCCAGCUGAGGGAGAAUCGAGGUGGUGGCAAACUACGCAGAUGGACAACGAGGGAGCUGUAAUAUUCCUUCCCUACUUACUCCGCUCCCCUGCACAUCCUGCUGUGAUCCCAGGAGCCUGAACAUGACAUUCUGGCCCCAGCAUCACUAAAUGGCGCACGAGGGAGCAGAGCAAGAAGAGUUUGGAGAUUUCAGCACAGCCCCACACUAGACUGUGGCAAAAUAUUCCAAUCCAGCUGUCCCAAAGGUUAGGGAGGCUGGGUGCACUUAAAUAAAAAUAAAAAAAGGUUUGUAAGUGUAUGAGAAAGUAAGUGUGCGUGUGUGUAAACGAGUGUCCGUAUCCUUCCCAUUAGAAAGCAUUGGGAGGCUGUUGCGCAUGUGUGGCAAAAAUCCGCAUCUCUAUGGAGAACAUUCAGCGUUCUAUGCUACGCACUGCAGCAUUGGACUAAGAAGCACUCUAGUGGCCAUCUGAGUGACUGUUACUAGGCAGCAAUGUAAACACUGCAUGUUCUUUGAAAAGCAUUUAAAACAUUGAAAAGCCUGCAGUGUCAGGCUAUAGACAUCAGAACCAGUACAUUAAGAAUUACACACCCACACAAACAUACAUACAUACCCACCUACUCCCACACAUCUAGAGCUAAAAGAGAAGCUAAAAAAGAUUGUGGGAAAAUUAGGCAGUAGUAAUACCAGUUGUGAUGGGAUAGUGGGAGAGUGGCUUCUGCAGAUUCCUGGUGAGAUAUCUGAUAACUCUGUGCAGAAGAGUGCAGUUCUAGGUACAGAUAAGAUACUGCGCAGAGCUGUUAGACUCCCAAGAGUUUGGUAGAGGACCAGAGAAGCAUACAUAAACAGCUAGGAUUGGAGCCAGUUUUAAAAAAAAAAAGCUUUUUUUUCCCAAGGACAAAAAUAGAAUUUUACAUCCUUGAUACCAUAUUGCUAAAACCACUCAAACCUACGGAACCUAAUCCCAACAUGUACUAAAAAUAUUUACCUAUUUACAGAGCUGCACAAGUGGAUAAAAAUGGGUGUCUGACUUUUGAUUUAACAGGUUUUCUUUUUUACAGAUCCGAGAUGAGAUGGGCAACCAAAUAUGGAUCUGCCCUGGGUGCAACAAGCCUGAUGACGGCAGCCCAAUGAUUGGUUGUGAUGGAUGUGAUGACUGGUAUCACUGGUAAGAUUUAUUUUUUUAGAUUGUAAAUGGGUAGACGUACAUCUAGAAAUGUGGUGAUUCUCAUUGUAGUGUUUUGCUCUGUAUGAAAGCAGCCUCAGACUACUGUAUUACAUGUGGUUGUGAAGUAGUAAGCAUCCAGUCCAAAUGUACUCAAAUAAUUUUUUUCCCCCCUCCCAAAAAUGUUUGAAAUAGCAUAUAUUUUAUCCCCAAAUAGGCUCAUGUUUCAUAGAGCACCCAAAUAUGUGGUGUAUUUGUGUGAUUUCAUUAUAGAUUUCAGGUCCACUUUAAAGGAUCACUAUAGGGUCAGGAACACAAACCUGUAUUCCUGACCCUAUAGUGUUAAAACCACCAUCUAGCCCUCCUGGGCCCCUCAUGCCUCCCUAAAAAUAGCAAAAUCUUACUUGUAUUCAAGCCUGAAGCUGUAUCAUGCUGUUUGACUCAGAAUAGUCAAUAGUCAAAACCUGUCUGCUGACAUCAUCAGAAGUGGUGACAUGAUCCAAUCACAGUGCUUCCCCAUAGGAUUGGCUGAGACUGACAAAGGGGCAGAGCCAGCAUGAUUCAAACACAUGGCCAAUCAGCAUCUCCUCAUAGAGAUGAAUUGAAUCAAUGAAUCUCUAUGAAGAAAGUUCAGUGUCUGCAUGCAGAGGGUGGAGACACUGAAUGUUUGGAUGCAUUUUAGGCAGCCAUAACCCAGGAAGGAUCUCUAACAGCUAUCUAAGGAGUGGCCAAUGAAGUUAUCCCUAGGCUGUAAUGUAAACACUGCAUUUUCUCUGAAAAGACUGUUUACAGCAAAAAGACGGAAGGUAAUGAUUCUGCUCACCAGAACAAAUUCAAUAAGCUGUAGUUGUUCUGGUGACUAUAGUGUCCCUUUAAAUGCCUUAUGUAAUUUGUGCAUUAUCCACAUUCUGCUAAUACUGUAAGUUACCCUUUGUGAUACCAAAUAUUUCUGAAACUCCCAGACAUCUAUGUAUGCACAGUGAAAGUAUAGCAUAGUAAUCCUUUUACCUGGAUUGCUGUAUCUUUAUUAAUUUUGGUAGUGCUUAGUGCUCUGGGUCAAACUAUCCAUUUAUGGGCACUGAGCUUGUCUUCACCUUUACCGUUCAUGCUGAUAAGAGAAGGGGAAACUAAGAGGCUUUGUUUAUCUGCACCAUGCAUAAAUGAAAUAAUACUGAUUGACAGCCUGUUCUUCCAUUUAAACUGAUUGACCAGAGAUCAGCAUUAUAGUUUUCCAUACAAUUGGGAAAUUACAUUGUUCUUUAACCUGCACAAAACAAACAUUGAGCAUCAAGUAAAUUGUUUACAGAACCUCACAAAUUUUUAUUUACUUUGUUUUUUGUUUACCCUAUUUGACACAGAUUUUACUUGAAGUCAUAACUUUAGUUCAUGUUAAAACUUAAGUUGGCUCCAGUAUACUUGAGUUGGACAAUAUGACAGGAGAAUCACCAUGCCAGAUUUUAAAAAUCCUGUUUUUGUUUUUUUUAAUAGAACUCAUUAAGGUGGAAAUAUUUUAUUUAUAUGUGUGUUCGUAAAUGACUAGCUCUGUUUUUCUUGGCCCUGGUCCCACUCAUGCCUGAUGCAAAUGGUGGUCUUAUAGGUCCUCACAUUUGCACCGUGUUUUAUUAGAGGACUCUUUAAAGGACCACUAUAGUCACCCAGACCACUUCAUCUUAAUGAAGUGGUCUGUGUGCCAAGUCCCUCUAGGGUUAAUCCUGCCUGCUGUAAACUUAGCAGUUUCAGCGAAACUGCUAUAUUUACAUUUGGGGUUAAGCCAGCCUCUAGUGGCUGUCUUCCAGACAGCCACUAGAGGCGCAUCUGUGACGCUGGAGGCAUUUAAUGCCUCCAUCAUGCAGAGCGUCCAUAGGAAAGCAUUGAAAAAUGCUUUCCUCUGGACACUUUGCGCGCACGGCACUGAUGCGCAUUCCGCUGCGCUGACGUCGGCGGGGGAGGAGAGGUAAGGGAGCCCGGCGGUGGAAGAAGGAGAGUAACUGAAGGGGUUUAAACCCCUUAAGCACCAGGGGAGGGGGACUCUGAGGGUGGGGGCACCUUUAGGGUACUAUAGUGUCAGGAAAACAGAUUUGUUUUCCUGACACUAUAUAGUGAUCCUUUAAAUAGUGUAAAGAAUAUGAUUGUGUGACUCUCCGUUCUAUCUUCCACAACAGAGUAUAGCAAGAAAGUUUGUCAUUUACUAAUAUUUUACUAUAGCAGACAAUCUGUCUAAGUAUAUACUGUAAAUAUUUAAAGUCGAUCUUUCCCUUACUGGGUUUUUUUUGCUUUUCUGGAGGGUGCGAAGCAUUGUCUGCUGAUAUCUUACAAGCAAUUACGAAGUAUGACAUCAGUAGUCUUGUUGGAUCUUCUGAGAGUAUCAUUCAGAAGAUCCAAAAAGAUUACAGAGCUUGUAUAGCAAGUGCAGUGGCAUCGAUAAAAAUUGGUUUUGUGCGUCUGGAGAAUUUGAUGUACUGUAUUUGUGAUUGUAUGACCUGUUGAUAAAAUUAAAAUUUUCCCUGCACUCUUUGCUUUUACAGGCCUUGCGUUGGAAUCAAAGAUGACCCAACUGAAGAUGAAUGGUUUUGUAAGAAAUGUGAUACCAAGAAGAGAGAUAAAAAGCACAAGAAAAGGAAGCACAAAGCUCAUUGAGAUGAUCACCUUUUGGAUCCCUUCCUUCGCUUUUCUUUACUGCUACCACUGGAGAGCUAAAGGAAACCUGUAACAGUUCAGCUGUUGUCUAGAGAUCCCAUUGUGCUUAAUCUGUGAAUAGUCGGAUUUGUACACAGGGCUGACACAUGAAAGGUUGACCACCUUAGUUCUGGAGGAACGUAUAGCUAUGUAGCAUACUUCUGCAAUCCAUUCUUGUGGACUUUUGAGCCAGUGGAAAAAGAGUCUAGGUUAUUGGCCUGCCGUUGCUCUGACAGUAAUUCAGCCACAGGAUAUAGGACAGAAAUAGGCAAGACUGCUCAUUACCCCUUUUUCUCUGUUCGGCAACAGCCCUUAAUUAUUGUAUCAUAAUUUAUUUCGUUGUUUCAUUGUUUUCACAAAACUGUACUUUAAAUGGAUUUUGCAAUCUCUAUAAGACCUGUAGUGAAUGAUUUCGUAGACUCUGAAAGAAUGGUACCCAUUUUGAUUUCAAAGCCAUGCUGUUCUUGCUAAUUAGUACAUAUUUUGGUUAGAAAAAUAUACACAGAUCCAUUUUAUUUUAUUUUUUCUGUUCCUAUAAAUAAAACCGCUUUUUGUCUUUUCAAAAUAUAUAUAUAUUUUUAAAAAAAAAUCUUUCUAUCAUACAAUUAUUUCCUAGGAGUUUUCAUUAUCUGUAAUAUAUUUUAAAUUUGUUUUGAUUUUUUUUUUUUAAUACAUGUCCAAAUAUACGGUGUUCCUACUGCAUGUACUUGGCAUACAUUGGUUUAAAUUCCUUUACAUUUGCUCCUCCCUCAGUUUUUUUAUUUUUUUACUGAGUUGCAUUACAAUCUGCUGAUCAUAACAAGCUGGAGAGAUGUAUUUCUGUAUAAACCUUUAUAUGCUGUUGUCUCUGCUUGUUUUACAAUGGAGCUUAAGCGGCAUUGAGUAUGUGCGUUUUGUAUAUAUUAAAGGUGUGUCUCAAAUAUAUCUGCUGCCUCCUUUACCUUCAGAUUUGUUGGAACAUAUAUAAAAAGAAUGUUAUUGGCACAGCUUAUUUUACAAAAAACAUACAUGUAGAAUAGAUUAUGCUCUAUAGCCGUAUAUAGGCUCUUCAGUGUCUCUUAUUAUAACUCAAAUUACUUAUCACAUAAGUUUUGUGUUUUAUCUUUCUCCAGUUAAAAUGUACUAUAUAGAGUAGUAUAAAUAUGUACAUCUCAAAGUCAGAAUGUGAUUUUGCCAACAAACUUGCUGAUACUGCUCCAUGUCAAAUAUCUUGCUCGGCCCAUAUGCAAAGAACAUUUUUGCAUUGUAUUUUAAUCCCUUUUUUUAUGGCUGAAAUUAACCCCUUAUGGACCUCUGACGUAUCAGGUACGUCCGGCAAAAAACGGUUGUUAAUGACCUUGGACGUACCUGAUACGUCCGCGGCGAGUUAGAGGGCUGGAAGCAAUCAUGAUCGCUUCCAGCCGUUCUGAUGGUAUUGCAACGAUGCCUCAACGUCCAAUCAGAGCUUGCCCCUACAACCAUAUUAUUCUAACUAUGAUUCACAUUUGUCUGAUCAGUUCAAUAUUAGUAAAUAUUGACUGAUCAGUAUGGAUCUCCCUCCCUCUCUUCACUUGUGUUUUAGUGAGAGAGAAAGAGAGAUCUGUGUUUUAGAUAGAGAGAUUUAGGUAGGGAUUUGUGCAACCCAAAGGCUCUUUUCAGAGCCCUUAACCCCCUAAAGCCCAGCCAGACACGAGACUGUAACUACAGACCGGAUUGAAUAAGGAUCACUCCCUAUUAUUACUUCAUUUGAUUAAGGUAUAUUCUUCUGAACGCCUCUCCUUCAACAAUUGAUUUGACAUCUUACUGGUAGUGAACAGAUUCAAUUCUAAGGUCCACAUCUACAGCAUACAUAAUAUGUGGUGAGAUCCAACCAUUUUUUCAUCAUCUGAACAGUGCACAUUUUUAAUUUUUGUCAGAUUUUUAUUUUU
Molecule: messenger RNA, 96978 nt
Organism: Pelobates cultripes (western spadefoot toad)
Lineage: Eukaryota; Metazoa; Chordata; Amphibia; Anura; Pelobatidae
Source: the annotation of a GenBank genome assembly